AUGUCAACACAGGCGCCGACGUUCACACAGCCGCUGCAGAGCGUCGUGGCACUAGAGGGUAGUGCCGCGACGUUCGAGGCUCAAGUUAGUGGUUCUCCAGUUCCUGAGGUGAGCUGGUUCCGUGAUGGCCAGGUUCUUUCCGCCGCCGCUUUGCCCGGCAUUCAGAUCUCGUUCAGCGACGGCCGCGCUGUUCUGAGGAUCCCCGCUGUGACCGCCGCACACAGCGGGAGAUUUUCUAUCAGAGCCACCAACGGCGCUGGACAAGCCACGAGCACCGCCGAACUCCUGGUUACAGCCGAGACGGCGCCUCCAAACUUCCUUCAGAGACUGCAGAGCUCCACGGUGAGACAGGGCAGCCAGGUGAGGCUGGACGUCCGAGUCACAGGAAUCCCAACACCUGUGGUGAAGUUCUACAGAGAGGGAGCCGAGAUCCAGAGCUCGGCGGACUUCAGGAUCCUCCAGGAGGGAGACCUGUACAGUCUGCUGAUCGCUGAGGCCUUCCCAGAGGAUUCUGGGACGUAUUCUGUGACCGCCACCAACAGCAGCGGACGGGCCACGUCCACCGCCGAGCUGCUGGUUCAGGGUGAAGAAGCUGUACCUGCUAAGAAAACCAAGACUAUUGUGUCCACAUCCCAGAUGACGACUUCCCAGACCCGAGCACAGAGGAAGGUGGAGGCGAGUUUCCAAGCCACCACCAUGAUGGAGAUGCACGUGGAAGGAGGAAUGAUGACUCAGCAUUUGGCUCACAAGACUCCCCCGCGGGUUCCCCCGAAGCCGACCUCCAGGUCCCCGCCGUCCUUCGUUUCCAAGGUGGCGGGAGGACGCCAGCAGUCGCCUUCACCUGUCAGACACGUGAAAGGGCCGACGCCCGCAGCCGUCAGACCCGUCUCUCCUUCCGCCAGACUGUCCGUCUCUCCCAUCAGACCGGUCAAGUCCCCCAUCAUGACCCGCAAACAGAUUUCUGCCUCUGCGGAGGUCCUGCCUCCCUGGAAGCAGGGCGACUACGUGGCUGAAGCCAGCUACACCAGCAUGUCCAGCAUGUCCAGCAUGACCAGCGUGAGCAGCGCCGCCCAGCUUCACAUGGAGAAGCACUGGGAGCAGCAGGUCACCGCCACCAGAGAGGACCAUAAGACCGUGGCGGUGGCUACCGUGGUGGCGGCCGUGGAUCAGGCUCGCAGCCGGGGCCCGCAUGAGGCCGGCGUGUCCGGAGAGCAGGCUGAGGGAGGGGUGAAAGCCGGGGCGGUGGCCACGGUGGUGGCGGCCGUUGACCUCGCUCGGGUCCGCCUGCCCGUGCGUGUGGAGGGCGGGCGAGCUGAGGAGGAGGAGGCCGUAGAGGCGGAGCUGAAGCAGCAGGCGGCGGCGACUGCAGUGAAACAUGUCGUCGUAGCUAAAACGCUGCCUGCUGAACCGCCGGCUGCCGUCGCUGCCGCCUCAGAGCAGCGCCGGGUCCAGGUCUCCCAGAUUCAGACAACAACAGAGAUCUCCACCCACGUGGACUCCGGCGUCGCCCCGUCUCCAGUCCCACAUUUCACAGUUUCUAAAGUUUCUGUUCCUAAACAUGAACCGAGCCACGAGGUGUCCAUCGCUGGCUCUGCUAUCGCCACUCUGCAGAAAGAGCUAAGAUCCUCCUCUCCCAGGAAGAUCAUCAAGCCCGUCAAGUCUCCCAGUCCGUCACGCAGAGCGGUGGAGGUGCGGGCGACGCCGGAGCCCCUCCCACCGCCGUUUAAAGACGUCCGAUACCAGAGUCAGUUUGAGUUACAGCCGGGCGGAGCUUAUGCAGUGAGUGAGGAGGAGUUUGAGGACUGGGAGCCACAGGAGGCGGCUGCAGUUCCCACCAGAGCUCAGGAGCCCGUCGUUCCUCCCACUCUGAUCGCUAGCCUGAAGAAUGUGACGGUGACAGAGGGCGAGUCGGUGACUCUGGAGUGCCAGAUCAGCGGCCACCCCGCUCCCGUUAUCAUGUGGUUCAGGGAGGACUACAAGAUCGAGAGCUCUAUCGACUUCCAGAUCAGCUACACGAACGGAUACGCCCGGAUGGUGAUCCGCGAGGCGUUCGCCGAAGACAGCGGGCGCUUCACCUGCACCGCCACCAGCGAGGCGGGCACCGUCAGCACCUCCUGCUACCUGCUCGUCAAAGUUUCAGAAGAAAUCGAGAGCAGAGAGGAAACGACCGUCACUGAGAUUGGAAUCACUCAGGAGAAAACUGUUGCCGUGGAGACAAAGGAACAGGUGGUGGCGGAGGUGAGUGCCGGAGAGGCCGCCGCUCCCUUCUUCAUCAAGAAGCCGAGCGCUCAGAAGCUGGUGGAGGGGGGAAGCGUCGUCUUCGAAUGCCAGAUCGGAGGAGUCCCCAAACCUCACAUCAUCUGGAAGAAGAGCGGAGUGCCGCUCACCACUGGAUACAGAUACAAAGUCGCCUACAAGAAGGAGACCGGAGAAUGCAAACUGGAGAUCUCCAUGACCUUCGCUGAUGAUGCUGGCGAAUACUCCGUCUUUGCCAAGAAUCAACAUGGAGAAGCCUCAGCCUCCGCCAGCCUGCUGGAGGAAGGGGAAUAUGAAGCCUACAUGAAGCAGCAUGACGUGACCUAUAAAACUGAAGUGACGACGACGGUGGUUCAGGAGCCCUCUGUGGUCGUGAGUCAAUAUGAGCUGGAACAGAGGAGAGUGACCACCCCCAUGAGCUUUGUCUCAGAAACGGAAUUUCUUAUUUCUGCCUUUGAAGAGAGGAUCAUCCAGGAGAUUGAGCUCCGUAUCAUGAGGAUCACCUACAGAGAGCUGGUGAUUGAGGACGGAGAGCUGAUUGUGACUGCAGCAGAGGAGGAGGCGGUGCAGCCGGCCUUCGACACGCCGGUCAAAAACUACAGGAUCAUGGAGGGAAUGGGUGUCAUUUUCCACUGCAAGACAGGUGGAAACCCACUGCCAAAGAUUGCUUGGUACAAAGACGGCCAGCGCAUCAGGCCUGGUGGCCGUUACCAGAUGGAGGUUCUUCAGGAUGGACGAGCCAGCCUUCGUCUGCCCGUGGUCCUGCCGGAGGACGAGGGCGUGUACACCGCCUUCGCCACCAACAUGAAGGGAAAUGCCGUCAGCUCUGGGAAGCUCUACGUGGAGCCGUCCGGAGCUGUAACCCCUCAAAGAUACACACCACAGCCAGCUAUGCAGAGGAUCAGAUCCACAUCUCCUCGUUCUAUGAGCCGCUCCCCCGGCCGUUCUCCCAGCCGUUCUCCCAGCCGUUCUCCCGCCCGCAGGCUUGACGAGACAGAUGAGGCUCAGCUGGAAAGACUCUACAAGCCUGUGUUUGUCCUGAAACCUUCCUCAAUAAAAUGCUCUGAGGGGCAAACUGCCAGAUUCGACUUAAAGGUUGUUGGCAGACCCAUGCCCGACACAUACUGGUUCCACAACGGACAACAAGCGGUCAACGACUACACCCACAAGAUAGUGAUUAAAGAGGACGGUACCCAGUCCCUGAUCAUCGUCCCAGCCUUGCCACAAGACUCUGGAGAGUGGACAGUUGUCGCUCAGAACAGAGCUGGACGGACUUCUGUCUCUGUAACUCUUACUGUUGAUGCUCGAGAAAGCCUGGCACGCCCUCAGUUUGUUGAGAAGCUGAAGAACAUCAGUGUAAAGCAGGGCACUCUGGUUGAGUUGGCCGUCAAAGCCAUUGGAAACCCCCUGCCUGACAUUGUCUGGCUGAAAAACAGUGACAUUAUCAGCCCACACAAACACCCACACAUCAAGAUUGAUGGAACUAAAGGAGAGGCCAAAUUCCAGAUUCCCUCAGCUGCAGGCACAGACAGCGCCUGGUACACUGCUACAGCCAUCAACAGGGCUGGCAGAGACACCACCCGCUGCAGAGUCAAUGUAGAGGUGGACUUUGCUGCUCCUCAAGCUGAGAGAAGGCUCAUUAUCACCAAAGGAACCUACAAGGCCAAGGAGAUCGCUGCUCCAGAGUUGGAGCCCCUUCAUAUGCGAUAUGGUCAAGAGCAGUGGGAGGAGGGCGACCUUUACGACAAAGAGAAGCAGCAGAAACCACAGUUCAAGAAGAAGUUGACCUCUGUCCGCAUGAAGCGCUUUGGUCCGGCUCAUUUCGAGUGCAGACUGACCCCCAUCGGUGACCCCACGAUGGUAGUGGAGUGGCUGCAUGACGGCAAACCCCUGGAAGCUGCAAACAGGUUGCGCAUGGUCAAUGAAUUUGGCUACUGCAGUCUUGACUAUGAAGUUGCUUACGCUAGAGACAGCGGCGUCAUCACCUGCAGAGCUACUAACAAGUUUGGAGUCGACCAGACCUCGGCCACCCUGAUUGUGAAAGAUGAGAAGGGCCUUGUUGAGGAAACACAGCUUCCUGAAGGCAGGAAGGGAGCGCACCGGAUGGACGAGAUGGAGCGCCUGGCUCACGAGGGAGGACCUGCAGGAGUCAGCACUGAUGAUGAAUUUGAAAAGACCAAACCUGAAAUUGUUCUGCUUCCUGAACCAGCCAGAGUGCUGGAAGGCGACAUUGCCCGAUUCCGCUGUAGAGUGACUGGUUAUCCAGCACCCAAGGUUAACUGGUACCUCAACGGACAACUUAUCCGCAAAAGCAAGAGAUACAGACUUCGUUAUGAUGGUAUUUACUACUUGGAGAUUGUCGACAUCAAGUCCUAUGAUGCAGGAGAGGUCAGGUUGGUUGCAGACAAUCCUCUAGGCACAACUGAGCACACUGUGAAGCUCGAGAUCCAACAGAAAGAGGACUUUAGAUCCGUGCUGCGUCGUGCUCCAGAACAGAAGGCAGAGGCUUCGCAUGAGCCCAGCAGAAUUGGAUUCGAUGUUGUGAAGGUUGACCGACCUGGCGAGUCCGCACAGGACAGGGAAGUUGUUAAGCUGCGUAAGACGCAGAGAAUUGUUCACGAGAAAACGUCAGAGGAGUCAGACGAACUGAAGAGCAAGUUCAAGCGCAGGACCGAGGAAGGGUUUUAUGAGUCCAUCUCUGCUGUGGAGUUCAAGUCUCGCAAGAAGGACGACUCCUAUGAGGAUCUACUGAAGAAGACCAAGGAGGAGCUGCUUCAUCACUUGAAGGAGAAAGAAGAAGCUGAGAGGAAGAGGUUGGAGGAACAAGGAAAAGUUACCAUCCCCACAAUCAAACCGGAGAGGGUCCAGCUGUCCCCAAGCAUGGAAGCACCCAAGAUCCUGGAACGCAUUGCAAGCAAGACAGUUGCUCCAAUGGAUGAGGUUCGCUUCCGAGUCAGAGUCGUUGGCAGACCAGAACCUGAGUGCCAGUGGUUUAAGAAUGGCAUUCAGGUGGAGAAGUCUGACCGGAUUUACUGGUACUGGCCUGAAGAUCAUCUGUGCGAGCUGGUGAUCAGAGAUGUCACGGUGGCGGAUUCUGCUAGCAUCAUGGUGAAAGCCAUGAAUGUUGCUGGCGAGGCCUCAAGCCAUGCCUUCCUGCUUGUGCAAGCCCAGGCAGCAGUCAGCUUUACACAAAACCUUGAGGACGCUAGAGCAAAUGAGAAGGACACCAUGGUGACUUUUGAGUGUGAAACCAAUGAACCUUUCGUCAAAGUCAAAUGGCUUAAGAACAACAUGGAGAUCUUCUCCGGAGACAAAUACAGAAUGCACUCAGACAGAAAGGUUCACUUCCUGUCUGUGCUGACAAUUGAGAUGAGGGAUGACGCCGAAUACAGUUGUGUGAUUGUAGACGAUGAGAGCGUCAGGACGAGCGCAAGGCUCCAUGUAGAAGGCGCUACCCUGGAGCUCAUCAAACACAUGGAGAACAUUGAGGUGCCAGAGACCUACACUGGAGAGUUUGAGGUUGAGCUGUCUCGUGAGGACGCUGAGGGCAGCUGGUUCUUCGGAGACAAGGAGCUCUCUCCCAGCAGUAAAUACAUCAUGUCCUCCCGCCGAGGAAGACACACCCUGUCCGUCAAGGAUGUCAAGAAAGUGGACCAGGGAAAAUAUACCUUCGUAUGUGGAGAUCUGACAACCAGCGCCUCACUGAAGAUGAAAUUGCGCCCGGUGACCCUGAUGCAGCCCUUGACCGACCUCACAGUGUGCGAGGGUGACAUCGCUCAGUUGGAGGUCAGGUUCUCCCAGGAGAACGUUGAAGGAACCUGGAUGAAGAACGGCCAGGCCAUCACCGCCUCGGACCGCGUCCACAUCGUAAUCGACAAACUGGUCCACAAGCUGCUGGUGGAGAAUGUCACCAGAGAUGACGCUGCUUCCUACUCUUUCGUGGUUCCCGCCCAAGACAUCUCCACCUCGGGAAAACUCAAUGUUCAAACGAUUGACAUUGUGGUGCCACUGAAGGACGUGUCCUCCAUCGAAGGCACCAAGGCUGUUCUGGAGGCCAAGAUCUCCGCUCAGGACAUCACCUCGGUCAAAUGGUACCAUAACGACAAACUGCUGAUGCCCAGUGAACGAUUCCAGAUGGUGGCAAAGGGAUCCAAGCAGCGUCUGGUCUUCAGUAGGACCUACGCCUCCGACGAGGGACAGUACAAACUGGUGGUCGGCAAGGUCGACACCAGCUGCAGCCUCACUGUGGAAAAGGUACACAUUGUGAAGCACAUGGAGGACAAAGUGUGCUCCGAGUCCCAGAACGUGACCUUUAACGUCGAAGUUUCUCACCCCGGAAUCGACCCAGUCUGGACAUUCAGGAACCAGCAGCUCAAACCUGGACCCAAAUACAAGAUGGAGUCCAAGGGCAAGGCUCACUCUAUGACGGUCAUUGACGCCAUGAAGGACGAGGAGGGCCAGUACAUGUUCCACGCUGGUGAAAAGACAUCCAGCGCCAAGCUCUCUGUCUCCGGUGGAGCCAUCACACGGCCCCUGCAGGACGUGACGGUGGCGGAGUCUCAGAUUGCUGAGCUGGAGUGUGAAGUCGCCAACGCCAACGCUGAGGGCAAGUGGCUGAAGGAGGGUCACCCCGUGGACUUCAACGAGAACGUGGUGAGCGAGGUGAAGGGCGCCGUCAGACGCCUCGUCUUCGUCAUCACAAGACCGCAGGACGUCGGCGAGUACACCUACCAGGUGGCCAACUCCAAAACCACCGCUAACCUCAGGGUGGAGGCGGUGAAGAUCAAGAAAACUCUGAGGAACCAGACUGUGACAGAGACCCAGGAGGCGGUGUUCACGCUGGAGCUCACUCACACCGACGUGAAAGGAUCCCAGUGGAUCAAGAACGGCGUGGAGCUUCAGAACAGCGACAAGUACGAGAUCUCCUCCGACGGCGUGGUCCACACGCUGAAGGUCAAGAACUGCAACACGCAGGACGAGUCGGUUUAUUCCUUCAAACUGGGAAAACUGUCCGCCAACGCUCGGCUCAACGUGGAGACGAUCAAAAUUAUAAAGAAGAUUAAGGACGUGACGUCGCUGCUGAAUGGCACCGCCUCCUUCGAGAUGAGCCUGUCACAUGACGACAUCCCCGUCAGGUGGAUGUUUAAAGGCGCGGAGCUGAAGUCGAGCGACAAGUGCAAGAUACUGUCGGAGCGGAAAGCUCACAAACUGAUCCUGCAGAAUGUCGACAGUGGCGACGCAGGAGAGUACACCGCCGUGGUGGGACACCUGCAGAGCAGCGCCACGCUCACUGUGGAGGCCCUGCGAGUCACCAAACCCUUAAAGAGCGUGAAGGUCCCAGAGACCCAGGUGGCCACGUUCGAGUGUGAAGUUUCUCACUUCAACGUGCCGUCCACCUGGCUGAAGGACGGCGUGGAGAUCGAGAUGAGCGAGAAGUUCAGGAUCGUGGUUCAGGGGAAACUCCACCAGCUGAAGAUCAUGAACACCAGCACGGACGACUCUGCAGAGUACACCUUCAUCUGCGGGAACGACAGAGUCUCUGCGACGCUCACCGUCAGCCCCAUCCUGAUCACCUCCAUGCUGAAGGACCUGAACGCUCAGGAGAGGGACACCAUCACCUUCGAGGUCACGGUCAACUACGAGGGCAUCACCUACAAGUGGCUGAAGAACGGCGUGGAGGUCAAGUCGUCGGACAGAUGUCAGGUCCGCAGCCGGCAGCUCACGCACUCGCUCACCAUCCGAAACGUUCACUUCGGAGACGGAGGAGAGUACCAGUUUGUGGCCGGCUCCGCCGCCACCGCCGCUAACCUGUUCGUCGAAGCUCGUGUGAUUGAGUUCACCAAGAAAAUCAAGGACAUAAAGAUCACAGAGAAGAAGAAGGCCAUUUUUGAGUGUGAGGUUUCUGAGCCGAACAUCCAGGUGAUCUGGAUGAAGGACGGUCAGGAGCUGGACACCACCGAGGACAGGUACAUUGUGACGGCAGAGAAGUACGUUCACCGCCUGAUGGUGCAGACGGUUCGCAUGUCCGACGCCGGAGAGUAUUCGGUGGUGGCCGGAUCCAGCGUCUCCAAGGCCCAGCUGAUCGUGGAAGGUCGCGACAUCCGGAUCUCCGAACCUGCCGAGCGGGAAAUCACGGUUCUGGAGAAACACAGAGCGACCUUCGAGUUCGAGGUGAACGAGGACGACGUGGAGGGUCGCUGGCUGCGGAACGGGGUGGAGAUCCAGUUCUCGGUGGAGGAGAGGUUCAGCUACGUCGCCAUCAGGAAGCUGCACCGCCUCACCAUCUCCGAGACCUACAGGAGCGACGCCGGGGAGUACACCUUCAUCGCCGGCAAGAACAGGAGCACCAUGCACCUCCGAGUCAACAUCCCGGAGCCUCCUCAGAUCCUCCGACACAUGGAGCCCCAGUCGGUGGAGGCGGGUAAACCGGCUCGCUUCUCGGUGCAGGUGAGCGGCAUCCCUCAGCCUCAGGUCUUCUGGUACAAGAACUCCCAGGCCCUGUCCCCGGGCUUCAAGUGCAAGUUCCUACACGACGGCAACGAGCACUCGCUGCUGCUGAUCGAAGUGUUCCCCGAGGACGCCGCCGUCUACAACUGCGAGGCCAAGAACGACUACGGCACCGCCACGAGCACUGCGGCGCUCAACGUAGAAGUGUCAGAGGUGGUUUCUCCGGACUCCGCCGCCACCGUCGCUCCUCCUGUCGUCAUCUCGCCCAUCGCCAGCACCUCAGCCCGCGAGGGAGAGCCAGCUCGCUUCCAGUGCCGAGUCCGCGGAGACGAUGUGAAGAUCAGCUGGUUCCACAAGGAGAAGGAGAUCAAGCAGUCGGACUUCUUCAGGAUGUCUCAGUUCGACGACAGCUGUCAGCUGGAGAUCUCCAGGGUUUACCCAGAGGACGAGGGCGAGUACAGCUGCGUGGCCACAAACGGCGCCGGAACCGUGUCCUGCUCCGCCACGCUCACUCUGGACGGUGAGAGUCAAACAGCGAGCAGCCCUGCUGCGCCUCAGUGGCACGUCUCCACCAGCCUCACCAGCCUAAAGAAGCCCUCCAUCGGCCAAAAGCCAGUUUUCAUCCAGCCAAUCACGAGCUGCACGGUGCCGCACGGAGCGGUGGCCCGCUUUCACGCAUGUGUGUCCGGCAUGCCGAAGCCAGAGAUAAGCUGGUUCCACAACCGGCAGCCGGUUCGGCCCACCAAGAACGUGGUGUUUCACUUCGACGAGGUGACGAACACCGCCAUGCUCAUCGUGGUCGAUGCUUUCCCCGAGCAUGCGGGGCAGUACACCUGCAGAGCGGCCAAUACCGCCGGAGAGGCCGCGUGCUCGGCCACCCUCACGGUAACCACAGAAGAAGAAGUGACUCAUGUGAGAGAGCACAUUGAAGCCAAGAUUGAGCAAGAAGUGAAAGAACGUUGUAGCACCACCAUCACCACUGUGGAAGAACAAGAGGAAACCUACUACACUGGUGUCCAGUUACCACAGAAAACAAAAACACUUGAACUCAAGCCAGAGACCAAACGUUACUCUUCCAGUUUAGAGAAGAAAAAAGAAAAGCCAAUUUUCCUAAGCCAGCUCUCCCCAGCAGCUGUAACCAGCGGGGAAACAGCCAGGUUUACCGUUAAACUGUCCGGCUUUCCAAAGCCGACCGUUCAGUGGUCUCACAACGGAAAAUUCAUAAAGAGCUCCACUAUUUACAAGUUUAUAGAAGAGAAGGAGGAGUAUACCUUAGUUAUCACCAAGGUCACAUCUGAGUAUGAGGGCGAGUACUCUUGCACUGCCACCAACAGAUUUGGCCAGACAACAUGCACCACAUACCUCGAGGUGAAAAAGCCUGAUGUUAGCCAGGCGGAGAAAUGGGUUGAGAAGAUGUUUAAGGUCACAGGCCAACCUCCUGCUUUCACAGUUCAGAUCCAACCUGUACGGUGCUCAGAAGGAGGAGAGGUUUAUUUUAAUUACAAAGCCAGUGGUGAUCCAGUCCCUGAUGUGAAGUGGUUCAAGGGGGCUUUCCAAAUCCAGCCCAGUUCAAACUGUAUUGUUAUAGCGAACCCAGAUGCAUCUGGCUUCAUCAAUAUUAAGAGCGUCAAACAGGAAGACAGUGGCCUGUAUACAUGUAGAGCCUCCAACCAGUUUGGGGAGGCAUCUUGUAGCGCUGAGCUCGUUGUGUUCAAAGAACCAGUCUCUGUUUCUCACAAACAGGAACAGAUGACAGUGGUUCAGAAGAAAGGCUAUAAGGUUUCAAUGACAGAACAGGCAACAGAGUCUCGCUUGUACCAGGUCAGCCUCCCAGGCCAGGACAGAGCUAGGGCAGAUCAGAUGGUUUACACCAUCGGCACUGAAGACCGGCAGAUAAUUCCCAGUGAGCAAGUUGGCUCCCUUAGAGAACUAGAUAUCUCUGCUGCCACUAUUCAUCGCGAGCAGCUGACCCACCGGGCAGCAGUGCUUCAGUCUCAUGAGAUAGAGGAGAGGGUGUCUGUGGUUCCUACCCACCCGCCUCAGGUUUCAGCUGUUCCUGCAAAACAGCUUCACAUGGCAGCGUUUACAUCGUCUGUUGAAGAGAGUCAGGACCUCACAGAGCAGCACUGUGAUCGCAUUCAAAGCCCUGAGGUCACUGAACUUCAGGCAGCCAGAGAAAAGAGGUCAAUGGUGAUGUCAGCGGUUGCUGAGGAGCUCACCCCACUUUCUACUGUUAGCACAGAGCCUCUGGCUGACCGGAAGUCUACUACUGUCAGACCCACCUCAGAAGGUAAACAUCUAGUCAGUGGGCAUCAAGUAGAGUCACAACUGUCCAUCUUAAAAGAGCAGUCUCAGGAUAUCCCCAAACCACAAGAGGAGAAAGGUUACAAGGUUAAGGAAGGCGUUAAGAUUUUAUACUCAGCCCAGUAUGCAGAGAAACAGGUGCUUGCAGAGGGCCACACAACUAAACUAGCAACAACAGAUUCUGCUGUGAAGUCUUCUGUUGGGAAAGAACAGCACCGGCCAAUGUUGACCUCAGUCAACGAGUCUAAACAGACUCUUUCCAAGGAGACUAAGUUCUCCAUCCAGAGGCCUGCUGAGGAGACAGCCCAUCUCUGCAAAGAUAAAAUGAUGAAGGCAGCUCUAACUGCUGAAGAGAAGCAAACGCUGCAGGCUGAGCCCACUCAGCAGCUGCCAAGUCUGGACAGCGCCAUGUCCAUUCAGUCACAGGUAGAAGGAGAGCAGUUGUUGCACCUGCAGGUUAUCACAGACCAAGACCUCCUUCCAUCUGAGAAGGGCUUCUCCUGUGAGAAACCUGCACCAGAACAGGCAGUAACCAGUAAGAGUCCCACUCUGCUGCACACUGUUAGCCAGGAUGAGCAGAGGACAGUAGUUUGUGAGGACACGUCAGAGUUUGAGGCCAAGGCUAGCACCAUGACUAUCCAGCCCCAGAAAGAGGCCCCUACACUGCUGCAUCUCCAGUCAACCCAACCUGUGGAGGCACUACCCAAAGAGGGUAUUCUCAUAACUGAGAAGCCUGACCAGCAGGUGGCAGUGCAGAAACAAGAAAAGGCAAGGAGACAUGCUGCCAUUUUGGAAGAGCAAAGGGAGCUCACAGCAGAUUUUCACACCGAGCUGGAUUUGUCAGUGACUGGCAUUCAAUCUCAGCUUCGAACUGAGCCCAGGCCUCAAAACAUCCUCCAGGUCUCCUUCCAGCCCAUGCAGCUGCCAAAGGAGACCCCAGUAACUACAGAUGUCAAGCAGCAGCGAGCUUUGGUGCAGAAGGAGGAUCGCUUGAAUGUGAUGCAUGUCACCAGUGUGGCAGACAGUCAGGCCUUAGAGGAGGGUCACACUGAGAGUCUUGCAGCUGUGGAUAAAUUCACCUGCCAGACGGCUGUAGAGCCAAAAGUUCCCACGGAGCCAGUCCAGAUCGAGGAGAAAGAGAUCUCCACUGAGAGUAGUGUCCUUCUCAAGGCAGCAGAACAGGACUUUGCUGUUCAAAUCCAGGAGGGCCAAUCAGUCAGGCAGUCAAUAGUUAUGGAUGAGAAGCGAGUGCUGAAAGGUGAGCUCUCUCAGGAGAUCACCAAAUCUGAGUCUACUAAAGUCGUUGUCACCACACAGCCGAAACUGUCCCUUAUGGCUUCAGAAUCGAAAGACAGCACAGCUCUUCCUAAAGAGAUGACGUUUGUGAUUCAGAUCCCUAAACCAUCCAGUGUGAAUAUACGGCGUCAGCUCAGAGAUGCCCUUCAGUCUGCUGUGGCCAGCGACCAACCAGUGUUACUGGCUGACGUCGUAGGAAGGUUACAGGCUGUAGACGUUCAGGAAGUCAAGGUUCAACGAGAGCCCAAGAAGGCCAUGUUUACAUACCUGAUCACAACAACAGGGGCCCCCAUGGAGAUCACUCUGGCUUUUGAGGGUAAAUACCCUCAGACAGCUGACCUCAGGACUGAACUCCAGGCGGCUUUCCACUCCAUAGUGUACCAGGAAGCCCAUGUUCUAACUUCCGAACAGCCAGGCACUAUGCAGCUGGACAAACCUCAAAGGGCUCAGGUCACCUCGGCCCGCUCUAAGCAAAUGCUGUCAUCCAUGGUGGAGACAGUGAGCGUGGCAGAGAGUGCAGUGGAUUUCACUGCUGUUAAAUCUUCGUCUGCUGCACUCAAGACUGAAUCUAAAAUGGUAGUUGAAUGUGCAGCAGCUGAGCACCAGGUUGUGGUGCAAGAAUCAAAAUCAGCAAAGAAAGAACAGUCUGUCUCAUCCCAGAUGAAGAUGUCCACCGAGGCUCACAUGGCUUUUGAGCAGUCGGUGCAGGUGUCAAGGCAGGAGGUGAGGUCAGUAACAGUGAAAAGAGAUAAGGAUGUAGGAGCAGCUAUCGUUACCACUGCCCUGCCCCCCACCACCAUCCCCACAGAACAGGUGGCGGAUGUCUGCAUCCAGAAGGAGCACAGGGAAGAGAUCUUUAAAGAGGAGAUUACAGUAGUCAGGCCAGAACAGAGAGAAUGUCCUGUAAUGGUCACAUCCCUUGAAGACCUAUCCAUCGUGGAAGAUAGUAAAGUCACCUUUAGCACCACCAUUAAAUAUGUCACAAAGGUAAACUGGUUUUUCAAUGGGCAAUUGGUGAAAUCUGGCAAAGAGUUCAAGUGUUCCAAAGACCACGACACAUACACAUUGGUUAUCAACAAAGUUGUCAAGGAGAAGCAUCAAGGAGAAUAUGUUUGUGAGGCUGAGAAUGAAGCCGGCAGGACUACAACAUCUUCAAGACUCACUGUGGUCUCAAGAGUGCCACCUGUCUUUAGGCAGAAAAUCACACCUCUGGAGAUAAACAUCGGCAGCCACGCCAAGUUCGAAUGUGAAAUCGAGGAUGCUCCGAGUGUGACCUUCAAAUGGUACAGGUCUGGCAUUGAGAUCAAACAAAGUGAGAAGUAUAGGAUCCUUAGCAGCCACAUCAGUUCCUCCCUGGAGCUCCUGAACCCGGUCAAAGCCGACAGCAGUGAAUACACCUGCAAGGCUUCAAACCAGCACGGCACUGACAGCUGCACUGCCUCACUCAUUGUCACCGAAAUGUACCCACCGGUAUUUGUAUCAAAACCAGACCCAAUGACUUUAUAUGUGGGCAAACCGGCUGUGUUCCAGUGCUCACUCACUGGAUCCUCACCCAUGGAAGUUGUCUGGCACAAGGACAACAUAGCCAUCUCCUCUGAAGGGAACUAUGUCAUGAAAUUUGAAAAGAACAAGUAUUCCCUUAACAUUAAAAGUCUUGAGCUGACUGACCAAGGAGUGUACCUGUGCAAGGCCUCCAACAGUGUCGGCACUGCUACCUUUACCACAGAACUCAGGGUUAUCAACAAGCCCAGCUUUGUUAAGACCAUUGAGCCAGUGUCAGCUGCUGUCAAUGACCCGCUGAGGCUGGAGUGCCAAGUGGACGAGGACACUGGUGUGACUGUCACCUGGGCCAGGGAUGGCAAAAAAGUCCACCAGAGCAUGGAUUGUAAACUGUCCUUUGAGGACAAGGUGGCUGUUGUUGAGAUACCCAAGUCCAAAGUAAAGGACUCUGGGAAGUAUGUGUGCACAGCCACAAAUGAGGCUGGGAGCUCAUCCUGUGAGGCUGUGGUAACAGUUCAAGAGCCCCCGGCUUUCGUAAAGAAAAUGGAACCUAAGAUUACAUGGAAACAAGGUAUAGCUGCACGCUUACAGUGCUCUGUUAAAGGAUCGCCCGAACUUCAUAUCCACUGGUUCUGGAAUGAGAGAGAGCUCAGUGAUGGAGAAAAAUAUAAAAUCUCUUUCAAGAGCGGAGUUGCCACUUUGGAGAUAAUGAACCUUGUGGUCACAGAUAGUGGGAGUUACACAUGUGAGGUGUCAAAUAAUGCUGGCAGCGAGAGCUGCAAUACACUUAUAGCUGUUAAAGAGCCACCAUCCAUUAGAAAAGACCUGCAGACAGUGGAGGCGGUGAAGGGAUCAGCAGCUCAGCUGGAGUGCGAGAUCACCGGAACGGCUCCUUUUGAAAUCAGCUGGUUAAAGAAUAAGAAAGCCAUCACCAGUGACCAGAAAUAUAAAAUAGUCUCCCAAGAGUCCUUGUCAAGGCUGGAGAUCCAGACCUUUGAAAGUGCAGAUGUUGGAGAUUAUCAGUGUGUCAUAUCUAACGAUGUGGGGAAAGUCACCACUAAGGCCAUAGCUAAACUUAAAGAACCACCAACUUUCUCAAAGAGGGUUGAGAGUGCCACAGCAGUGUUGGGAAAUACAGUGAAACUACAGGGAACCAUUAAGGGCUCGGCUCCCAUCACUGUUAAAUGGAUGAAAGACUCUGAAAUACUGAGAGAUGACGAUCCAAACAUCACGAUGGUGUUUGAGAACAAUGUUGCUAGCUUGUCGAUAACAACAGUGGCCAUCAGCCAUGGCGGCAAGUAUUCGUGUCAAGCUGAGAAUGCAGCUGGACAACAAAAAUGCGAAGCUACAUUGACUGUGCAAGAACCUGCCAGAAUCGUGGAACCUGCAGAAUCCAUUAGUGUGACUGCAGGGGAUUCAGCCACAUUGGAGUGCAUAAUUUCUGGUAGCCCAGAGCUCAAAGUGAAGUGGUUUAAAGAUGGGAAAGAGAUGAUCAGUGGCCGUAAAUACAAGAUGACUCUGAAGGACAAUACUGCCACCAUGAAGAUUCUUACGGCAGAAAGAGGAGACACUUCAGAGUACAAGAUGGAAGUGUCGAAUAAAGUUGGGAAAGACCAGUGCACAUGCUCAGUCACUGUCUUAGAUCGGAUAAUGCCCCCAACAUUCACCAAGUCUUUGAAAAGAGUUGAUGGUAACAUUGAUAAUGACGUCUCCAUGGAAUGUAAGGUGUCUGGGUCCCAACCCAUGACCAUAGCUUGGUUCAAAGACGACCAGGAGAUCAUGUCUGGAUCCAAAUUCCAGCCUGAUUUCAAAGACAGCUCUGCUACACUGAGAAUUCUUCGGCUGGAGAAGGCUGACUCUGGAGUGUACAAAUGCCGAGCCAACAAUUCAGCCGGCUUCAAAGAAACCAGCGGCACGCUCUAUGUCAAAGAGCCCCCAGUGUUCACAGGGAAACCAGACAACCAGGAUGUUAUACCAGGAACCACUGUUUCCUUCAGAGCAGCCUUUACUGGAACAGCUCCUUUAGCUGUGAAGUGGUUCAGAGAGGAAAAAGAGAUUAUAACUGGAGGCACAUAUUUCAUAAAGAAAGAUGCCUCGUCGAGCUCUUUGGAGCUCAACUCAGUGAAACCCAGUGACUCUGCUAAAUACACAUGCCAGGUGUCCAAUGAUGCUGGGAAGGUGGAUUGCACCGCAGUCCUCUUUGUGAAAGAGCCUCCCGUGUUUGUGAGGAAGCUUGAGGCGACCAAGCUCGUCACCAGUGGCGACUCCACCAGGAUGGAGUGCAAAGUCACGGGCAGCCCCGUCAUCAGUUUUAAGUGGUUCAAGGAUGAGAUGGAGAUCAGCUCCAGUCCUAAAUACACAAUGGCCUUGACUGACUUAGAGGCCUCUCUUGAAAUAGUCAACUGUACAGUAGAGGAUAGUGGAGAUUAUGUCUGUGUGGCAUCCAGCGAGGCUGGUAGUGACCGCUGCAGCAGUACAGUCACCGUCAAAGAGCCGCCCUUGUUUGUGCGUAGCCUGGAGCCCAAAGAUGUAGUCAAAGGUUCUGAGAUGAUGCUGGAGGGCCAAGUCUCUGGCUCCGCCCCUUUCAGUGUGUCAUUUUAUAAAAACACAAAGCCAGUUAGGAAUGACAAGAGACACAGGAUCACUGUGAAAGACGACCUGAUAGCCCUGCAGGUGCUGGUGGUAGAGGCAGGAGACGUCGGUUUGUACCAGUGCAUUGUUGAGAACGAAGUGGGGAGGGCCUCCUGUGAUUGCCAAGUAACACUAAAAGAACCGCCAUCAUUUCUGCGAAAGCUGGAGAACCUCAGUUCCUUGGUGGGCAGCGAGGUUUCAUUGCAGUGCACUCUGAAGGGCUCUGAGCCCAUGACUGUGUCCUGGAUGAAAGACAACCACGAGCUCAAAGAGGCUGAAUACAUUCAGAUUACAUACGAGAACAAGACCGCUCUGCUGCUCAUCACCAACUUACAGGGCAAACAUGGUGGCAAAUACUCUUGCCAGGCGCAGAAUCAGGCUGGAAGCCAGACGUGCUCUGCUGUGUUGACAGUCAAAGAGCCAGCUAAGGUCACAGAGGAGGCCAAGUCUAUCAGUGUGACUCAGGGGGAUCCGGCCACGCUGGAGGCCAGAUUCUCAGGCACAAAACCGCUGAAGGCCAGAUGGCUAAAGGCCGGCAAGGAGCUGACCUCAGGCCAGAGGUAUAAAGUACACGGCACAGACACCAGCUCUGUGCUCAAGAUUAUUAAAACCGAGAAAAACGACGGCGGUGAAUACACCUUUGAGGUUUCAAAUGACGUUGGCCAAAGUUCUUGCGAGGCCACACUCACCGUUCUCGAUCAAAUAAUUCCACCGUCUUUUACAAGAAAGCUGAAGCAGACAGAAGGUAUCAAAGGAUCGUUUGCUCAUCUGGAGUGUCUUGUAUCCGGCUCCCUGCCGAUAACCAUACUAUGGUACAAAGACGAGAAAGAGAUCCAGACUGAUGAGAAACAUAAAUGCACAUUCUUUGAGAGUGUUACCUCUCUGGAAAUCUCUAACCUUGACAGUAAAGAUAGCGGCAGCUACACCUGCAUCGCUAAAAACAAAGCAGGAACUGUCCAGUGCUCUGGGAACUUGUUUGUCAAAGAACCACCAUGCAUUCUUGAAAAGCCCGAAUCCAUGAAUGUUUUGCCUGGCUCAAAGGUCCAGUUUAACGUACUAGUCUCUGGCACGCCGCCGCUGACCACCAAAUGGUUUAAAAACAAGAAAGAGAUUUUAUCCAGUGCUGAAUGCUCUGUGAUCAAAGACAACACCUCGAGCUCACUGGAGCUUUUCUUUGCCAAAACCUCAGAUUCUGGAGAAUAUGUCUGUGAAAUACAGAAUGAUGUCGGAUCCACUUCAUGCCAGACGACACUCUUUGUCAAAGAGCCUCCUAAGUUCACACGGACCCCGGCCCGUGUGUCCGUAGUCCGUCCCGGUCAGAGUAAAGUGUUUGAGUGCCAGGUGACUGGCACACCUGAGAUAGACAUCUACUGGUUCAGGGAGGGCUCCGAGAUCACCCCCAGUGAUCGGUACAAGAUGGUCUUUGUUAACUCUGUGGCCACUCUGGAAGUCUGUGGGGCUGACACCAAAGACAGCGGGCUUUACUACUGCGAGGCUCGCAAUGAGGCUGGCAGUGAGAGCUGCAGCAUGGAGCUCAAGGUCAAAGAACCGCCAUCAUUUAUUAGAGAGCUGGCCCCAGCUGAUGUUGUGAAGGGCUCCAGUGCCUGUUUUGAGUGUCAGGUCGCUGGGACUGCACCGUUUGAGAUAACGUGGCACAAAGAUGCAAAGGAGAUCAAACCCAGUGCUAAACAUGGCUUCUCCCAGAUGAAUGGCACUGUAGGUGUAGAGGUCCACAAGUGUGACACUGUAGAUGUCGGUGAAUACCAGUGCACUGUUGCUAAUGAGGUGGGAAGUUGUACUUGUAAGACUACGCUAAGCCUCAAAGAACCACCAACAUUUACCAAGAGGAUUGAGAACACUGCCACUGUUCUGGGUAAAAUGGCAGAGUUUCAGUGUAUUGUGGUGGGUUCUCCCACUCUCUCUGUACAAUGGAAAAAAGAUGAGAACUGGAUUUUGGAGGAUCCAAAGAUUGAGAGAACAUUUGAGAACAAUGUGGCCACUCUCAGGAUUCCUGCCUGUGAGGUGACGCACAGCGGGAAAUACACCUGCCAGGUGGUAAACAAGGCUGGGCAGGAUAAGUGCUUUGCCACGCUCACGGUGCAAGAGCCUCCUCAGAUCACAGAGAAACCUGAGGUGAUAAAGGUUACAGUCGGAGAUCCAGUCAGUCUGGACUGCAAGGUAACUGGCUCCCCUGAGCUCAAAGUGAAAUGGAUGAAAGAUGGCCGGGAGCUUCAGUCCAUCAGGCAGCACAAGCUGAUCUUUGAGAACAACAUCAGCAGCCUAAAGAUUCAGUCUGCUCAGAGAGAGGACGAAGGGGAAUAUGUCUUUGAGGUGGCAAACCACAUUAGUAGCUGCACCUGCAAAAUCAAAGUGAUCGUGCUAGAACAAGUCAUUGCCCCAAGCUUCAUCAAACCCCUGCUAGACAUGCAAGAGAUACUGGGCUCCUUUGUUCAGAUAUGUUGCAAAAUAUCCGGUUCCCUGCCCAUAUCUGUGGAAUGGCGGAAAGACGGGACCAAAAUCUCUAGUGGUGUAAAACACAAACUCAUCCAGCAGGACAAUUCUGUGUCCGUCGAAAUUGAGCAGCUGGAGAGAUCUGACGCGGGAUCCUACUGUUGCAAACUGACCAAUGCAGCAGGAAGUUGUGAAUGCAGUGGAUCCCUCAUAGUAAAAGAACCUCCCAGCUUUGUGACGCUGCCAGAGUCCCAGGCGGCUCUACCCAAUGCCACUGUGCGCUUCAAAGGCACAUUUAAGGGAACGCCGCCCUUCACGGUCAAAUGGUUCAAGGAUGAAACAGAGCUCAUGACGGGGCCCACAUGUUUUACCGGGCUGGAUGGGCUUUCUUGCUUCUUAGAGCUCUUUUCAGUGGGAGUCACCCAGAGUGGAGUUUACUCUUGCCAAGUCAGCAAUGAUGCUGGUUCUGUACGCUGCAGUGCAGACUUGACGGUCAAAGAACCUCCAGAGUUUGUGCUGAAACUCCCUGCCACUAAGUUUGUGAAGCAGGGUGAGUCACUCCGCCUGGAGUGCAAAGUCAAUGGCACAGCCCCUCUGAAAGUGACCUGGUACAAACACGACACCAAGGUCACGGACGGGGGUAACUACAGGACUUCAUUUAUUGACUCAGUAGCAGUCCUGGAACUGCUCUCCGCCAGCUUUGAUGAUGAUGGGGUUUACACCUGUGAAGCUCAGAACGAUGCUGGCAGUGUCAGCUGCAGCACCACACUUUCUGUUAAAGACGCCCCAUCGUUUGUCAAAGUGCCUCAGCCCAUCGAAGGGCUGAAGGGUAAGGACGUGAGUCUGUACUGCGAGAUGAGCGGUACAGCUCCGUUCCAGAUCACUUGGUUCAAAGACAGGAAGCCUCUAAUGGAGAGCAGGAAGUAUAAGAUGGUGAGCGAGGGCAGCUCGGCCACGCUGCAUGUCAUUGGGAUAGAGCCCUCGGACGCCGGCGAAUACGAGUGCAAAGUGUCAAACAGUGUAGGAAGUGACACCUGCCAGACGUCAGUUAAACUCAGAGAGCCGCCGUCGUUUGUGAAGAAACUGUCACACAUGACAGUGAUACUGGGAGAGGAGGUGACCCUUGUGGCCACUGUUAAAGGCUCUGAACCCAUUACUGUGUCCUGGGUUCAAGACAAGGAUCACAUUCUCAGGGACGGUGACAACAGGAAAAUCACCUUUGAGAACAACCAGGUCGCACUUAAAGUCUUUAAGGCUGAUGCAACCACGGCAGGCAAAUACACCUGCCAACUCAGAAACGAUGCUGGGAGUGUGGAGUGUUUCGCUAACUUGACUGUUCUAGAACCAGCAAAGAUUGUGGAUAAGCCUGACGCUCUGAGCGUGACAGCCGGCGAUAUCGCCGCCCUAGAGGUCAAAGUGUGCGGGACCCCCGAGCUCACACCGAAGUGGUUCAAGGAUGGUGUUGAGCUGGCCUCCGGGAGGAAAUACAAAAUCUCCUUUUCCCGGAUGAUUUCCAGCCUGAACGUGCUCUCUGCUGAGAAAAUGGACUCGGGAGAAUAUACGUUUGAGGUCAUGAACGAGGUCGGGAAGGACCUGAGUAAAAUUAAUCUCACUGUCUUAGAUAAGAUCGUUCCUCCAACAUUCUCCAGGAAGUUGAAGGAUUGCAACACAGUUGUUGGACAAGCCGGAGAGAUGGAGUGCAAAGUGUCGGGCUCCCCACCUUUUACCAUCUCGUGGUACCACAAUGGGGAGGAGAUACAGAGCGGACCAAAUUAUGAGAUUUCAUUCAGUGACAACAGCUGCACGCUCAAAGUGCCCACGCUGAAGCUGUCCGACUCUGGAGCGUACAAAUGUAAAGCUGUCAACAAGGCGGGAUCCAGUGAAACCACAGCCUCCCUGGUUGUAAAAGAACCUCCAUCUUUCGCGGUGCCGCCCCAGCCGGUGGAAGCCAUGCCGGGCUCUAACGUGACUAUCUCAGCCAUGGUGAAAGGCAGCGCCCCCCUCAAACUGAAGUGGUUCAGAGGAACGAAGGAGAUCCUGGCCGGACGGGACUGUAAUUUCUCCCUGAAGGAUAACCAAGUUAUUUUGGAGCUUUUCAACGUGGACAGAUCUCACGCUGGAGAGUAUACCUGUCAGAUCAUUAACGACGCAGGAAAGGAAAGCUGCACAGUCAAUCUGGCUGUCAAAGAGCCCGCAGCCUUCACUAAGAAGCUGAAGGACGUGUCGGUCGAAAAGGGCAAGCCGUUAACGCUGGAGUGUGCGUACACCGGAACGCCUAAAAUCACAGUGAACUGGUACAGAGACGGCCAGCAGAUCUUCGCCUCAUACAAACACAACAUCACCACGACCGAAAGCUCCUGCAUCCUGGAGUGCCUCAGCACCGACGACAAGGAGGCCGCAGGAAGGUACUCCUGCGAAGUGUCCAACGACGCCGGGAAGGACACGUGCGAGGCCAACGUGUCCAUCCUCGAGCCACCGUACUUUGUCGAGUCCCUGGAGCCCAUGGAGGUGACAUCAGGAGACGCCGUGUGUCUGAAGUGUCAGGUGGCGGGCACGCCUGAGAUCAAGGUGUCCUGGUUCAAAGCCGACGGCAAAGUCCGGUCCAGCCCCACCUGUAGGUUAGAGUACACCAAGGGCGUCGCCUGUCUGAAGCUCAGCAAGGCCACCAAGGCCGACAUCGGAGAGUACACCUGCAAGGCGGAGAACAAGAUAGGCUCCGCCUCCUCCACCUGCAGACUCAGUGUGCAAGAGGCCAAAACGCCGCCGUCCUUCCCCAAGAAGAUCACCAGCCUGCAGCAGACGGAGGGUCAGGCCGUCAGGUUCGAGUGCCGCGUCGCCGGCUCGUCGCCCAUCGAGGUGUCGUGGCUGAAAGACGGCGAGCCCCUGAGGCAGGGAGACGAGUUCUCCAUGCUGUACGACGACAACACGGCCGUGCUGCAGAUCGGCCGCGGCGAGAUGAGGCAUUCUGGGGAGUACACCUGCGUGGCCACCAACAGCGUGGGCUCGGCCUCCUGCAGAGCCAAGCUCACUCUGCAAGAACCAAGGUACCCACCGGUCUUUGACAGGAAGUUGUCACCGCAGGAGGUGACGGUGGGUGACAGCAUUGAGCUGGAGUGUCACAUGACCGGCUCUGCCCCCAUUAAAGUCACGUGGUCCAAAGACCAUAAAGAUAUUCGCACUGGGGGGAAUUAUAAGAUGAGCUGUGUGGAAAACACGCCCCACCUGACCAUUCUGAAGGCCGAUAAAGGCGACACGGGGAGAUACUUCUGCCAUGCCUCUAAUGACAUGGGGAAGGACUCUUGUUCCUCUGAUAUCACUGUCAAAGAGCGUAAAAACCCUCCGGUGUUCACCAAGAAGCCCUCGGAGAGUAUGGAGGACACGGAGGGCAAGCUGGUGAAGAUCGAGGGCAGGGUCACCGGCUCGCAGCCCAUUUCUGUCAGCUGGUUCAGGGACGACACGGAGAUCCUCAGCUCCGACAAAUACGACAUCAGCUUCAAGAGCAACGUGGCCGUGCUGUGCAUCAAGAGCAGCCAGGUGUCGGACAGCGGCAGGUACUCGUGCCAGGCCUCCAACGAGGCUGGGAGAGCCUCCUGCAGCGUCACUGUGGGCAUCUCAGAGGCCAAGAAGCCUCCGGUGUUCGACGUCCCCCUCAAACCGGUGACUGUGGACGAGGGCGAGAAGCUGAGUCUCAGGUGUCACGUCUGCGGGUCUCCUCCUCUGAAGAUCCAGUGGAUGAAGGACAGGAAGGACCUGACGUCCGGCGGCAGCACCAGGAUCAGCUUCUCCGACGGGACGGCCUGUCUGGAGAUCAGCCCGGCCUCCAAACACGACGCCGGCGAUUACCUCUGCAAGGCCACCAACGACGCCGGCAGCGAGUUCUGCAAGGCCAAAGUCACCGUCAAAGAGAAACCAGGAGCAGCUCCGGCUCCCGCUGCAGCUCCUGCAGCCGCUCCGGCCAAGAAACUGGAAAACCUGUUCUUCAUCGAGGAGCCCAAAACUGCACACGCCACUGAGAAGGGCGUCGCCACCUUCAUCGCCAAAGUGGGCGGCGACCCCAUCCCCAGCGUGAAGUGGAUGAAGGGGAAGUGGCGGCAGAUCACGCACGGCGGCAGGAUCUCCAUCGAGCAGAAGGGCCAGGAGGCCAAACUGGAGAUCAGGGAGGUGACCAAGUCGGACUCGGGUCAGUACAGGUGUGUCGCCUCCAACAAGCACGGAGAGAUCGAGAGCAGCGCCGACAUGCACGUGGACGAAAAGAAAGAGGCGGCGCUGCUGGAGGGAGACCUCCGAGCCAAACUGAAGAAGACGCCGUCGAAGCAGAAGAGUCCACAGGAGGAGAAGGACAUCGACAUCGUCGAGCUGCUGAGGAACGUGGACCCCAAAGAGUACGAGAAAUACGCCCGAAUGUACGGCAUCACGGACUACCGAGGCCUGCUGCAGGCCAUCGAGCAGCUGAAGAAGGAGAAGGCUGAAGAAAGUGGAAGACCGGAACUGGAACGUGGAGACAGAGAGUCUGAUGAGGACAUGGCCCGACUGGUGGCCGACCUGCAGAAGAGGAUGGAGCGGACAGAGCCCGUCACCGUGGUGAAGGACAUCUCCGAUCAGUCCGUCUUCACCAACAAGGUGGCGGUGUUUGAGUGCGAGAUCAAGAUCAACUACCCAGAGAUCACCCUGUCCUGGUACAAGGGCACCCAGAAACUGGACACCAACGACAAGUACGACAUCAGCAUCAGCGGCGACCGCCACCUGCUCAAGAUCAAGAACUGCCAGUCGUCCGACCAGGGCAACUACCGGGUGGUCUGUGGGCCGCACAUCUCCAGCGCCAAGCUCACCGUCACGGAAGCGGAGGUUGAGAAGCAUCUGCAGGACACAUCCGGUAAGGAAGGACAGUCGUGCACGCUGUCUUGUCAGUUGUCCAUCCCUAACGUAGAGGCUCAGUGGUUUAAAAACGGCAAGCAGUUAGAGAUGAAGGGCAGGUACACAUCCGAGGUGAAACACAAGGUUCAGAAGCUUCUGAUCAGAGACCUGAAGCCUGAAGACCAGGGCAGAUACGCCUGCAGGUACCAGCACCUGGAGUCCUCGGCCGACCUCUGGGUGGAAGCUGAACAAAUUCAUUUCACCAAACGCAUCCACAACAUCGAAGUCAACGAGCGCCAGUCGGCCACCUUUGAGUGUGAGGUGUCCUUCGACAACGCUAUCGUUUCAUGGUACAAAGACACCUGGGAACUGAGAGAGAGCCCUAAGUACAACUUCAGAAGCGAGGGCCGAAGACAUUUCAUGGUCAUCCGAAAUGUGGCCAUUGAAGACGAAGGCGUGUACUCAGUGAUUGUGAGGUUGGAGCCCAGAGGAGAGGCUAAGAGCACAGCUGAGCUUUAUUUGUCUGGCAAAGAAAUUGAAUUAGCAAUGGUGCCCUUCGAUGUCCCAGACUCCUCAGUUCAGAGGCCAGAGGUGCCUUCAUCAGUGGCAAUUCAAGAAUCUGCUGAAUUCUAUCAUUAUGAAGAAGAGAUUGAACAUAGAGCUGAAUAUUCAUAUCACUAUGAAGAAGAGGUGGAGGUGGAGCAGCGAGCUGCCAGAGUUCCCAUUGAGGAGACAGUGGAGACCAAGGAGGUUGAACUGAGAGCAGAAAUCCCAACUAAAGUUCCCAAAGCUGAGAAGAAGCCUGAAGAGAAGCCAACACCAGCUGUGAAGGAGCCAUCAGCACCUAAAGUACCGGAGGCGAAAAAGCCAGUGGAGGAAAAGAUUCCUGCGGUUAAAGUCCCAGAGAAGAAGGAGGUUUCUGCUCCCAAAGCAGAGGAGGUUAAGGCGCCCGCUGCUCCCUCACCACCUGCCGAGAAGCCUGGAGUGCCAAAGAAAGAUGAGCCCAGGCCUCAGGUACCAGCUGAGCCCAAAAAACUGGCUCCUGCUGCUAAGCCUGAGCCUGAACCCAAGCCUAAGCCCACACCGGCUCCUAAAGCAGAACCUGAAGCCAAACCAGCGGCGAAGGUCGAGCCGGAGCCUGAAGCUAAGCCGGCGCUGGUAAAGAAGCCGGCGACGCCGCCAUCCAAAGUCCCCGAAGAGGCUCCAAAACCAGAGCCGGCAAAGAUCAAGCCUGAACCGGCAGUAAGAAAGCCAGAACCAGAAAAAACAAAACCAGAAGUCCGUAAACCUGAGCCUCUUGUGACAAAGCCGGAACCUGCCGUCGCCAAGCCAGAACCUCCAGUUCCAAAACCAGAACCUGCGGCGGUCCCCAAACCUGAACCAGCAGUGAAAAAAGCUGAAGCGACAGUGCCAAAACCAGAACCGAGGCCCGCACCACAGGAACCUCCGAGGAAAGUUCCUGUGGAGGAAAAAAUACCUGAGCCUCCAAAAGCCGCCAAGAAACCAGAACGUGUUGUUGUUCCUCCCAAAGAAGAGGCGACAAAGAAAGAGAAAGCUUUGAAGCCCAAACCUAAAGUCGUACCUGAAGAGGUGCCUGAAACAGAACCUCAGAAGGUGUUUGAUGAGGUGGUUGUGUUGGAGGCUGAACCUGAGAAGCUGCCUGAUAAAGUACCUAAAGCAGUACCUGACAGACGGCCUCCUGGGAAAGUUGAGGUGAAGGAAAAGACCCCUGAGAGGGUCCCAGAGAAGGUACUGGCACCUGAGAGAAAAGGGGAGGAAAUUCCAAAGACGGUGCCUGAAAAAAUACCUGAGAAAAAAGUGCCAGAGAAGCCUCCUCCUGAGAGGAAGCCGGAAAAAGUUCCCCUAAAGGUGGCUGAAGAAGAGAGGAGUCCUGAGAAGAAGCCACCUGCAGAGCUUCCUGUUAAGGUUGAGGAAGUGAAACCUGAAAGGGUGUCUAAGAAACAGACAGAGCGGAUCUCUGUAGAUAAAACAGUUCCGACAAAGACCCCCGAUAAAACACCGGAGAAGGUGCCUGAGGUUAAAGCUAAACGAGAUGCAGAAGAAGCUCGUCCUAAAGAAAUAGAAACUAAGAAGAUUGAGAAGAUUCUGCCCGCAGAGGUUGAACAAGAGAAAAAAGUGUCUCCUCCAGAAAAAGAAACAGAAGCUAAGGCCGAGACGAUUCCCACGACCGCUCCUGCUGCUCUGCCUCCUGAAGUCGAGAUGAAAGGGAAAAGACCAGACAGAGUUCCUGUGAAGGAGAAGGAGUCACCACCACAAGUCAAAGAAGCACUGGUAAAGCCAGCUGCUCCUCAAGAAGAGAGCAAACUCCCGGCAGCUGUUAAAGUUCAAGAAGCUGCCAAAAGGCCUGAAGUCACUGACAAAACCAAAAAGUUGGAGAAGAGAAUUACUCCACAAGAAGAAACAAAGCCAGUGACCAAGCCACAGCCUGUCAUCAAGGCUGAAGAACCAACCAAGACAGUUGUGGAAGAAGAAAAACCGAUUGUGAUAGAAAAGAUAGCUCCUGAGACAGAUGAAACCAAAGGGCCUGUCCAAGCACCGGGAGGAGUCAAGAAAGAAAUGGUUCUGCACAAAAAAGGUAUAAUUCAUCCAGAUGAUGAUGGGACGUUUGAGAUUCCCACUUUGAGAAAAACAACCAGAGUCAUGAAGGAAGUGGAAGAGGAGCAGGAGAUUAUCAAACUGAAGAAGAUUCCAUCAGUUCCAGCUAAAGAGGCUGAAGAAGAGGAAAAGCCUCAGAAGGUCACCAAGACCACCAUCUUUGAUGUUGAGCAGAUGGUGCAUAAAGAAGAGGCUGUUGAGAUGUCAGUCGCCACCAGGAGACGUGUGGAGGAGAAGAAACCUCGAGACAAAGCAGAUGUGGUGAAAAAGCCAGAAAUUGUGAAGCCUAAAGAAGAGGAACAGAAAGAAGCUCCAAAAGAUGCAUGGACACGCCAGAAACCCGUCCCAAAAGAUGAGAAACCGGAAGAUAAGAUUUCUUUGAAGAAAACUCCCAAGGCACCAAAGGAAGAGGAACCUACCCCACCUGCUGCAGCUUUGAAGAAAGUGAAAAAACUGCCUUCAGAUGAAGUGGAACCAGAAGUAGUCAAACUAAAACCAUUUGAAAAACCUGUUAAACCAGCUGAGGAGCCAGAGAAAGAUCAGAAGGAGAGGCCAGACAGGGACAGUGUUCCUUUCCAGAAGGGAGAGAGGAUUCCCAGAGAGGUGGAACCCAAAGAACCUGCCAAGAAAGCAGAGAAAGCUCCUCCAGAGGUUAAGGAGCCCCCAGCAAAAGUACCAAAGCCAGUAGAUAAAAAGAAAACUCCAGAGAAGGAACCUGAGGAGGUCAAACCACCCACCAAGGUGAAGAAAAUCCCAACACAGGAACAAGAGACAGAAAGCAUCAAGCUGAAGCCCUUCUCCAGGCCUUCCAAAGAGGCUGCAGAGCCUGAGAAGAAACCAGCCGAGGAGAAAGAGAGGAAGCCAGCCGAUGACCUGCGGCGUGUUCGCACAAGCGCUGAUGAAAAACCAAAAGAACAAGAGCCAGAGGCUAGACCCAAAAAACCUGAGAUCCCAGAAGCUCCAGAGAAGAAGCCGGAGAAGCCGAAGGAAGUAGAGGCAGUGCCAGCAAAGAAGACAGUGUCUCCGGCUCCCGCUGCUAUUAAGAAGCCUGAAAAGGUUCCUGAAGAGCCCAAGCCUCUGCAACUGAAGAAGGGGGUCACACCCAAGGCAAAAGAGGACAUGGAAGAAGUGGCUUUGAAGCCUGUGGAGCAGCUGAAGAAGGUUGAGCUGAAAAAGACACCAUCUCCUAAGGUUGAGAAGCUUAAGGAAGAAGAGGCAAUCCCUGUUGAGAAGAGGCCGAGUGUUGAUAAACUCAAAAAGAUUCCUAAAACUGUUUCACCCAAAGACUCUAUUGAAGCUGUGACUCUCAAAAAGGUCCCAAAGAGGCCAUCACCAAAGGAGGAGAAGGCUGCAGAACCAGCAAAGCCUGGUAAAGGGAAGGUUCCUCUUGUGAAGGAGGUUUCUCCUGGAGCUGUGCAGAUGAAGAAGGUCGCCACCCAGCCGGAGGAGGAGAUAUUUGAAGAGGAGUUUGAAGCCCAGGAAGAGCAGGAGCAGGAUGAAGAAGAGGCCUGGGGCUGGGAGCUGGUUCCCCGGGACAGUUACGGUUCCGAAGACUGGGAAGGUGAAGGAGAGGAAGGUGCUCUUGAGGUUCCAGGGGUGACCAGGAGAGAGGGGCAACCAGCAGAAGAAGCAGGAAGAGGUAGAGGUAGAGGGCUGAAACCCAAGCAGACGCCAUCCCCUGGAGAAGGCAGGGGCCGCGGCCUAAAGCCUGGCGGAAAAGGCCCAUCACCACCAGAGGAACCCUUCGGAGGAUUCAAGCUCAAAGCCGUCCCCCUAAAGUUCAUCAAGAAGAUUCAGGACAUCGUGUUGCAGGAAGCCGAGUCUAUUGGCUCGUCUGCUGUGUUUGAGUGUGAGGUCUCUCCUUCCACUGCCAUCACGUCAUGGAUGAAAGAUGGCGGUAAUCUGCGCGAGAGUCCCAAGCACAAGUUUACUUCUGAUGGCAAAGAUCGCAAGCUGAACAUUAUUGAUGUCCAGCUGUCCGACACUGGAGAAUACACCUGUGUGGCAAAGAACGCCGGCAAGGAAAUAUCAUGCACAGCUAAGCUCAUUGUUGAAGAGCUACCUGUGAAAUGGAUCAAAGAGCUGGAGGAGGAGACGUCAGCUAUUAAGGGUCAGGCCUUAUACAUGACCUGCGAGUUGAACAAAGAGAGAGAUGUGAUAUGGAAGAAGAAUGGAGAGGUCCUGAAGAAGCAGGCCGGGAAAGUUCAGAUCAAUAUCAUUGGUAUGCAGCACGCUGUAACCAUCCAGAACACCUCUGAGGAGGACACUGGUCUCUAUACUUGUGAAGUGGCCGGCCAGGAGGAUGUCCUGACGAAAACAAAUGUCAAAGUGAUUGAAAUUAUCAAAGAUUGGAUUGUGAAACCACUGAGGGACCAGCAUGUGAAACCAAAGGCUGCCGCUACAUUUAAAUGCGAGCUCUUCAAGGAGACUCCCAACUGGAAGUGGCUGAAAGGAGAGAAUGAGAUCACUCCUUCUGACAAGGUUGAGAUCAAGAAGGAUGGAAAGGAGCUGACGCUCACAAUCAAGAACUGUCAGCCUGAUGAUGUAGCAGAAUAUUCCAUGGAGGUGGAAGGACGCAUCUACACUGCCAAGUUAACCCUAGGAGAGCGGGAGGCUGAGAUCCUGAAGCCCCUGGCCAGCGUUGAGGUGGUUGAGAAGGAAAACGCCACGUUUGAGACGGAGAUCUCUGAGGAGGAUGUUCCAGGGGAAUGGAAGCUCAAAGGAGAGGUUUUGACCAGAUCCCCGAUGUGCGACAUCCAGAUGGACGGUGCAGUGCGUAAGCUCACGCUGAAAAAUUGCCAGUUGGAUCACGCCGGAGAAGUGUCCUACCAGGCGCUGAACGCUAUAACCAGCGCAAUGCUCAACGUCAAAGAAAUCGAAAUGGACUUUGUUGUCCCGCUGAAGGACGUUUCUGUGCCUGAAAAGAAACAGGCUAAGUUUGAGUGCACCAUCACGAAGGAUGUCACUAAGGUCAUGUGGUAUAGAGGGGCUGACAUCAUCACCCCAGACCAAAAGUACGACAUCAUCGAUGAUGGAAAGAAGCAUAUGCUGGUCAUAAACUGCUGUGAGUUUGACGAUGAGGAUGAAUAUACAAUCGAGGUUUUGGGCAAAACUUCAACUGCUAGACUCACAGUGGAGGGUAUCAGGCUCAAAUUUAUCUCGCCAAUAAAGGACCAAACUGUGAAGGAAGGCAACACGGCUUGGUUUGAGCUGGAGCUCUCUCAUGAGAACAUCCCCGUCUCCUGGUACAAGAACGAUAUUAAAAUUCAUCCGAGCAGAACAGUGGUCACUCGUGUGGACGGAAAGAAACAUGUGCUAGAAUUAAAGGAGGUGACUCUAGAUGAUACUUGCCAAGUUAAGGCUGAGGCCAAAGGAAUUCCUUCCAUGGCCAACCUGACAGUCAUAGAGGGAGAUGCGUACUUCACAGUUAAGCUGCAAGACUAUACCGCAGUGGAGAAGGACGAGGUGGUUCUAGAUUGCGAGCUAAGCAAAGACGUCGAUGUCAUGUGGUACCACGAGGAGGCCGAGAUCAAGACCUCUAAGACGGUGGCCAUUAAGGCCGAGGGCAAACGCAGAACCCUCGUCAUCAAGAAAGUCGGGGACAAAGACAAAGGACAGUACCUAUGUGAUUGUGGAACGGACAAAACGACAGCAACGCUUCACAUUGAAGCUCGCCACAUUAAGGUGGUUCGGCCGAUGUACGGCGCUGAGGUGUUUGACGGAGAGACCGCUCGAUUUGAGGUCGAGCUCAGUGAGGACGACGUCCAUGGCCAGUGGAAACUGAACGGAGAAGUCCUCAGUCCAUCCGCCGACGUCGAGAUCGUGGAGGACGGUGCCAAACACACUCUGGUCUUGUACAACUGCAGAGUGCCUCAAACGGGCGAGGUGGCGUUUACUGCCGCCAACGCCAAGUGUUCUGCCAAGCUGAAAGUGAAGGAGCUCCCAGUCUCGUUCAUUACCCCGCUGGCUGACGUGCACGUGUACGAAAAGGAUGAGGCAAAGUUUGAGCUGGAAAUUUCUAGAGAGCCCAAAAGCUUCCGCUGGCUGAAGGGAUCUCAAGAGCUGUCAAACGACGAUAAGUUUGAACUCCUGGUGGAGGAAAAGAGACACACUCUCAUUGUAAAAUCUGCCAGAUAUGAAGAUGAAGCCAAGUACAUGUUUGAGGCUGAAGAUAAAAGGACUUCUGGGAAGUUGAUUAUCAAAGGUAUUCGCCUCGAAUUUAUCAGGCCGAUUAAAGAUGUGACCGUGAAGGAACGAGAAACUGCGGAGUUCAGCGUCGAACUCUCUCAUGAAAAGAUCCCGGUGGUCUGGUACAAAAACGACAUCCGUCUGCACCCCAGCAAGGUGGUGCACAUGUCGGAGGACGGAAAAGUCCACACGCUGGCCUUCAAGGAGGUCACCAUCGACGACACCUCCAUGAUCAAAGUGGAGGCCAUGGGCAAGACCUCAGAGGCCAUGCUCACCGUGCUCGAGGGCGACCUGUACUUCACAGUUAAGCUCCAGAACUACACCGCCGUCGAGAAGGACGAGGUGAUUUUGUCCUGCGAGCUGAGCAAGGCGGCCGCCGAGGUCAAAUGGUUCAAGGACGGUAACGAGAUCUUUCCCUCCAAGAACAUUCUCUUCCAGUCGGACGGCAAGAAGCGCACGCUGGUCAUCAAGAAGGCGGCAAAGAGCAGCAUGGGAGCGUACGCCUGCGACUGUGGCACUGACAAAACCGCAGCAGACCUGAACAUCGAAGAGCGCGACAUCAAGGUCGUUCGCCCGCUGUACAGCGUGGAGGUCACGGAGACCGAGUCGGCCAAGUUUGAGACGGAGAUUUCAGAGGAGGACCUUCACGGCGUCUGGAAACUGAAGGGAGACACGCUGCACCCGUCUGCUGACGUGGAGAUCAAGGAGGAGGGAACCCGUCACAUGUUGAUCCUCUUCAACUGCAGGAAGGACAUGGCCGGAAGUGUAGACUUCUCUGCAGCGAAUGCCAAAUCCUCAGCUCAGCUCAGGGUCAAAGCCCGAGUGAUCGGCCUGAAGAGGCCGCUGAAGGACGUCACCCUGACUGCCGGAGAGACGGCCACCUUCGAGUGCGAGCUGUCGUACGAAGGCAUCGCUGCCGAGUGGUUCCUGGGGGGUACAAAGCUGGAACCGAGCGACAGAGUGGUGUUGAAGGCGGAGGGUAAAGUCCACAGUCUGACUCUGCGGGACGUCAAGCUGGAUGAAGCCGGACAAGUCAAACUCACCGCCAAAGACUUCCAGACCGAGGCCAACCUCAUCGUCAAAGAGCCUCCGGUGGAGUUCACGAAGCCUCUGGAGGACCAGACGGUGGAGGAGGAAGCCACCGCCACGCUCGAGUGUGAAGUAUCCAGAGAGAAAGCAGAGGUACGAUGGUUCAGGGACGGACAGGAGAUCAGAAAGACCAAGAAGUACGAGAUGAUCGUCGACGGCCACAAGAGAGCGCUGGUCAUCCACGACUGCACUCUGGACGACUCGAAGACGUACGCCUGCGACGCUAAAGACUUCAAAACAUCCUGCUUCCUCAACGUUGAACCUCCACAUAUCGAGUUCAAGAAGCCGCUCCAUGAUGUCGAGGUCAAAGAGAAGGAAUCCGCCAGGUUUGAGUGUGAAGUCUCCAGAGAGAACGUCAAAGUCCGCUGGUUUAAGGAUGGAAGUGAAAUCAGAAAGGGGAAGAAGUACGAAAUUAUCGCUCAAGGCCGACAGCACAUCCUCAUCAUCCACAAGUCUGUGUUUGACGAUGAGGCCGAAUACGAAUGUGAGGCGAAGACCGCCAAAUCCUCCGGCAUGCUCACUGUCGUCGAGGAGGAGGCGAGGUUCACCAAGAACCUGUCCAACGUGGAGGGAACGGAGACGGACAGCGUGAAGCUGAUCUGCGAGGUCUCCAAACCCAGCGCUGAUGUUACCUGGUACAAAGGAGACCAAGAGCUGCCGGAGGGCGGCCGCUACGAGCACAUCGUGGACGGGAGGAGGAGGAUCCUCCUCAUCCAGGACCUGAAGUUGGCCGACACCGGAGAGUACAACUGCAGGCUGAGUCCCAGCAUCAAAACCUCCGGAAAUCUCAAGAUUAAUGAACUGGCUGCUGAGUUCAUCUCCAGGCCUCACAGCCAGGAGGUGGUUGAGGGCGAGAAGGCGGAGUUCACCUGCUCCGUCUCCAAGGACACCUACGACGUCAAAUGGCUGAAGGACGACAAGGAGCUGGAGGCGGGAGACAAAUACGAAAUGGUGAGCGACGGCAAGAGGCGAACUCUGGUCAUCAAGAACUGCGAGCUCAAAGACGAGGGCGGAUACGUGGUGAUGAUCGGACCGACCAGAGCCAGCGCUGACCUCACUGUGCUCGAGAAACUGAAGAUCAUCACGCCGCUGAAGGACAUGGAGGCCCAAGAAGGUCAGGAGAUCGUCCUGAACUGCGAGGUGAACACAGAGGGAGCGAAGGCCAAGUGGCUGAAGAACGACGACACGGUGUUUGAGAGCAGCAAGCACGUGAUGGUCCAGAGAGACAACGUCUUCUCCCUGAGGAUCAGAGACGCCACGAAGGGAGACGAAGCCAACUACAGCAUAAACCUGACCAAUCAGAGAGGGGAGCAGGCCAAGAGCGCCUGCAACCUCACCGUCAAAGAGGAGAGUCUGAGGAUUGUGGUUCCUCUGGAGGACAUCGACACUCAGGAGAAGAAGACCAUCAGCUUCUCCUGUAAGGUCAACCGGCCCAACGCCACUCUGAAGUGGAUGAAGGCCGGCGUCGAGAUCGCCUUCAACAAACGCAUCGUCUACAAAGUGGACAAAGACAAGCACACGCUGAUCAUCAAAGACUGCACGCUGGCGGACGAGGGCGAGUACACCGCCGUGGCCGGAGACAACAAGUCCACCGCAGAGCUGGUCAUCAGCGAGGCGCCCACGGACUUCUCCAUGCACCUGAAGGACCAGACCAUCACCGAGUUCGAGGACGCAGAGUUCACGUGCAAGCUGACCAAAGAGAAGGCCGACGCAAAGUGGUACAGAAACGGACGUGAGAUCAGAGAAGGGCCGAGAUAUACAAUUAAAAAAGAUGGAAAGAUGUGCACCUUGUGUAUCAAGGAGUGCAGACCUGACGAUGAGUGUGAAUACGCCUGUGGAGUGGACGAGAAGAGAUCCAGAGCCAGGCUCUUCGUGGAAGAGACCCCGGUGGAGAUCGUCAGACCUCCUCAGGACGUGUUUGAGCCUCCGGGCUCAGACGUCGUGUUCGAGGUGGAGCUCAACAAGGACAGAGUGGAGGUGAAGUGGCUGAGGAACAACAUGACGGUCGUCCAGGGAGACAAGUACCAGAUGAUGAGCGAGGGCAAAGUCCACAGACUGCAGGUCUGUGAGAUCAGACCUCGGGACCAGGGCGAGUACAGGAUCAUCGUCAAGGACAAAGACGCCAGAGCCAAGCUGGAGCUGGCAGCUGUCCCUCAGAUUAAGACCACAGACCAGAGCUACGUCACAGACGCCAGGAAGCCCAUCGUCAUGGCCGUCCCCUACAGCGCCUACCCGCAGGCCGAGGCCGACUGGCUGUACAACAACUUGAGCCUGCCGAAAGACAACAUCUACACGUCCGCCGACCGCACGGAGUACCGGCUGAAGGACCCCCUGAAGUCCGACGAGGGCCGCUACAAGAUCAUCAUCAAGAACAAACACGGAGCGGGAGAAGCCUUCAUCACCCUGGACGUCAUCGAUGUCCCUGGACCCGUGAAGAACCUGCAGGUGGUCGACACCGCCGAUGGCGAGGUCAGCCUGGCGUGGGAGGAGCCUGAGAGCGAUGGCGGCAGCAAGGUCAUCGGCUACGUGGUGGAGAGACGUGACGUGAAGCGUAAGACCUGGACGCUGGCCACCGACCACGCCGAGAGUCCCGAGUACACGGUGACCGGCCUCCACAAGGACUCCAUGUACCUGUUCAGAGUCUGCGCCCGAAACAGGGUCGGCAGCGGACCCAACGUAGAGACCGACAAACCUGUACAGGCCAAGAACAAGUUUGACGUUCCUGAUGCUCCUCUGAACGUCAUCGUGGGAAACGUCACCAAGUUCGGCUGCACCGUCUCCUGGGAGCCUCCCGAGUCGGACGGAGGCUCUCCCAUCACCUCUUACAUCAUCGAGCUGCGCGACAGGACGUCGGUGAAGUGGUCGCCCGUCCACAUAACCAAAAAAGACGAGCUCAGCGCCGUCAUUAACGACGUCAUUGAGAACAAAGAGUACAUCUUCAGAGUCAAGGCUCAGAACAAAGCCGGUGUCGGCAAGCCCAGCGCCGCCUCGCAGCCCGUCAAGAUCAUGGAUCCCAUCGAGCGUCCCAGUCCCCCUCUGAACCUGGUCUGGCAGGACCAGAACAAGAACUCGGUGCAGCUCACCUGGGAAACUCCUCUGAAGAACGGAGGCAGCAUGAUUACCGGGUACAUCAUCCAACGCUGCGAAGACGGCACCGACAAGUGGCUCCGCUGCAACGCCCGCCUCUGCCCCGACCUCUUCUACAAGGUGUCUGGUCUGAAAUAUGGAACCAAGUACAACUACAAAGUAUGUGCUGAAAACGCAGCCGGAGUCUCCGACCCGUCGAACAUCAUUGGACCGCUGCUGGCCGACGACCCACACGUGGGUCCGACCUUUGACCUGAGCGCUUUCAAAGACGGCCUGGAGGUGAUCGUCCCUCAGCCUCUCACCAUCAGAGUCCCCAUCAGCGGGUACCCGACCCCCGUCGCCAAGUGGACCUUCGGAGAGAAGGAGUUGACCGCCGCCGAUGAACGUGUCACCUUGACGACCAAGUCGACGUUCACAGAGCUGAUCGUCACGCCAAGCGUCCGCCCGGACAAAGGCUCCUACACCCUGCAGCUGGAAAACGACGUCACAUCCGUCUCUGGAGAGGUCGAAGUCAACGUCAUCGCGGCGCCCAGCGCUCCGAAGGAUUUCAAGGUCCUGGAGGUGACCCGGCAGCACGUCCACCUGAGCUGGGAGGCUCCGGAGCAUGACGGAGGAAGCCCCCUGACCGGCUACCAGGUGGAGAAACGGGACGUGUCCCGUAAGACCUGGGUCAAGGUGAUCACAGGUAUCCAGGAUCAGGAGUUCACGGUCAGCGACGUGGUUGAAGGGAAGGAGUAUCUGUUCAGAGUCACCGCCUGCAACAAGUGUGGACCAGGAGAGCCGGCCUACAUCGACGAGCCCGUCAACGUCUCCUCUCCUGCCACCCCCCCCGACCCUCCGGAGAACCUGAGGUGGAGAGACAAGUCAGCCAGCGGCAUCUUCCUGACCUGGGAGCCGCCGAAGUACGAUGGCGGCACCGGUAUCCGAGGCUACAACGUGGAGCGCUGCCAGAGAGGAACCGACAAAUGGGAGCCCUGCGGGGACAUGGUGCCCGAGCUUAAGUGCCAGGUAACCGGUCUGACCGAGGGCCAGUGGUACGCCUACAGAGUCCGAGCCCUGAACAGACUCGGAGCCAGCCGGCCCUGCAAGGCCACAGACGAGAUCCAGGCCGUUGAUCCUAAAGAGCCUCCAGAGAUCCAACUGGAUGCCAAGCUGCUGGCCGGUCUGACAGCCAAGGCUGGCAGCAAGAUCGAACUCCCCGCCGAGGUGACAGGUAAGCCCGAGCCCCGGGUCAAAUGGACCAAGGCCGACCUGGUCCUCAAACCAGACGACAGGGUGUCCAUCGACACCAAGCCGGGACACUCCACCGUCACCAUCGCCAAGACCACGAGAGAUGACACCUCCACCUACAUCAUAGAGGCCACCAACAGCAGCGGCCGCGCCACUGCCACCGUCGACGUCAACAUCCUCGAUAAGCCCGGCCCUCCGGCUGCCUUCGACAUCUCUGAGAUCACCAAUGAGUCCUGCUUCCUGGCCUGGAACCCUCCGCGUGACGAUGGCGGCUCCAAAGUCACCAACUACAUCGUUGAGCGCCGGGCUGCCGACAGUGAGAUCUGGCACCGGCUGUCCUCCACCGUUAAACAGACCACGUACAAAGCUGUGGGCCUGGUCAAGUUCAAGGAGUACAUCUUCAGAGCCUUUGCUGAGAACCAGUUUGGUGUCGGCCCACCGGCUGAACACCCAUCCAUCAUCGCCAGAUACCCCUUCGACACUCCUGGAGCUCCUUACAAGCUGGAGCCUUCAGAUAUCGCCAAGGACUCUGUGACUCUGAACUGGUACGAGCCUGAAGAGGACGGAGGAAGCCCCAUCACUGGAUACUGGGUGGAGAGAUAUGAACCUGACCACGACAGAUGGAUGAGAUGCAACAAGCUGCCCAUCAAGGACACCAACUACAGAGUCAAAGGUCUUCCCACCAGGAAGAAGUACAAGUUCAGAGUCCUAGCUGAGAAUCUGGCCGGAACUGGAAAACCCAGCAAGGAGACAGAUCCGAUCCUUGUCAAAGAUCCUAUCGAUCCUCCAUGGCCUCCCGGUAAACCCACGGUGAAGGAUGUGGCUAAGACUUCCUGCUUCCUGAUGUGGACCAAACCAGAGCACGACGGCGGAGCAAAGAUCGACAGCUACGUCAUUGAGAUGCUCAAGAGCGGCACUGUGGACUGGAUCCGCGUUGCAGAGGACAUCAGCAUCCUGGAGCACUUCCUGAAGGGCCUCAUGGAAAAGCAGGAGUACUCAUUCAGGGUGCGAGCCGUUAACGUGGCCGGGGAGAGCGAACCCAGCGAACCCAGUGAUCCAGUGCUCUGCAAAGAAAGACUCAACCCUCCUACGGCUCCUCGCUGGUUGGAGGUCAUCAGCAUCAGCAGGAACAGCGCCGAGCUGAAGUGGACGGUGCCCGAGCGCAAUGGAGGCUCGGCCAUCACCAACUACGUGGUGGAGAAACGUGACGUCAGGCGUAAAGGUUGGCAGGCUGUUGAUACCACGGUCAAGGAGCUAAAGUAUACCGUGACGCCGCUCAACGAAGGAUCGCUCUACGUGUUCCGCGUCGCAGCCGAGAACGCUGUGGGCGUCGGACCGUUCUGCGAGCUGCCUGACUCUGUGCUGGCCAAAGACACUUUCACUACUCCCGGGCCACCAUACGCCCUUACUGUUGACGCUGUGAGCAAGAGAUAUGUGGACCUGCAGUGGGAGGAACCUAAAAAUGACGGUGGCAGACCCAUACUCAGGUAUUCGCUUGAGAAGAAGGAGAAGCUUGGAACUCGCUGGGUGAAGUGCGGGAAGACUUCCGGUCCAGACUGUAAGUACAGAGUGACAGACGUCAUCGAGGGAACAGAGGUUCAGUUCCAGGUCAGAGCCGAGAACGAGGCCGGCGCCGGUCAUCCGAGCGAGCCCACUGAGAUCCUCACCAUCGAAGACCCAACAGGUGCCCCAUCACCGCCCGUUGAGCUGCACGUUACCGGUGCCAGCCGGGACUUCCUGUCCAUCGCCUGGAAGCCUCCACAGAGGGAUGGCGGAUGUCCCAUCAGCGGCUACCACAUUGAGAUGUGCCAGGCUGGGACAGAGAAGUGGAUGAGGGUUAACUCCCGUCCAGUGAAGGAGCUGAAGUAUCGAGUGGAGGAGGGCGUGGUCCCCGAGAAGGAAUAUAUCCUGAGAGUUCGAGCCAUCAACGCUGUUGGAGUCAGCGAGCCCUCCGACAUCUCUGAGAACGUCUUCGCCAAAGAAUCUGACUGUAACCCGACGCUGGAGUUCCAGACUCUGGACCUGGUUGUUGUGGAAACAGAGAAGCUGCACAUCCCGGUUCCCUUCAGCGCCGUCCCCUCGCCCAGAAUCACCUGGCACAAAGACGGCAAGGAGCUGAAGGCCGACGAACGCCUCGGCUUCAGGUCGGAGUAUACUUCCUGUCACCUGGAGAUCGACAGCAGCCUUCACGCUGAUGCCGGACAGUACAAAGUUACUCUGGAGAACAAACUGGGAGCCGCCAGCGCCACCAUCAACGUCAAAGUCAUCGGUCUUCCUGGUCCCUGUAAGGAAAUUGUGGCCUCUGAGAUCACAAAGAGCUCCUGUAAAGUGACCUGGGAGCCUCCGGACUACGACGGCGGCAGCCCCAUCCUUCACUACGUCCUGCAGCGGCGUGAGGCCGGCAGGAGGACAUAUGUCAACAUGAUGUCCGGAGAAAACAAGCUGAGCUGGACCGUCAAAGACCUCAUUCCCAACGGAGAGUACUACUUCAGAGUCCAGGCCGUCAACAAGAUCGGAGGAGGAGAGUUCCUUGAGCUCCGCAACCCGGUCAUCGCAGAGGACCAGAAACAUGCUCCCGACCCUCCGGUGGACGUGGAGACCCACAACCCCACAUCCAGCACCGUCACCCUGACCUGGAAGCCUCCCAUGUAUGACGGCGGCUGCAAGAUCAUGGGCUACAUCCUGGAGAAGCAGCAGAAGGGCGAGGACAAGUGGGAGAGAUGCAACGACUUCCUGGUGCCCGUCCUGUCCUACACCGUCAGAGGGCUGACGGAGGGCAAGAACUAUACCUUCAGAGUCACAGCUGAAAACGCCGCCGGGCUCAGUGAGCCGUCACGCAGCCCACCGUUCGUCAAGGCCUCCAAUACCAUUGACCCUCCGAAGGUUUUCCUGAGCGGCAGCCUGCAGUCUGGCCUCAGCGUGAAACGCGGUUACGAGAUCUGCCUGGACGCCAAUAUCUCUGGCUCGCCGUACCCAGAGAUCACUUGGUAUUGGAACAACCAGGUGAUCCGGCCCGAGCCGCUCCGCAAGAGGCCCGAAAGACCCCUGAAGAAGAAGGUGGAGAAGAAGGAGGAGGUGAAGAAAGAGGAGGGAGAGGCCGAGAAGAAAGAGGAGAAGAAGGAGGGAGAGGAAAAGAAGGAGGAGGAGAAGAAGGAGGGAGAGGUGAAAGAAGGAGAGGAGAAGAAGGAGGAGGAGAAGAAGAAGGAAGAAGAGGCGGCAGAGCCGGAGGUGGAGGAGACCGACUACCCGACGAUAAACGAGCGUCUGGCCAUCGACAACAGCCGCAGAGGAGCGUCCUCUGUCGUCAUCAGGGACUCGUUCCGUGCCGACCACGGCGUCUACAUGGUGAAGGUGGAGAACGACCACGGCAUCGCCUCGGCGACCUGCGAGGUCAACGUGCUCGAUACGCCCGGGCCUCCGGUGAACUUCAGAUUUGAGGAGGUCAGGAAGAGCUCUGUGAUUUGCAAGUGGGAUCCUCCUCUGGAUGACGGCGGCAGUGAGAUCCUCAACUACACUCUGGAGAAGAAGGACAACUCAAAGGUGGAGAUCGGCUGGAGCAGCGUCACCUCCACACUGAGAGGAUGCCGCUACCUGGUGCCCAAGCUCAUUGAGAAAAAGGAGUACAUCUUCAGGGUCAGGGCCGAGAACAAGCACGGCGCCGGCCCAUUCUGCGUCUCCAAACCACUCAUCGCCAAAAAUCCUUUCGAAACUCCCGAGGCUCCUGAUAAGCCACAGAUUGAUGACAUUACAGCCCACAGCAUGCUGGUCACCUGGAACCAGCCAAACGACAACGGCAGCCCCAUUUUGGGAUACUGGGUGGAGCGCCGCGAGAUCAACAGCUCACACUGGGCCCGUGUCAACAGGGACAUGGUCCCUGACACUGAGCUGAAUGUUGAAGGUCUACUGGAGGGGCUGACUUACAUAUUCAGGGUCGCGGCUGAAAACCAGGCCGGCCCCGGAAAGUUCAGCGCCCCCUCCGAACCCAAGACAGCUCAGGCUCCAAUCCUACCUCCUGGACCUCCAACUGCCCGAGUGGUGGAGACUACCGACCACUCCAUUGACGUGGAGUGGGACCCACCUGCUGACAAUGGUGGAGGAGAGAUCCUGGGAUACCACGUGGAUAAGGCCAUGGCUGGUACAAAGGACUGGUCCAGGUCUACAGAGCGUCCCUGGAAGACUCGGGCCUUCACUGUCUAUGGAGUCCGAGAGGGAGCCAAGUACCUAGUCAGAGUCAUCGCCUGCAACGCUGCCGGAGAGGGAACACCAGGAUUCACAGAGUCUGUGUUCGUCAGGAAUCCUGCAGAGUUGCCAGUGAUUGAACUGGCCCUGUCCGUCAAGAACGGUGUAGUCAUCAGAGCCGGCGAGACACUUCUUGUACCCGCUACAGUCACAGGUAAACCCUACCCAUCCAUCACCUGGACCAAGGACAACAGCAAACCUGACAAAGACCGUGUGGAGAUCCUCACAGAGGGCAAUGACAGCAUUGUUUCAAUCAAGAACGUCCAGAGGAAGGACUGCGGCAAAUACCAGAUCUCUGCUUGCAACCCCAGUGGCAGCAAGUCUGCUUCAACCAGAGUGGAGGUCAUGGACGUCCCCGGACCUGUGACGGACCUCAAGCCCGUUGUUGUCACUCGCAAGAUGAUCUUCCUGAACUGGGACGACCCUGAGGAUGAUGGAGGCAGCGACCUGACCGGCUUCAUCGUGGAGCGAAGAGACCUUAAGAUGCACACAUGGAGGCAGCCUAUUGAAACCGCCUCCUCCAAGUGCGAGUGCGUGGGCAUCAUGGAGGGACAGGACUACAUGUUCCGCGUCAUUGCCAAGAACAAGUAUGGCAUGGGCCCACCCGUAGAGCUUGGACCCAUUAAGGCUGUGGACCCACAGGGCCCACCAUCGUACCCUGAGAAGUUCCACUACACCGAGCGCACCAAGAACUCCAUCACGCUGACCUGGAAGCCACCGCGUAAUGAUGGCGGAAGCCCUGUAAUCGGCUACUUCGUUGAAAAGAAGAGGCAGGACCAGCAGGCCUUUGAACUCUGCAACACAGAGAUCUGCCCCAACAUGACCAUGACUGUAGAGGGCCUAGAAGAAGACUGGAUGUAUGAGUUCAGGAUCAAGUGCGCCAACCUACUGGGAGAGAGCGAGCCAUCCAUCCCAUUCACUGUGGUCAUCCAAGACGAUGAAGUGGCUCCUGAGGUCCACAUGCUGAAGCACUUCAAAGGUGAUUCAAUUAUUGUGAGGAAGGGUGAGCCCAUUGAGAUCCCAGCUGAUGUCCUGGGCCUCCCCAUCCCUAAGAUCGAGUGGACAAAGGAUGACGUGGUGAUCGCGCCCACCGAGACUCUGCUGAUAGAGACGGUGGAGACCGGCCGGAUGAACUGCAAGACCACGCUGUCCAUCCCAGCAGCCAACAGGAGGGACCGCGGCAGCUACACCGUGUCUGCGUCUAACAACAUGGGCUCAGCCAAGCACACCACUACUGUCAUGGUGCUGGACCGGCCACUUCCACCCAGGAAUUUGGCAGUGUCCAACAUCAGGGCGGAGUCUUGCUACCUCAACUGGGACGCACCGCUGGAUAAUGGUGGCAGCGAGCUGACCAACUACAUUAUUGAGAAGAAGCAUGUAGUAAAAGAGGAGCCGGAGCUGGAAGAAGGUCAAGAAGCUCCACCUGAACCACAGUGGGAACAGGUUACCAACAGCAUCAUUGAGAGGAAAUAUGGGGUGUGGAACCUGGAGACCAAUAAGACCUACUUGUUCCGGGUUAAAGCCGAGAAUCGCUAUGGUAUAUCCGACCCCUGCACAACAGAGGAAGUCCAGAUCACAGACCCAUUCGGCCUUCCAGGCCCUCCAGAGAAACCAACCAUCGCAGAGUACUCCAAGACCUCCAUGACGCUAACCUGGGAGCCUCCCAGAGACAACGGCGGGUCUAUGAUUAUUGGCUACUGGCUGGAGAAGAGGGAGAAAGGCACUGCCUACUGGGCCAAAGUCAACAAGGUGCCAGUCACCAAGAGGGGCAUGAAAGGCUGGGAUUACCAGGUGACUCGUCUGAUCGAAGGAACAGAGUAUGAGUUCAGGGUUGCUGCCUGCAAUUCUGCAGGAACUGGACCAUUCAGUGGACCAUCCGACUCUGCUUUCGCUGUCGACCCACUCACUCCUCCUAGCAUGCCUGCAGCUCCUGUGGUGGCUGAUAAGACGAAGCACAGUGUCACGUUGUCCUGGAGUCCACCAGAGAGGGACGGAGGAAGCCCCAUCAAGGGCUACAUUAUCCAGAUCCAAGGUGAGGGCACAUCUGAUUGGGUGAGGGUCAACGACCCCGACACGCUGCACCCCACCACUGAGUUCACCGUGCCGAGCCUUCGCGAGCUGAAAAGGUUCCGCUUCAGGAUCAUCGCUGUCAACGACAUCGGCGAGUCCGACCCCAGCCCCCGCACCAGCGAGGUUCUCAUCGAGGAUGUCAAACUUGCGCCUUCUAUCGAUAUUCACGUAAUGGCCGACGAUCUGCUGUGCAUCCGUGCCGGAGAUCCGAUCAAGAUCCCCGCCAGCAUCAAGGGUCGCCCUGUUCCCAAGGUAACCUGGGACUAUGAUGGCAAAGCCAAGUCGCACAAGAAGAACAAGCUGCACACACUGCCUGUGGACUCUGAGGUUGAGUCUACUGACACCACGUCCACUGUGACCAUCCCCGUCAGUCUGAGGAGUCACUCUGGACGCUACACCAUCACCGCCAAGAACAAGUCCGGACAGAAACAUGUCAACGUCAGAGUCAAUGUCCUCGAUGUCCCCGGAGCUCCAAAGGAGCUGAGGGUUACUGACAUCAGCCGGUCAACCAUGAGACUGAUCUGGAAACUACCAGACAACGAUGGAGGAGAGAGAAUCAAGAGCUACUUUAUCGAGAAGAAAUGUGUCACUGACAAGGCCUGGACGAAGGUGAAUGCAGCCUGUGCUAGCCAGGCCUACGUCGUGCCAGGUCUGCUGGAAGGUCAGGACUACCUGUUCAGGGUUCGUGCUGAGAACAGACUUGGAUUCGGCCCGUUCACUGUCACCAGUGAACCCGCCCGGGCCAGAGACCCCAUCUACCCACCCGACCCCCCCACCAAGCUGAAGGUCAACCUGGUGACGAAGACCACCACCACUCUGAGCUGGGAGCCUCCCAAAAACAAUGGCGGCGCGCCGGUGAAGCAUUACAUUAUUGAGCGUUUGAGCUGGGACACCAGCGGCAAGGAGAAGGAGACCUGGAAGCAGUGCAACAAGAGGGAUGUGGAGGAGCUCACCUUCGUGGUGGAGGACCUGAAGGAGGGAACAGAAUAUGAGUUCAGAGUAAAAGCUGUGAACGCCGCUGGACCCAGCCGACCCUCCACCACUGCUGGACCCCUGGUCAUCAAGGAUCAGACAUGCGCUCCCACCAUUGAGCUGCGUGAGGCCAUGGAGGGCGAGGAGGGCUGUGAUGUCAGCGUUGUGGCGAGGGUGAGCGGCUGUCCUUUCCCCACGCUCACCUGGCAGAAGGCCAGCCUGGCCAAGCCUGAGGAGAAGGCCGCCAUCCAUUACGACCAGCACAUCAACAAACUGGUGACCCAGGACAAGUGCACGCUGCUGAUCCAGCAGGCCAGCAGGCUCGACAGCGCCCUCUACAGCCUGACAGCCAGCAACAGCCUAGGCAGCGUCACCAAGGACAUCAAGCUCAGCGUGCUUGGACCUCCCGGCCCACCUGUCGGACCAAUCAAAUUUACCGAGGUGUUUGCGGACAGGAUCGGCCUUGCCUGGAACCCCCCCACAGACGACGGCGGAUCCAAGAUCACCAACUACGUGGUUGAGAAGCGCGAGGACAACAGGAAGUCCUGGGUCCACGUUUCCAACGACCCCAAGGAGUGUGCCUACACGGUGAACCGGCUGACGGAGAACCACCAGUACGAGUUCAGAGUCAUGGCCCAGAACAAGUUUGGAGUCGGGCCACCGGUGGUCAGCGAGCAGGAGAAAGCCAGAAACCUCUUCACCGUCCCGGGUCAGUGUGAGAAACCGACUGUGACAGACGUCUGUCUGGAGUCCAUGACCGUCAACUGGGACGAGCCUAAAUACGACGGCGGCUCCUCCAUCACCGGCUACAUCGUCGAGAAGAAGGAGACCACCGCCAAGCGCUGGGCCCGCGUCACCCGCGAGCCAAUCCGCGCUCUGCCGCUGGGCAACAACUGGGACGUCACUGGCCUGCUGGAGGGCGCCAUGUACCAGUUCAGGGUCAUCGCUGUCAAUGCCGCCGGCUGUGGUCUUCCCAGCCUGCCUUCUGACCCCAUACUCUGCAGAGACCCCAUCAAGCCUCCCGGGCCGCCGACCCCGAAGGUGACGGACUGGACGAAGUCGACGGUGGAGCUGGAGUGGAUCCCGCCUCAGGUGGACGGAGGGUCAAAAGUCACAGGCUACAUCCUAGAGUACCAGGAAGUGAACAAGGAGGAGGAGGAGAAAAAGGCUCAGAGGAAGCUGCUGAUGAUGAGCGAGGAGGAGGAGAAGGAGCCCGAGAGCGAGGAGGGCUGGGAGAAGGCGAAGGACACAGAGAUCAGAGGAACCAAGUUCGUGGUGGCUGGCCUGAAGGAAGGUGGUCUGUACCGCUUCAGAGUCCGAGCAGUGAACGCCGCCGGAGAAGGAGAUCCAGGACUCGUGUCUGAGCUGAUCGAGCUCAAAGACAGAACAAUUCCUCCUGAGAUGGACCUGGACGCCUCGGUGAAGGAGAAAAUCGUGGUCCACGCCGGUGGCACCAUCCGCAUCAUCGCCUACGUGUCCGGUAAACCCGCACCGCAGAUCACCUGGUGCAGAGACGACGGCGAGGUGCCCAAAGAGGCCGUGGUGGAGACGACGGGCAUUUCGAAUUCGCUGAUCAUCAAGAACUGCAAACGCCAACACCAGGGCAUGUACACGCUGAGUGCCAAGAACGAGGGCGGAGAGAGGAAGAAGGCCAUCAUCGUCGAGGUCCUGGAUGUCCCCGGACCGGUUGGUGUCCCCUUCGCCGGCGAGAACCUGACCAACGACUCCUGCAAACUGACCUGGUACUCCCCCGAGGACGAUGGCGGCUCAGCCAUCACCAACUACAUCAUCGAGAAGAGGGAGUCGGACCGCAUGGGCUGGACCUCGGUGUCCUACACGGUGACGAGGAACAACGCCGUGGUGCAGGGACUCAUCGACGGCAAGGGCUACUUCUUCAGGAUCGCAGCUGAGAACAUCAUCGGCAUGGGACCUUUCAUUGAGACCGACAAGAUGGUUCUCAUCAAGGACCCCAUCUCCGUCCCGGAGCGUCCGGAGGACCUGAUCAUCACCGCAAUUACCAAGGACUCUAUCUCUGUUGCCUGGAGACCGCCCAAGUACGACGGUGGCGCCGAGGUGACCGAGUACGUCCUUGAGUCUCGCAUGAUCGGAAAGGACAACUUCACGCGGAUAGGUGGAGAGGACAAGCUGCUGGAUAAGAAGUUCACACUGACAGGACUGAAGGACGGCUCGAGCCACGAGUUCAGAGUCUCCGCCAUCAACCAGGUGGGACAGGGCAAACCGUCCUUCGCCUCUAAGCCUGUACAGUGCAAGGACGAGCUUGAACCACCCACUCUGGACCUGGACUUUAGGGACAAGAUGAUGGUGAAGGUGGGAGACACCUGCACACUGUCGGGACGCUACAGUGGUAAACCAGCCCCGGCUAUCGCCUGGACAAAGAAUGGAGAGGAGCUGAAGGCGGAUGACGAGAUCGGCCUCCACAGCACCACCCGCCACCUCAGCCUGACCAUCAGCAAGACCAAGAGAGAGCACAGCGGCCUCUACUGCGUCAGCGUGGAGAACGCCGCUGGGACUCGCACAGGACUCUGCACCAUCACCGUGGUCGACCGUCCUCAGCCUCCCAUGGGCCCCGUGGUGUUCAACGAGGUCUACAGGAACUACAUGGUGAUCUCCUGGAACCCUCCUCUGGACGACGGAGGCUGCGCUAUCUCCAACUAUAUCAUCGAGAAGAGAGACACCAACAGAGACCUGUGGAUGCCUGUCACCUCGUCCUGUACCAGGACCACCUGCAAGGUGCCGAAGCUGAUCGAGGGUCGCGAUUACAUCAUCAGGAUCAUGGCUCAGAACAUCUACGGCAUCAGCGACCCCCUGCUGUCCGCAGAAUCCAAGGCUAAAGACAUCUUCAAGGUGCCCGACGCUCCUAAACAGCCCACGGUAAAGGAGGUUUACCAUGACUCCGCCCUCGUCAGCUGGGAGCCACCUGCCGACGGAGGGAAACCUAUCACAGGCUACAUCGUGGAGAGGAAGGAGACCAUGGCCAACAGGUGGGUUCGCUGCAACACAGAGAGAAUCCAUCCGAAGGUGGAGUACUGGGUGACGGAGCUGCUGCAAGGCUGUGAGUACGAGUUCAGAGUCAGCGCUGAGAAUGAGGUGGGAGCCGGAGACCCGAGCCCACCAUCCAAACCCGUCUUCGCCAAAGAUCCCAUCGUGAAACCCAGUCCACCGGUGAACCUCCAGGUCAUCGACUUCACCAAGGAGUCAGUCACUCUGUCCUGGCAGCCUCCCACCGACACCGGCCGAGGAAAGAUCUUCGGAUACCUGCUGGAGUUCCAGAAGGCUGGAGAGGAGGAGUGGAGCAAGGUGAACCAGACUCCAGACUCCUGCCAGGAGACCAAAUUUAAGGUGAUCGGCCUGGAUGACGGUGCUCUGUACCGCUUCAGAGUCAUGGCUGUUAACGCUGCCGGAGAGUCUGACCCGGCUAACUUGAAAGAGCCAAUCAGAGUGCAGGACAGACUUGAGGCCCCAGAGCUGAUUCUGGAUGCCGGAAUGACCCGAGAGGUGAAGGCCAUGGCCGGUACUCACAUCACCCUGAUGGCCUUCAUCAAAGGCGUCCCGUUCCCCACCGUCACCUGGAAGAAGAACGACGCCGAGGUGCCCACCAGGGCCGACAUCGAGACCAACCAGGAAGGCACCAAGCUGGAGAUGAGGUUCUGUAACCGUGGUGACUGUGGAGACUACACCCUAACUGUGGAGAACUCCGUUGGAUCAAAGACCGCAACAUGCACCGUGCUAGUCCUUGAUAAACCUGGUCCCAUCCAGCACCUUCGGGUUUCUGACAUCAGGAGUGACUCCGCCUACCUGUCCUGGAAGGACCCAGAGGACAACGGCGGUGCUCGUCUCACUAACUUUGUGGUGGAGAAAAAAGACACUGCGUCCACUCAGUGGGUCCCUGUCUGCUCAACAUCCAAGAAACGCAGCAUGAUGCUGAAGCACCUGAUGGAGGGCACAUCGUACUCGUUCAGAGUCGCUGCUGAGAACCAGUACGGCCGCAGCGAAUACGUCGAGACACCAAAGGCCAUCAAAGCAAUGAACCCACUCUUCCCUCCUGGUCCACCUAAAGACCUGCACCAUGACGACGUUGACAAAACUGAAGUGUGGUUGGUCUGGAACUGGCCCGACCGCAAUGGGGGAAGUGAGAUCACAGGCUUCCUGGUGGAGUAUCAGGAAGAGGGAGAGAAGGAGUGGGACGAGUGGAAGACCGUCAGCAUCCCUGAGAGUCAUGUGACUGGUCUGGAGGAAGGAAAGACCUAUCGCUUCAGAGUAAGGGCUGAGAACGCCAUUGGCCUUAGCAGACCCGACACCACCGUGCCCAUCCUCUGCCAGGAGAAACUGGUGCCUCCAAUUGUCGAGGUGGACGUUAAGCUCACUGAAGGCAUCAUUGUGAAGGCUGGCUCCACCAUCAGGCUGCCAGCUAUCAUGAGAGGAAUCCCCGUUCCCACUGCCAAGUGGACCAUUGAAGGAGAGGAGAUCACCAGCCAGGGUAAUGUCAAGAUCGACACUGACAACUUCUCCACUGUGCUCAGCAUUAAUGACUGCACCAGGCACCACACCGGCACCUACCUCCUCACCGUGUCCAACCCAGCUGGAACCAAGACAGUGGCCUUGAACGUCACUGUCCUGGAUGUUCCCGCUGCUCCCAUUGGACCUGUCAACAUCCUGGAGGUCACUCCAGACUCCAUGAUGAUUGAAUGGCGUCCUCCCAAGGAUGAUGGCGGUAGCCCCGUCACCAACUACAUUGUGGAGAAGAGAGAGUCCAGCAAGGAGACCUGGGGAUGUGUGAGCUCUGGAAGCCUCGCUACCAGUCUCAAUAUCACUCGCCUGCAGAGGGGAACAGAGUAUGUGGUUCGCAUUCGUGCUGAGAACAAGAUGGGCAUCGGCGCUCCUCUGGAGAGCAAACCCACUGUCGCCGAGCACACCUUCAUGCCACCCAGCCCGCCUGGUAAGCCACAGCCCUCUGAUAUCGCAGAGGAUGCUGUUACACUCGGCUGGACCAUGCCCUUGGCUGAUGGUGGCAGCCAGAUAACUGGCUACAUCAUCGAGCGCAGACACAAGGGAGGAAAAUGGAUCCGUGUCAACAAGACGCCCUGUAAGGACCUGAGGUACAGAGUCCUGGGUCUGUUUGAGGGUAAUGAGUACGAGUUCAGAGUGUUUGCUGAGAACAUUGCCGGCUACAGUGGCCCCUCUCCCACCUCUGAUCCAUGCAAACCGUGUAGGCCCAUCACUGUCCCCAGCCCCCCUGUCAACCCCAAAGUUAAAGAUUACAGCAAGACUACCGCUGACCUGGUGUGGACCAAACCCAACAAAGACGGAGGCAGUCCCAUCCUGGGCUACACUGUGGAAAUGAAGAAGGCCGACACUGAAGAAUGGAAAAAAGUGAACCUGGACAACUUCAUCAAGCAGUGUGCCUACACUGUGAAGGGUCUGGAGGAGGGCGUGACCUACAGAUUCAGAGUCUAUGCUUCCAACAUGAUUGGAGAUGGAGAGUCCAGAGAAGUCCCAGAGUCCAUCACUGCUCAGGACAUCCUUAUUCCUCCAGAGAUUGAGAUGGAGGUCACCUGCCGCGAGCGUGUUACUGUGCGUGUCGGACACAACAUCAACAUCAUUGGCUACAUCAAGGCUCGUCCUGACCCAGAAGUGCUUUGGUCAAAGGAGGAGACCGUUCUGGAGAACAGCAAACGUGUCACCAUCAUUCAGAACUUCCCUGUGGUCCACUUGAGGAUCAAAGAGGCCACAAGAGCUGACCAUGGCAAAUACGUCCUGAAGGUUUCAAAUGAGGGCGGUGAGGCCUCUUGCACAAUCACAGUCAAUGUGUUAGACAGACCCAGCCACUGCCAGAACCUGCACACAACCUAUGCCACCAAGGACUCAUGCAUGAUCAAUUGGGAGGCCCCUAAGGACAACGGUGGAUCCGAGAUCACCAACUACAUUGUGGAGUGUCGUGAACCCAGCAUUAGCAUGUGGUCUAUGAUCUCUUCCAACUGCACCAAUCGCAAGAUCAAAACCAAGCUCAUGGAGGGCCAUGAGUACCUGUUCCGUGUCUGCGCCGAAAACAAGGUUGGACCAGGACCUUGUGUGGAGACCAAGACCCCUCUGCUUGCCAUCGACCCCAUUGAGAAGCCCGGUGAGCCUGAGAACUUCAGAGCCACUGACAUUGGUAAAAACUACGUCUAUUUGAGAUGGAGGAAGCCUGACUAUGAUGGUGGCAGCCCCAACAUCUCCUACAACCUGGAGUGCCAAGCCAAAGAUGCUGAGGAGUGGACGAAACUCAACACGGGCACUCUCACCGACACCUUCUUCCUGGCUGACAAGUGCACUGAGAACCAUACGUACACGUUCAGGGUGCAGACCGUUAAUGAAGGAGGAGAGAGUGCCUGGGUAAAACUUGCCGACAUUCUGGUGAAAGAGGAGAUCCAGAAGCCUGUCAUUGACCUGAAGCUGGCUGGAGCUUUGACAGUGAAGGCCGGAGAGUCAGUCAGGAUGGAGGCCGGCCUGAGAGGAAAGCCCCAGCCUGAGGUCAAAUGGACCAAAGACAAGGCUGUCGGAGACAACCCCAGAAUCAGCUAUGAGACUGGCCCAGACUACUCCAAGUUCCUUUUGGUCAAAUCCAGACGCACUGACACUGGAAAGUAUAUCAUUACAGCCACCAACCCGGCCGGCACCUUCACGGCAUACGCCAAUGUUAACGUCCUGGACGUCCCUGGCCCCGUGAGGAACCUCAGGCUUACGGGAAUUGGAGCCGACAAGUGCAGAGUGGUGUGGGACGGUCCAGAGGAUGAUGGAGGUUGCGAGGUGGACAGCUACAUCCUUGAGAAAUGCGAGACCAGGAGGAUGGUCUGGUCCACAUACUCCGCCUCUGUGGUCACACCGUACUGCAACGUCACUCGUCUGGUGGAGGGUAAUGAGUACAUCUUCAGAGUGAGGGCUGAGAACAAGAUGGGAACUGGCCCUGCCAUGGAGAGCAAGCCUGUCACUGUCAAGACUCAGUUCAGCAAACCUGGACCCCCUGAAGCCCCUGAGGUCACCAAGGUCAGUAAAGAUGAGAUGACUGUUGUCUGGGCUCCUCCUGAGAAUGAUGGAGGAAAGUCAAUCACCGGCUACAUCCUGGAGAGGAAAGAGAAGAGGGCAGUGCGCUGGGUUCCCUGCACCAAGAGCCCCAUCUCAGAGAGGCGCAUGAAAGUCACCAACCUGAUUCCCAACCAUGAGUACCAGUUCAGGGUGAAGGCAGAGAACGAGGUCGGCCUGGGAGAGCCCAGCAAACCUUGCAGACCCGUUGCAGCCAAAGAUCCCAUCGAGCCCCCUGGUCCCCCUGCAGGUCUGAAGGUGGGCGACAGCACCAAGACCUCAAUCACCCUGUCCUGGUCUAAACCUGUGUACGAUGGUGGUGCCCCCAUUAUCAACUACAGCCUGGACAUGAGGCUGAAAAGCGAGGCAGAUCCUGAGAAGCCCACAGAGGGCUGGAAGAGAAUUGACACCCAUGGCCCAUUGGUACUCACAGAGUUCACCAUCGGCCAGCUGGAUGAGAAGGUGGAGUACGAAUUCAAGGUGUCCGCCCAAAAUCAGGUGGGCUGGGGACGCCACGCCUACUUGAAGGAAGCCGUCUCCCCCAAGGAGAUCCUGGAGGCUCCAGAGAUUGACCUGGAUGCCAGUCUGAGGAAAGGCCUAGCUGUCAGGGCAGGCUGCCCAAUAAGGCUUUUUGCUGUCAUCAGAGGAAGGCCUUCCCCCAAGGUUACCUGGAAGCGUAUGGGUGUGGACAAUGUGGUCCGCCGAGGUCACGUGGACCAGGUCGACACCAUGUCCUUCUUGGUCAUCCCCGAGAGCACCAGAGAGGAUUCUGGGAGAUACUCGCUGACUCUGUCUAAUUCAGCUGGAGAGAAAGCCGUGUUUGUCCGUGUCAAAGUCCUUGAUACUCCCGGUCCCGUCGGUGGCCUGGAUGCAACCGACAUCACCAAGACAACAGCUCAGCUGUCCUGGUUGCCACCAGAGAAUGACGGUGGCAGCCCCAUCCUCAACUACAUUGUGGAGAAACGGGAGGUAGAUAGGAAGACAUGGUCCAAGUGCAUAGAGGACCUGAAGAAGACCAGUUUCAAGGUUACCAACAUGACGCCUGGCAUUGAGUAUUAUUUCAGAGUCAUGGCCUGCAACAAGUACGGCAUCGGAGUUCCUCAGGACUCGCCAAAGUCCUACCUGGCUGUUGAUCCCAUCAGUGAACCAGACCCUCCAAAGAAGAUGGACGUGUUGGAGGUCACCAAGAAUAGUGCCACACUGGGCUGGUUGAAGCCACUCAGAGACGGAGGAGCUAAGAUCAACGGUUAUGUGGUGGACUACCAGGAGGAGGGUGCACCUGAGGACAAGUGGACACCUUACUCUGUGGUCAAAGACCUGACCAUCGUGGUAGUUGGUCUGAAUGAAGGAAAGAAACACAAGUUCAGGGUGGCAGCAAGGAACUCAGUGGGAGUCAGCCUGCCGCGAGAGGCAGAGGGAGUGUUUGAGAUCAAGGAGCAGCUCAUGCCUCCUAAGAUCAUAUUGCCAGACAUUGUGACAUUUAGAGCUGGAUCCAAGAUGGUGGUUGAGGCCAUUGUGGCAGGUAAACCUGCUCCCUUCUGCAAGUGGAAGCAGGGCAACGAGGACGUGCUGACCUCUGACCGCCUGUCCGUCGUAAAGACGCUGACAACCUGCACGCUUAUCAUCAAGAAUGUGACGAGAAAGGACAGUGGCUACUACAGCCUAUCGGCUGAGAACAGCGCCGGCAAGGUCAACCAGAUCCUCAGAGUCACCAUCAUGGACAUCCCUGGACCCCCUGAAGCUCCUCUAGAGGUCACUGAACUAGACAUCGAUGGCUGCACGCUGCUCUGGAACUCCCCACAGGAGGAUGGUGGCAGCAACAUCACCAACUAUAUUGUUGAGAAGUGUGACGUCAGCCAGGGCGACUGGGUUACACUGUCCACAUCCUGCACCAAAACCAGCUUUAGAGUUACCAAACUGACAACUGGCAAAGAGUAUGGCUUCCGAGUCCGUGCCGAGAACAGGUUCGGCGUCUCCGAGCCCAUCUACUCUGAGAAGAUGAUAGCCAGAUAUCCAUUUGAUCCUCCCAGUGAGCCCAGAAACCUGCAGAUUAACAGAAUUAACAAGGACUUCGUCAUCCUGUCAUGGGAGCGUCCCAGCAGCGACGGUGGCAGCCCCAUCACUGGAUUCUGCAUUGAAAAGAAGGAGAGGAACAGCCUUCUGUGGGUGAAGGCCAAUGAAUCUCUGGUCAAAGCCACCCAGUACACCUGCACUGGCCUGAUGGAAGGCCUGGAGUACACCUUUAGGGUGUCUGCACUCAACCAAGCUGGACAGGGCAAACCUUGCAAACAGACUGACUUCAUCAUCGCCAGGACCGCUGUUGACCCACCAGGUAAACCCGAGCCCAUGGAUGUGACCAAGAACUCUGUGUCAUUGAUCUGGAGCCGUCCCAAACACGACGGCGGCAGCAAGCUGAUUGGCUACUACGUGGAGUACACAAAGCUCCCAGAGGAGAAGUGGACACGCUGCAACGCCAACUGCAUGAACAUCCAGACAGAGAGCUACAUGGUGACCGGCCUGGAGGAGUACCAACAGUACCAGUUUAGAGUCAUCGCCAAGACCGCCAUCAACAUCAGCCAGCCGUCUGAACUGUCAGACCCCAUCCCUGUCAUUGCAGAGAAUGUUGCUCCUCGUGUGGAUCUGGGCGUCAACAUGAAGAACCUGAUUGUGGUGAAAGCCGGAGAGAACGUCUUCCUGGAUGCUGAGGUGUUCGGCAAGCCACUGCCGAAGGUGUUCUGGAAGAAAGAUGGAGCGCCUCUGGUCCUUGCUGAGGGAAUGAAGAUGGCCCAGAAGAAACAUGUCCAUCUGCUGGAGCUCUUCUCCGUCACCAGGAAGGAGUCUGGAGACUACACCAUCACUGCUGAGAACAUCAAUGGCAGCAAGUACGCAACCAUCAAGGUCAAGGUGCUCGACAAACCAGGCCCCCCGGCUUCAGUGAAGAUUUCUAAGGUGUUUGCUGACCGUGUUAAGCUGCGAUGGGAGCCCCCACUUGCAGAUGGCGGCUCUGAGAUCACCAACUACAUCAUAGAGAAGCGCGAGACCAGCAGGGCCAACUGGGCGCUGGUGUCAUCCAACAUCCAUGGACAUUCGACCGACUGCUCAGUGGAGAAACUCAUCGAAGGACAUGAGUACCAGUUCAGAGUCAGUGCUGAGAACCAGUAUGGUGUGGGAGACCCAAUCAUGACUGACCCCGUCAUGGUCAAUAACCCAUAUGAUGUUCCUGGUCCAUGCGAGCCGCCUGUCAUCACCAAUAUUACUAAGGACUCCAUGACAGUGAGUUGGAAGGCCCCAGCCAAUGACGGCAAGGCCACCAUCCUGGGCUACAUGGUGGAAAAACGUGAGGCCACUGAGCUGGCAUGGGCUAAGGUCAACCGCCGUCCGGUCAUCGACAGGACUAUCAAGGCCAUUCAGCUGACCGAGGGCUCUGAGUACGAGUUCAGAGUCAUCGCCGUGAACAAGGCUGGUCCGGGAAAACCCAGCGACGCAUCCAAUGCCGCACUGGCUGUCGACCCCGUCUAUCCUCCCGGCCCGCCUGCCUUCCCCAAGGUGGUGGACUCUACCAAGACCUCCAUCAGCCUUAACUGGACAAAACCGGCCUACGAUGGUGGCUGCGAGAUCAUCGGCUACCUGGUGGAGUGUAAGCGAGCUGACUCUGAGACCUGGAUGAAGUGCAACGUUGCAAAAAAGCUUCAGGCCACCAAAUUCCUUGUGACCGGCCUCCUUGACGACACUGAGUACCAGUUCAGAGUCUUCGCUGUCAACAAGAUCGGCUUCAGUGAGCCCAGUGAGGUCCCUGGAAACCACAUGCCCAAGGACAUCCUAAUCGCUCCUGAAGCUGAGCUGGAUGCCGACCUAAGAAAAGCUUUGGUUCUUCGAGCCGGCGUCACCAUGAGGCUCUACGUCCCACUGAGAGGACGCCCGGCACCAAAGGUGACGUGGACGAAGGUGGACGCCAACCUGAAGGAUAGGCAGGGCGUGCUGAUCCAGACGUCAGAGUGGGACACCCUACUGAUGAUUGAGGACAUUAACAGAUACGAUGCUGGCAAAUACGUCCUGUCGCUGGAGAACAGCAGUGGCUCCAAGAGCUACACCAUCGUGGUCAAGGUCCUCGAUUCUCCUGGACCACCUUUGAACCUGAUCGUAAAGGAGACCUCCAGAAGCCACGCCUGCAUCACCUGGGACGCCCCACUGAUUGACGGCGGCAGCCCAGUCAAGAGCUAUGUCGUAGAGAAACGUCUGGCAGAGAGGAAGGCCUGGACCUGCGUGUCAGCAGACUGCCACAAAAUCUCCUUCAGGGUCACCAACCUGGAGGCGGGACAGGCCUACUGCUUCAGAGUGCUGGCUGAAAACGCCUACGGCAUCGGAGAGGGCUGUGAGACUGCCGGGAUCGUCCGAGCCUCAGAGCAAUCUGGUCCAGUGACAGACUUCAAAGCCCUGAAGACCACCAAGGACUCUGUCGUCCUGGGCUGGAAGAAGCCCUUCAGCGACGGUGGAAGCCACAUUACCGCUUACAUCCUGGAACAAAGCGAAGGCGAGGAGAAGUGGAAGGAGAUCAUGAAGGGCAAGAACACCUCACACACCAUCGGCGAGCUGACUGAGGGCAAGGAGUACUUGUUCAGAGUCAAGGCUGUCAAUGAGUCUGGAGAGGGACCACCCACUGAGCUCACUGUCAUUGCAAAGGACCAGUUUGUGCUGCCGGACUGCAACUUAAGUUGUCUGCAGGACAAUUGCUACGUGGCGAAGGAGGGCAGCACCACACGGAUCAACAUCCCCAUCAUCGGAAUUCCCUACCCCACCACCACCUGGAAGAAAGGCGACACGAUGCUUGGAGACACCGGCCGAAUGUGCGUCGAGGCGUCUUCAGGCAUCACCACUCUGCUGAUCAGAGACUGCCAGAGAGGAGAUGCCGAUACUUACACCAUCAAUGUCAGAAACAGCGCUGGCUCCAAGGACUGCAAGAUCCAGCUGAAGGUGGUCGGUAAGCCUGGCAUCUGCACAGGACCCAUUAAGUUUGAUGAGAUCACUGCUGACGGCAUAACCCUGGAGUGGGGACCGCCCAAAGACGAUGGUGGUGCGGAGGUGUCCAACUACAUUGUGGAGAAGAGGAGGACAACGGACAACAAGUGGGUUACAGUGGCUUCAGCCAUCCAGAAGACCACCAUGAGGGUGAUCAGGCUCCACGAUGGAGUAGAGUACAUCUUCAGAGUGUUCGCUGAAAACAAGUAUGGGGUUGGAGAGUAUCUGAGGUCUAACCCAGUCAUCGCACAGCAUCCAUUCAAUGUGCCCGGGGCACCUGCUCCUCCAGAAAUAGCGAGCAUCCGCCACGAGAUGGCCCUCUUGACUUGGGCUGAUCCAAAGGACACUGGUGGCUCCACAAUAACUGGAUUUCAUGUGGAGUUUAAGGAGAGGAACAGUCAAAUGUGGAAACGAGCCAGUAAGACUCCUCUGAGAGUAAAGGAAUGCAGAGUCACUGGCCUUAUAGAGGGACUAGAGUACGAGUUCAGAGUGAUGGCCAUGAACAUGGCUGGCCUAGGAAAGGCAAGCAGGGCCACCGAGGCUGUGGUCGCCUUGGAUCCUAUUGAUCCUCCUGGCAACCCCGAAGUGAUCAGUGUCACCAGGAGUACAGUCACUCUGAUAUGGACUGCUCCCAAAUAUGACGGCGGCCACAAGCUGACUGGCUACAUGGUGGAGAAGCUGGAGGCUGGCGGCAAGGCCUGGAUGAAGGCCAAUCAUGUCAACAUCCAGAGCUGUGCCUUCACGGUCACAGACCUGACAGAGGGAUCCCAGUAUCAGUUCAGGAUCAGGGCCAAGAAUGCUGCUGGGGCUAUCAGUGUUCCCUCAGAGCUUACUGAGCUUCUGACCUGCAAGGAUGAGUAUGAGCCCCCGACGAUCACUAUUGACCCAGAUAUGAAGGACGGUGUGUCAGUCAGGGCAGGAGACACUAUUGUGAUCUCAGCCUCCAAAAUUGUGGGCAAACCUCCGCCCACGGCUGUCUGGUCGAAGGGAGGUCGUGAGUUUAAGAGCUCUGACAUUGUCACUGUCACCACCACCCCCACCUCCUCCACUCUGGCUAUCAAGUAUGCAAGCCGGAAGAACACAGGAGAGUACACUAUCACUGCCAGCAACCCCUUCGGUAUAAAGGAAGAACGCGUAAAGGUGAAGGUCCUGGAUGUGCCUGGACCUCCAGGCCCCAUUGAAGCCAGCAACAUUUCAGCUGAGAAGUGUACUCUGACCUGGCUUCCACCAGAGGAGGAUGGAGGCUGCUCUAUCAAGUCCUACAUCCUAGAGAAGAGAGAGACCAGCCGCCUGCAGUGGACCAAGCUAGCUGAAAACGUCAUGGACUGCAGAUAUGUAGCUGGCAAACUGAUCAAGGGCAACGAGUACAUCUUUAGAGUGUCUGCUGUGAACCAGUAUGGCACUGGAGACUCAAGCCAGUCUGGUCCAGUCAAAAUGGUUGACAGUUACCGCCCACCAGGCCCACCGUCAACCCCAGAGAUUGAUGCUGUCAGUAGGAACGCUGUCACCAUUUCAUGGAAGAGACCAGCACAGGACGGAGGAAGUGACAUCAGAGGAUAUUGUGUAGAGAGGAAAGAAAGGAGAGGAAUGAGAUGGGUGAGAGCCUCCAAGAGGACGGUUCCUGACCUGCGCUUUAAGGUGCAAGGCCUGAGUGAGGGAGUAGAGUAUGAGUUUAGAGUCACUGCUGAGAACAAGGCUGGAUUUGGGGAGCCAAGUGAGCCAUCACACCCUGUGAUGACCAAGGACAUUGUGUAUCCACCUGGUCCACCAUCCAACCCCAGAAUUACAGACACCACAAAAUGCACAGCCACUUUCGCCUGGGGCCGACCCCACUAUGAUGGUGGUCUUGAAGUAGAGGGAUAUAUUGUUGAGUACAAAAAGGAAGGGCUUGAUGACUGGGAGGUGGAGACACAAUUCCCAUUGAAAGCUACUGAAUAUGUUAUUGGUAAACUUCAAAAAGGAGCCAAAUACCACUUCAGAGUCAGUGCUGUAAACUCAGAGGGAGUUGGCGAGCCUGCAGAGGUUGAGAAACUGACUGAACUGGUAGACCAGGAGGUGCUGCCAGACUUUGAACUGGAUGCUGAACUCAGGAGAACCCUGGUGGUCAGGUGCCGUGCUUCAAUCCGUAUGUUUGUUCCCAUCAGAGGUCGUCCUGUUCCUGAAGUAACCUGGAGCAAAGAUGAUACCAACCUGAAAACACGUGCACAUAUUGAUACCACAGAGUCCUACACUUUACUGGUUAUUCCUGACUGCACAAGAUACGAUGCUGGAAAGUACCACCUCUGUCUGGAGAACGUUGCUGGAAAGAAGACCGGCUUUGUAAAUGUUAAAGUUCUGGACACACCAGGACCACCAGUCGAUGUUAAACCUAGAGAGAUCACUAACAGAAGCAUCACUCUCCAGUGGGAAAUCCCAAUAAUCGAUGGUGGUUCCAAGAUUCACAAUUACAUUAUUGAAAAGAGAGAGGCCACCAAGAAGGCCUACACGGUUCUUAGCACCACAUGGCAGAAGUGUUCCUUUAAGUUUGCAGACCUUGAGGAGGGAGCUUACUACUACUUCCGUAUCUCUGCUGAGAAUGACCUGGGCAUAGGUGAGCCUUAUGAAACCCCUGAGCCAAUCAGGGUGUCCCAGGCCCCCUCUGCACCAGAGAACUUGUAUGUCACAGAUGUGACAGCUGAUAGUGCCAGCCUGGCAUGGGCCAAGCCCCUGCAUGAUGGUGGCAGCCUAAUCACAGGAUAUGUCAUUGAGGCCCAGAAGAAGGACACUGACCAGUGGGUCCAUGUGGCCACCAUCAAGGCUCUGGACUACACUGUCACAGAUCUGAUUGAGGGUGCUGAAUAUACCUUCCGCAUAAUGGCUGUAAACGCAUCAGGCAGGAGUGACCCCCGAGAGAGCAGGCCUGCUAUUAUCAAAGAGCAAACUUCUGCUCCUUCCUUUGACCUGCGUGGAGUCUACCAGAAGACGGUCAUCGCCAAGGCAGGGGACCGUCUCAAGGUGGAGAUUCCAGUGCUCGGCAAACCCAGACCUGUGGUUUCCUGGAAGAAGGGAGACACAACACUCAAGGAAACGCAAAGGACCAACACUGAAACCACACCAACAUCAACUAUCCUCAACAUCGGUGAGAUCAAGAGGACUGAUGGAGGACAAUAUUCAAUGACUGGAAAGAACAUGCUGGGUACAGUGACUGAGACGAUCACAGUAUUGGUCCACGACAUUCCUGGUCCUCCCACUGGUCCCAUAAAGCUAGAUGAGGUCUCAUGCGAUUAUGUUCUCAUGUCCUGGGAGGCACCAGAGAAUGAUGGAGGCGUUCCCAUCAGCAACUAUAUUGUUGAGAUGCGGGAGACUACCGGUACUUCCUGGGUAGAGUUGGCAGCUACAGUGAUCCGUACCACAUUCAAGGCAGCCCGACUCAACACUGGAACCAUGUAUCAGUUCCGUGUCAAGGCCCAAAAUAGAUAUGGCGUUGGACCAUGCAUUAUCUCUGAACAAGUGGUAGCAGCCUAUCCAUUUGAUGUGCCAGGCCAGCCAGGCAUUCCUGUUGUCACAUCUUUCAACAAGGAUGCUAUGACUCUUAGUUGGAAUGAGCCUUCCUCUGAUGGGGGCAGUGCCAUCCUGGGCUAUCAUGUGGACAGGAAAGAGAAGAACAGCAUUCUGUGGCAGAGGAUCAGCAAAGCUCUUGUUGUCGGAAAUAUCUUUAAAUCAACAGGCCUUGUUGAUGGAAUCGCAUAUGAACACCGUGUUAUUGCUGAAAACAUGGCUGGUCUCAGCAAACCAAGCAAACCCUCUGAGCCUAUGGCGGCUUUGGACCCGGUGGACCCACCAGGCAGGCCUGUUGCACUGAAUAUCACAAGGCAUGAGGUGACAGUGUCAUGGACCAAACCAGAGGGAGAUGGUGGAUUUUCAAUCACUGGAUACACAGUAGAGAGAAGAGAGAUGCCCAAUGGACGCUGGCUCAAAGCCAACUUCAACAACAUCCUAGAAACCAUCUACACAGUCAGUGGUCUGAUCGAAGAUGCAACUUAUGAAUUCCGUGUGAUUGCUAGAAACUCAGCUGGUGCUGUUAGUGCUCCAUCCCAGUCAUCAGAAGCAAUCACGUGCAGAGAUGAUAUUGAAGAGCCAAGGCUUGAUGUUGACGCAUCAUAUAGCAGUAAUGUUAUUGUCAUGGCAGGAGAGAUGUUCAAGCUGGAGGCCAGUGUGACUGGCAGGCCAAUCCCAUCUCUGGUAUGGACCAAGGAAGGAAAGGAGCUUGAAGACACAGCCAAAAUAGAAAUAAAGACAUCUGACUUCCACACAGCUCUAAUAAACAAAGAUGCCCUGAGGAGGGAUGGAGGUGCUUUUACUCUAACUGCCAGCAAUCCCGGUGGCUUUGCCAAGUUCACAUUCAAUGUCAAGGUGCUCGACAGACCUGGGCCACCAGACUCCCUCACUGUUACUGAUGUCGCUGCUGAGAAAUGUGUCCUUAACUGGCUGCAUCCAACACAUGAUGGAGGAGCCAAGAUUGAAUACUUUAUUAUUCAGAAGCGUGAAACCAGUAGACUGGCAUGGACAAAUGUGGCCACAGACCUACAGGCAAACAGGUUCAAGGUCACCAAGCUUCUGAAAGGCAAUGAGUACAUCUUCAGAGUCAUGGCUGUUAACAAGUAUGGCAUUGGUGAGCCGCUGGAGUCCGAACCGGUCAUCUGUACCAAUCCCUAUGUCCCCAGUGACCCACCACAGCAGCCUGAGGUCACCACCAUUACCAAGGACUCCAUGGUUGUCUGCUGGGAUCGCCCCGAACAUGAUGGAGGCAGCAGAAUAAACACCUACAUAAUUGAGAGAAGGGAUAAGACUGGCCUACGCUGGGUGAAGUGCAACAAAAGAACUGUAACUGACCUGCGAUUCAAGGCCUCUGGCCUCACACCAGGACAUGAGUAUGAAUUCAGAGUUCUUGCUGAGAACAAUGCUGGUCUAAGCCAGCCUAGUCCUUCCAGUCCAUUCUACAAAGCUGUAGACACCAUCUUCCAGCCUGGACCUCCAGGGAACCCCAGAGUGCUGGACACAACCAAGUCUUCCAUCACCCUUGCCUGGAACAAGCCUGUAUACGAUGGUGGUUCUGAAAUCACUGGAUACAUUGUGGAGACCUGCUUGCCUGAGGAAGAUGAGUGGACAAUUCACACUCCCAAGAAGGGGUGGACAGCCACUUCCUUUACCAUCACCAACUUGAAGGAAAACCAAGAGUACAAAAUCAACAUCUGUGCCACUAAUUGUGAAGGGGUGGGAGAGCCUGCUGCUGUUCCUGGAACCCCCAAGGCUGAAGACAGGCUGCUUCCUCCAGAAAUUGAACUUGGAGCAGAGCUACGAAAGGUAGUCUGCCUCAGAGCCUGUAGCACACUCAGACUCUUUGUCCCUAUUAAGGGAAGACCAGCGCCUGAAGUAAAAUGGUCAAGAGAGCAUGGGGUAUCCCUGGACAAAGCUAACAUUGAAAUCACCCCAUCAUUUACUACUCUUCAGGUAGAAAAUGUUGACAGGUUUGAUGGUGGCAAAUACAUGGUGACUGUAGAGAAUGCAUCAGGAAGUAAAACAGCCUACGUUAAUGUCAGGGUGCUAGAUACUCCUGGAGCACCUCAGAAUCUGUUCAUUAAGGAGGUCACUAGAGAUUCAGUUUCCCUCAUUUGGGAUGCACCUCUCAUUGAUGGUGGCUCCAGGGUCCGAAACUACAUUGUGGAGAAGCGCGAGUCAAACAGAAAAGCCUACUCCACAGUCUGUGCCAGCUGCCAUAAGUCCAGUUGGAAGGUUGGAGACCUGGAGGAAGGAAAGAUGUACUUCUUUAGAAUCCUGGCUGAGAACGAGUAUGGCAUUGGCCUGCCAGUUGAAACUCUUGAACCAAUUAAAGUCUCAGAGAAGCCUCUACCACCAGGCAAAGUCACCCUUGGUGAUGUUACCAGCACCAGCGUCACACUAACUUGGGAAAAGCCUGACCAUGAUGGCGGCAGUAGAAUCACAGGCUAUAUUGUUGAAAUGCAGAGUAAAGGCAGUGAGAAGUGGACCCAGGUCAUGGUCGUAAAGUCCAAUGCAGCUGUUGUAACUGGCCUAACACAGGGACAGGAAUACAUAUUCCGUAUCUCAGCCACCAAUGAAAAGGGAGUUAGUGACCCACGUCCUCUCAGUGUGCCUGUGGUUGCUAAAGACCUGGUCAUCUCACCCACCUUCAAACUGCUUUUCAGCACAUUCAGUGUGCUGGCAGGAGACGAUCUGAAGAUAGAUGUACCAUAUGCUGCCUGUCCCAAGGCUACAGCAACUUGGCUCAAAGAUGGCGUUGUUCUCAAGGAGACAACAAGAGUUAAUACUGAAGCCACAGACAAAAACCUUCUUCUGGUUAUUAAGGAGGCUUGCAGAGAUGAUGUGGGCACAUACACUAUCAAACUAUCCAACACAGCUGGAGAGGCAUCUACAGAGAUCAGUGUUCUUGUUCUCGAUAAGCCUGGUCCACCAACUGGCCCAAUUAAGAUGGAUGAGGUCACUGCUGACAGCUUGAUCCUGUCUUGGAAUCCACCCGAGUAUGAUGGUGGUUGCAGCAUCAACAAUUACAUUGUUGAGAAGAGAGACACAUCAACCACUAACUGGCAGAUUGUGUCAGCUACAGUGGCCAGAACCACUAUCAAGGCAGCCCGUCUGAAGACUGGAUGUGAGUACCAGUUUAGGAUUGCUGCAGAGAAUAGAUAUGGCAAGUCCUCAGUCCUGCUCUCGGAGACAAUUAUUGCUCAGUAUCCAUUUGAAGUGCCCAGCCCACCACGUUCUGUUGUUGUUCAGUCAGCCACCAAGGAGAGCAUGGUGGUUGUAUGGGAGAAACCCAGCAAUGAUGGUGGAAGCAAAAUUUUGGGAUACCACUUAGAGCUCAAAGAGAAAAACAGUAUACUGUGGGUGAAACAGAACAAACAACUUAUCCCAGAGACCAGAUUUAAGGUUGUUGGCCUUGAGGAGGGUAUUGAAUAUGAGUUCAGAGUCUAUAGUGAAAACAUUGUUGGCCUCAGCAAAGUCAGCAAAGUGAGUGAAAUGCAAGUGGCAAGAGAUCCUUGUGACAGACCAGGAAAACCUGAGGCUGUCAUUGUGACAAGAAACCAAGUGACACUCAGAUGGACUAAACCUGAGUAUGAUGGCGGCAUCAAGAUCACGGGCUAUGUGGUUGAGAAAAAGGAUGGAGCUGGCCGCUGGAUGAAGGCCAGUUUCGCCAAUGUCAUUGAGACCAAAUUUGUUGUCACAGGACUUACUGAAGAUCAGAUUUAUGAAUUCCGUGUCAUCGCCAGGAAUGCAGCUGGUGUUUUCAGUCAGCCUUCUGAUUCUACAGGACCCAUCACUGCCAAAGAUGAAGUGGAUCCACCCACAAUUGACUUGGACGCUAAGUACUCCCAGGCUGUUGUGGUAAAUGCUGGAGAGACGUUCAGGCUUGAAGCUGCCAUCUCUGGUAAGCCUGUUCCCACGGUACAUUGGCUGAAGAACGGUGAAGAGAUUACUGAAGCAGCUCGCGUAGAGCUCAAGAACAAAGACUUUACAGCGUGUAUAGUUGUUAAAGAAGCUAUCCGUAUCGAUGGAGGUCAGUACACUUUGCUGAUAAAGAAUGUUGGAGGAGAGAAAUCUGUCAACAUCAAUGUCAAAGUUCUGGACAGACCAGGUCCACCCGAGGGCCCCAUCUCCAUCUAUGGGGUUACCAGUGAGAAAUGCUCCAUUUCCUGGAAACCUCCCUUGCAAGAUGGAGGUAGCGAUGUUUCCCAUUACAUUGUUGAGAGGAGGGAAACUAGCCGACUGGUUUGGACUGUGGUUGAACCAAAAGUUCAGACUCUGAACCUGAAGAUAACAAAACUUCUUCCUGGUAAUGAGUACAUCUUUAGAGUGAUUCCAGUCAACAAAUAUGGAGUUGGUGAGCCUCUGGAAUCUGAGGCAAUGAUUGCCAGAAAUCCAUUUGUCACUCCUAACCCACCAACUGAGGUAGAGGUUUCCACAAUUACAAAAGACUCCAUGGUGGUUACCUGGGAGCGACCAACUAAUGAUGGUGGCAGCCCCAUCCAGGGUUACAUUGUCGAGAAACGUGACAAGGAUGGUGUGAGAUGGACCAGGUGCAACAAGCGCACAGUGAGUGAGCUGCGCUUCAGAGUGACAGGGCUCCUGGAAAACCACAGCUAUGAAUUCAGAGUUGCUGCUGAGAAUGCUGCAGGUGUUGGCACCCCUAGCGCACCAACACUGUACUACAAAGCACUGGAUCCUAUCUUCAAAGCAGGCCCACCAAACAACCCCAAGGUGGUUGACACAUCUAGAUCUACUGUUUCCCUCACAUGGGGCAAACCUAUCUAUGAUGGUGGCUGUGAGAUUCAGGCUUACAUUGUUGAGGCUUGCGAUGUGGCAUCUGAUGAGUGGUUUAUGUGCACUCCUCCCACUGGAAUCACAGACACUAAGUUUACAGUGAAAAAGCUUCUGGAGAAGCAUGAGUACCAAUUUAGAGUGUGUGCCAUCAACAAAGUUGGUGUUGGUGAGCAUGCUGAUGUUCCAGGAAAAAUUCUUUUGGAGGAGAAACUUGAGGCUCCUGAUCUUGACCUGGAUGCUGAUAUGAGAAAGAUGAUCAACAUUAGAGCAGCAUGCACUCUCAGGCUAUUUGUUCCUGUGAGAGGUCGUCCGGCUCCUGAAGUGAAAUGGGCCAAGGCUGAUGGCGAGAUUAAGGAGACUGCCCAGAUUGACAAUACGGGCAACUAUGCUUCACUUGUCAUUGAAAAUGUUGAUAGAUUUGAUAGUGGUAAAUACAUCCUCACUGCAGAGAAUGCCAACGGAGUGAAGUCAGUCUUUAUUAGUGUCAGAGUCCUGGACUCACCUAGUCCACCAACUAACUUCAUAGUGAAAGAGAUUACCAAGAAUUCUGUCACCCUCACAUGGGAGCCUCCACUUCUGGAUGGUGGCUCAAAGAUUAAGCAUUAUCUUGUUGAGAAGCGUGAAAGCACUAGGAAAGUUUACACUCCCAUCACUACCUGCAACAAGAUGACAUGGAAAGUUGAGCCUCUUCCAGAGAGUGGAAUCUUCUUCUUCAGAGUUCUGGCUGAGAAUGAAUAUGGUGUGGGUCUCCCCGCUAAAACUACAGAACCAAUUAAGAUAUCUGAGAAGCCUCAGCCACCUGGUAAAGUCAGAGUUGUUGAUGUCACUUCCAGUAGUGUAACUCUUGCCUGGGAGAAGCCUGUACAUGAUGGUGGCAGUAGAAUCAGUUACUAUGAAGUGGAACUGGCACCUAAGGACAGUGAAGCUUGGUCUGUGUGUGCUAGUGGGAAGACAUUGGAGACUGUAGUAACAAACCUAAUUAAGGGAGAAGAGUACCAGUUCAGAGUUGUUGCUGUAAAUGACAAGGGCAAAAGUGACCCUAGACAACUGGCUCACUCAGUUGUAGCAAAGGACCUUGUGAUUGAGCCUGCUGUCAGACCCAAAGUGAGCACAUACAGUGUCCAGGUGGGGUAUGACCUCAAGAUAGAAGUCCCAAUUGCUGGUCAUCCAAAGCCAACCAUCACUUGGACUAAAGAUGGAGCUGCCCUUAAGCAAACCACCAGAGUCAAUGUCACUGACUCAGCACAUCACACCACUCUCACCAUAAAGGAUGCCACCAGGGAGGAUGGAGGCAUGUACAGCAUUAAUAUUGCCAAUAACCUGGGUUCCAAGGAUGCCACUAUUGAGGUGAUUACCCUGGACAAACCGGGCCCACCAACAGGCCCUGUCAAGUUGGAGGACAUUAGUGCUGAGAGUAUGACUCUUAGCUGGGAACCUCCUACAUAUACCGGUGGCUGCCCAAUCUCCAACUAUGUAGUGGAGAAGAAAGACACAACCACAACCAACUGGGUGGUUGUAUCUGCCACUGUGGCCAGAACCACUCUAAAAGUGAGCAAUCUGAAGACAGGCUCUGAAUACCAGUUCAGAAUCUAUGCGGAGAAUAGAUAUGGAAAGAGUUAUGCAAUUGAUUCCGAGCCUGUUGUGGCACAGUAUCCGUUCCAGGAGCCUGGCCCACCAGGAACACCAUUUGUGUCUGCAUACACUAAAGAUUAUAUGGUGGUUGAGUGGCACAAACCCCCAUCUGAUGGAGGGAGUGCCAUCUUAGGCUAUCACCUGGAGAGGAAAGAGAAGAACAGUAUCCUCUGGACCAAGAUCAACAAAAUGCUCAUCCAAGAUUGCAGGUUUAAAUCUACUCCUCUUGAGGAAGGCAUUGAGUAUGAGUACAGAGUAUAUGCUGAGAAUAUUGUUGGCAUUGGAAAAUGUAGCAAAGUCUCCGAGGUUUAUGUAGCCCGUGACCCAUGUGAUCCUCCUGGCCGUCCUGAUGCUGUAAUUGUGACCAGGCACUCAGUGAAGCUGAGGUGGACCCCUCCACAGUACGACGGUGGAAGCUUAGUUACUGGCUAUGUAGUGGAGAAACGCAAUCUUCCUGAAGGAAAGUGGAUGAAGGCUAGCUUUGCAAACGUCAUUGAACAUGAAUUUACAGUUACAGGCCUGACAGAAGACAGUAAAUAUGACUUCAGAGUAAUUGCAAAGAAUGCAGCUGGUGCUGUCAGCAAACCCUCUGAGAGCACAGGAUCCAUCACAGCCAUGGAUGAAGUUGACCCACCUAAGUGUGAGACAGAUCCCAUGUACAACCAGACCAUUGUUAUCAGUGCUGGAGAGACUUUCAGUCUGGAGGCCAGUGUUGAAGGAAAGCCUAUCCCAACAGCUCAGUGGUUCAAGGGAAAUGUUGAGGUUGAAAACUCAGCUAGAGCUGAAAUCAAAAACACAGAUUUUAAGGCUUUGCUCAUUGUGAAGGAUGCCAUCAGAGUGGAUGGUGGACAGUACACACUGGUUCUGACUAAUGUGGCUGGAACUAAGACUGUCCCAUUCAGUGUGAAGGUCCUGGACAGACCAGGCCCCUCAGAGGGACCUCUGACUGUUAGCAAUGUCACUGAGGAGAAGUGCUCACUGUCCUGGCUGCCACCCAGGCAUGAUGGAGGAGCUAGCAUUUCUCACUAUGUUAUUCAGAAGAGAGAAACAAGCCGUCUGGCAUGGACUGUGGUCUCCAGUGAAUGUGGAGCUACCAUGUUCAAGGUUACCAAACUGUUGAAGGGCAAUGAGUACAUCUUCAGAGUCAUGGCCGUCAACAAAUAUGGUGUGGGCGAGCCUCUUGAGUCAGCGCCAGUUAUCAUGAGAAAUCCAUUUGUUGCUCCUGGCUCACCUCAGGAGCUUGAGAUCACUAAUAUUACCAGGGACUCCAUGACUGUUUGCUGGAGCCGCCCUAAGACCACUGGAGGCAGUGAGAUCGUUGGUUACAUUGUUGAGAAGAGAGACAGAGCUGGAGUGAGGUGGACCAAGUGUAACAAACGCAGAGUGACAGACUUGCGUUUCAGAGUAACAGGACUAACUGAGGACCAUGAAUAUGAAUUUAGGGUAUCUGCUGAGAAUGCAGCUGGAGUGGGUCAGCCAAGCCCAUCUACACCCUACCUCAAAGCCUGUGACCCCAUGUUUGAACCAGGCUGUCCCACCAAUGCUAAUGUGGUCGACAUGACUAAAGACUCCGUCACUGUGGCCUGGCACCGGCCUAUCUAUGAUGGUGGUUGUGAGAUUCAGGGAUAUGCUGUGGAAGUGACUAAGGCUGAUGAGGAGGAGUGGACCAUAUGUACUCCACCCUAUGGAGUUAAAGCUACCAAGUUUACCAUCACAAAGUUGAUAGAGCACCAGGAAUACAAGGUGCGCAUAUGUGCCAUCAACAAGCUAGGUGUUAGUGAGCCUACUGAGAUCCAGGGAGUCGUGAAACCUAUGGAUAAGAUUAAUCCUCCAGAGAUGAUCCUUGAUUCAGGGCUCAGGAAGGGAAUAGUUGUCCGUGCAGGAGGAUCAAUGAGAAUCCGCAUUCCAUUCAAAGGCCGUCCUACUCCUGAGAUCAGCUGGGCCAAGGAGGAUGGAGAACUGCCGAGUAAAGUUCAGAUAGAGACGGGUGAAGAAUACACACAGCUCUCCAUUGAUAUCUGUGAUAAAUAUGAUGCUGGAAAAUAUAUCCUCAACCUGGAAAAUAGUGCUGGAACCAAAUCAGCCUUUGUCUCUGUUAAAGUUCUGGACACUCCAGGGGCCCCUCUGAAUCUAACAGUAAAAGACAUUAAGAGGGAAAGCGUCACUCUGACCUGGGAGCCUCCUCUUAUAGAUGGUGGGGCAAGAAUUAAGAAUUAUCUGGUUGAAAAGCGUGAGUCUACCAGGAAGGUUUACUCUAAUGUAGACAACAAAUGCACAAAGACAAGCUACCGUAUAACUGGCCUCACUGAGGGAACUAUCUACUAUUUCAGAGUCUUAGCGGAGAAUGAGUUUGGUGUGGGACAGCCGGCUGAGACAGAAGACUCAGUUAAGACCUCUGAGCCUCCUCUGCCAGUGGGUAAGGUCACUUUGACUGAUGUGACCAAAACCUCUGCCUCACUCUCCUGGGAGAAGCCAGACCAUGAUGGAGGCAGCAGGAUCAUGGGCUACCAAAUUGAGAUGCAGCCUGUGGGCUCAGAGGAAUGGGUGGUGGCUACCAUAACCAAAACUUGUGAGGGCACUGUCACAGGCCUCAGCACAGGACAUGAAUACCUGUUGAGAGUGUCAGCUUUCAAUGAUAAGGGAAAGAGUGACCCCAGGCCUCUGGCUGCACCAGUCACUGCCAAAGAUAUAACUAUCGAGCCCAGAUUUAAGAUGACAUUCAAAACUUACAGUUUACAGCUGGGUGAGGAUCUCAAGAUUGAUAUUCCAGUGAUAGGACGUCCCGUGCCCAAGGUUGAAUGGAAAAAGGAUGGACAUGCUCUUAAGGAGACAACCAGACUAAAUGUAUCCAGCACACAAUCAUCUACUAAGCUGUGCAUCAAAGAUACAAAUAAGGAAGACUCUGGUAAAUACACUGUCACAGCCACCAGCAGUGUCGGAACAGCCACAGAGGAGAUUACUGUUGUUAUUCUUGAUAAGCCUGGUCCACCCACAGGCCCUGUGAAGAUUGAGGAGGUGAGCUCUAAUUAUGUCCUUCUCUCCUGGGAGCCACCGGAGUAUACUGGAGGCUGUCAGAUCAACAACUACAUUGUAGAGAAGAGAGACACCACCACGACAGCAUGGCAGAUUGUAUCUGCCACUAUUGCCAGGACAACUAUCAAAGUCACCAACCUGAAGACUGGACUUGAGUAUCAAUUUAGAGUGUCUGCUGAGAAUAGAUAUGGAAAGAGUUCUGCCAUUGUCUCUCCUGCUGUUAUUGCUCAGUAUCCAUUUACUGAGCCUGCUGCUCCAGGAACACCAUUUGUUUCGGCUGCAACCAAGGAUAACAUGGUUGUUGAGUGGAAAGCUCCCAUCAACAAUGGAGGCAGCCCCAUCCUAGGCUAUCACCUCGAGAGAAAGGAGAAGAACAGCCUCUUGUGGACUAAACUCAACAAACUUCUAAUCGCAGAUGCACGUUUCAAGACUACCGAGCUGGAAGAAGGUAUUGAGUAUGAAUUCAGAGUUUAUGCUGAGAACAUUGCUGGAAUCAGCCCAGCUAGCAAGGUCUCUGAGAGCACAGUAGCCAGAGACCCAUGUGACCCACCAGGCACUCCUGAGGCUAUUGAAAUCACCAGAAACCAUGUGACACUCCAGUGGACCAGGCCUCAAUAUGAUGGAGGCAGUGUGAUCACUGGUUAUGUGAUUGAGAGGAGGAAGCACCCAGAUACCCGCUGGAUGAAAGCCAGCUUUACCAACAUCAUUGAUACCCAGUUCACACUCACUGGCCUGACUGAGGACUGUAUUUACGAGUUCAGAAUCAUUGCCAGGAACGCUGCUGGCAUUUCCAGCCAUCCUUCUCAGAGCACGGGAGAAAUUACUGCGAAAGAUGAAAUAGAAGCUCCAGAAGCCACCUUGGACUCUAAAUUCAAGGAUCUGACUGUUGUUCAUGCUGGUGAGACAUUCCUCAUUGAUGCUGACUACACUGGCAAGCCUGUGCCUGAGGUCAUAUGGUUAAAGGAUGGAAAGGAGAUUGACAAAACCACACCAAGAAUGGAGGUCAAGACCACACUCACACGUACCAUCCUGACAGUCAAGGAUUGCAUCAGAGUGGAUGGUGGCCACUUUGUCCUAAAACUUGUCAAUGUGGGAGGCGUCAAGAUGAUCCCAGUUAAUGUUAAAGUUCUGGAUAGACCUGGUCCUCCAGAUGGCCCGCUAGAAGUCAAAGGGGUCACAGCUGAGAAAUGUUAUCUGCACUGGAACCAUCCCUCACAUGAUGGUGGAGCCAGCAUCUCUCACUACAUGAUUGAGAAGAGAGAGACCAGUCGUUUGUCAUGGACCAUGGUUGAGCCCAAGAUCCAGGCUAUCAGCUACAAAAUAACCAAACUGCUGCCUGGCAAUGAAUACAUCUUUAGAGUCACUGCUGUGAAUAAAUAUGGUGUUGGUGAGCCUUUGGAAUCUGAGCCUGUUAUUGCUCGUAACCCCUUCACCACUCCCAGUGCCCCCUCCACCCCAGAACCCAGCGCUAUCACUAGGGACUCCAUAGUACUUACCUGGGAGAGACCAGAGAAUAAUGGAGGAGCUGAGAUUGAAGGAUAUAUCCUUGAAAAACGAGAUAAGGAUGGCAUCAGAUGGACUAAGUGCAACAAAAAGAGGCUGAGUGACCUGAGAUUCAGAUGCACUGGUCUCACAGAGGGCCACUGUUAUGAAUUCAGGAUCUCAGCUGAAAAUGCUGCUGGUGUGGGAAAGCCUAGCGCACCAACCCAAUAUAUCAAGGCCUGUGAUGCCACAUACCCACCAGGACCUCCAAAUAACCCCAAAGUCACUGACCAUUCAAGCACUACAGUGUCUCUGUCCUGGUCCAGGCCUAUCUAUGAUGGUGGAGCACAGAUCACUGGAUAUAUUGUUGAAAUGAAGGAGGCUACAGAUGAUGAAUGGAUCAUUUGCACACUAUCCACUGGUGUUCAGACUACUCACUACACUGUAAAGAAAUUGAAGGAGAAUGUAGAGUACAACUUCCGAAUCUGUGCUGUUAACUGUGAGGGAGUAGGAGAGCAUCUGGACCUACCUGGGUCUGUGAUUGCUGCGGAGAAGCUAGAGGCUCCUGAAAUUGAACUAGAUGCUGACCUGAGGAAGAUGGUCAAUGUCCGUGCCACCGCCACCUUGCGUCUGUUUGUGACAAUCAGAGGAAAGCCUGAGCCUGAGGUCAGAUGGUCAAAGGCUGAUGGCACUCUGAAUGAGCGUGCCCAGAUUGACGUCACAAGCUCUUACACAAUGCUGGUGAUUGAUAAUGUUGAUAGAUUUGACACUGGCAAAUAUGUACUGACGCUUGAGAAUCUCAGUGGCUCUAAAUCAGCCUUCAUUAAUGUCAGAGUACUGGACUCCCCCAGCGCUCCAACUAACCUGGAGGUUAAGGAUGUGAAGAGAACUUCUGUCUCUCUCUCCUGGGAGCCGCCUCUAAUUGACGGUGGGGCUAAGAUAUCACACUAUAUUGUGGAGAAGAGAGAGCAGAAGAGAAUGGCUUUCACCAGUGUUUGCACCAGCUGUGUGAGGAACUCCUACAUUGUUUCUGACCUGCAAGAGGGAGGCCGAUACUACUUCCGUGUGUUGGCUGUGAAUGAGCUGGGAGUAGGUCUGCCCGCCUCCACAGAUCAAGUUAAAGUGUCUGAGAUUCCUUUGCCUCCUGGUAAGAUUAGUCUAGUUGAUGUGACUCGACAUACUGUAACCCUUUCCUGGGAGAAACCUGAUCAUGAUGGAGGCAGCAAGAUUACAAAAUAUAUUGUGGAGAUGCAGCCCAAGGGAGAAGACAAAUGGAGUGUGUGCAGUGAAGUCAAAGCACUGGAAGCUACUAUAGAUGGUCUCACAGCUGGAGAGGAAUACUUCUUCAGGGUGACUGCUGUGAAUGAUAAGGGCAAGAGUGACGCCAAGCCUCUGGCUACCGCUGUGUUGGUGAAGGACAUCACGGUGGAACCCACCAUCAACCUGUUGUUCAACACAUACAGCGUAAAAGCAGGAGAUGACCUGAAGAUUGAUGUUCCCUUCAAAGGCAGACCUCAGCCUGAGGUGUCCUGGAAGAAGGACGGCCAGGUGCUAAAGCAGACAACCAGGGUCAAUGUUAUUACUUCAAAGACCUCAUCCAAGAUUUUGAUCAAGGAUGCAACCAAGGACGAUGUUGGAAAGUAUGAGAUUACGCUGACAAACCCAUUUGGCACCAAGACAGCUGAAAUCUCUGUUAUUAUCCUGGACAAACCUGGCCCGCCAAGUAACAUAAAGUUGGAUGAGGUGAGCGCUGACUUCAUCUCUCUGUCUUGGGAUCCUCCAACCUAUGAUGGUGGAUGCCAGAUUAACAACUAUGUGGUGGAGAAGAGAGACACUACCACAACUACAUGGCAGAUUGUUUCAGCAACAGUAGCCAGGACAUCAAUCAAGGUGUCUCGUCUCACUCAGGGAACAGAGUACCAGUUCCGUAUUGCAGCUGAGAACCGUUAUGGCAAGAGUCCUGCCAUUGAUUCUACUCCUGUUGUCGCUCAGUAUCCCUUCAGUCCUCCUGGCCCACCAACCAACCUCCAUGUUUCUCAUGCCACCAAGUAUGGCAUGCUCGUGGUAUGGGGCAAACCUGCAAGUGAUGGUGGAAGCCCUGUUAUUGGUUAUCACAUUGAAUGCAAAGACCAAAACAGCCUCCUGUGGACCAAGGUCAACAGAGGUCUGCUGGCUGAAAACCAAUUUAAGAUGACAGGCAUUGAAGAAGGCCUGCUGUAUCAGUUCAGAGUAUAUGCUGAGAAUAUUGCUGGCAUUGGUCCAUGCACUACUGCCAGUGACGGCGUGGCAGCCAGAAACCCAUGUGAACCUCCCUGUAACCUUAGAGUCACCAACAUUACCAGGACGUCAGUUUCCCUCUUCUGGGAGAAGCCAGAGUAUGAUGGCGGAGCAAAGAUUACUGGCUACAUUGUUGAGCGUAAAGAACUUCCCAAUGGCCGCUGGCUGAAAUGCAACUUCACCAACUUGCAAGACACCUACUUCGAUGUCACAGGCCUUACAGAAGAUGUACAAUAUGACUUCCAUGUCAUUGCUAAGAAUUCAGCAGAGCUCUUGAGUGCUCCUUCAGAGAGCACUGGUCCUGUCACAGUCAAGGAUGAUGUAGACCCUCCCACCAUUAUCCUGGAAGAUAAGUUCAGACAGCUACUUGUCAUUAAGUCCGGAGAGAUCAUUACAAUUGAUGCUGAAAUCGCAGGCCGUCCACUCCCAGUUGUCUCCUGGUUUAAGGAUGGAAAGGAGAUUGAGGCCAAGGCCAGGUGUGAAAUCACCUCGACCAACUUUGCAACCACCCUGAUUGUCAGAGAUGCUAUCAGGAGGGACUCUGGCCAGUAUGUCCUGAGCCUGCACAAUGUGGCAGGAACCAGGUCUGUGGCUAUCAACUGUAAGGUACUGGACAGACCUGGACCUGCCUCAGGACCUUUGGCAGUGUCUGGCCUCACAGCAGAAAAAUGCACCCUGACCUGGGGACCCCCUCAGGAGAACGGUGGUGCUGAAAUCAUGCACUACAUUGUGGAAAAACGCGAGACCAGUCGCCUAGCUUGGACUCUCGUCCAUGGUGACAUGAAAGCAACCACCUGUAAAGUGACGAAGCUGCUUAAAGGAAAUGAGUACAUCUUCAGAGUCAGGGGAGUAAACAAAUAUGGGGAUGGUGAGGCCUUGGAGAGUGAGCCAACAAAAGCCAUGGAUCCAUUCACCGUGCCUGCAGCACCCACUAAUGUCCAGGUCACCGCAGUUACUAGUGAGGCAAUGACCAUCUGUUGGGAUAGGCCAGUUUCUGAUGGUGGCAGCAGUAUCUCUGGCUAUGUCAUUGAAAAGCGCGAGAAAACUGGCCUUCGCUGGUGCCGUGUCAACAAGAAACCUGUUUAUGAUCUCAGAGUCAAAGCCUCACACCUUCGUAAUGGCUGUGAGUAUGAGUACAGAGUGUUUGCAGAGAACUCUGCUGGCCUCAGUGCUCCCAGCACCCCUUGCCCACUCACCAAGGCUGAAGACCCACAGUUCCUGCCUUCACCUCCUGCUAAACCCAAGAUCAUUGACACUACAAAAAACACAGUCACCCUGUCGUGGAAUAAGCCACUGUUUGAUGGUGGAGCACCUGUGACUGGUUACAGGGUAGAAUACAGGAAGACUUUAGAUGAUGAAUGGAUUGUUGGAGUCCAGAACACCAAGAACACAGAGUUUACAGUGGUGGGAUUGACAGCUGGGGCUGAAUAUGUCUUUGUUGUCAAGUCCAUUAACAAGAUUGGAGUCAGUGAGCCCAGUCCUGAGUCAGAUAAACAGGUCGCCAAAGAAAGAGAGGAGGAGCCAAUCUUUGACAUCAGUAAUGAGAUGAGGAAGACUCUUGUUGUGAAGGAUGGGAGCUCAUUUACCAUGCGAGUACCCUACAGAGGCAAACCCAUUCCCAGUGUUACGUGGACUAAGCCUGAUGUUGACCUUAGAGUUCGUGCUUUCAUUGACACCACAGACACUUUCACCUCCAUCACCUUAGAGAAAGCAACUCGUGACGACUCUGGCAAAUACACCGUCACCUUGUCCAAUGUAGCUGGAACCUCUACUUUGACACUCAAUGUCAGAGUCCUGGACUCCCCUGGACCUCCUGCCCAUGUAGAGGUCAAGGAGGUGACAAAGACCUCUGCUACUGUAACCUGGGACACUCCUGAGAAUGAGGGAGGAGGACCAGUCAAGAACUACCUUGUUGAUUUCCGAGAGGCCAGCAAGAAAGGCUGGACCAGGUUGACUGACACAUGCCACAGACUCACAUUCAAGGUGACAGACCUGCAGGAGGGAGGAGUCUACUACUUCAGAGUGACAGGCGAAAAUGAGUACGGUGUAGGUGUUCCUGCCGAGACGAAAGAAGGAACCAAGAUCACAGAAAAACCAAGCCCACCACCAAAGCUGGGUGUUACUGAUGUGACCAAGGAGAGUGUGUCCCUGGCCUGGGCCAAACCAGAACAAGACGGAGGCAGCAGAAUUAUUGGCUACUUGGUAGAAGCUCUGGAGAAAGGCCAGGAGAAGUGGGUUAACUGUGGCGUAACCAAGUCGAUCCACUUCACAGUGUCUGGUCUGAGGGAGAAUGCUGAAUACUUCUUUAGAGUCAGAGCUGAGAACCACGCUGGAUUCAGUGAUAUUAAGGAAAUGCUCAGCCCUGUAGUGGUCAAAGACCAGCUCGAAUCUCCUGAGAUCGAUAUGAAGGACUUCCCCCACAACACAGUGUAUGUUAGAGCCGGCUCCACACUCAAGUGUGAGAUCCCAGUGACAGGCCGGCCUUUGCCUAAAGUCACCCUGUCCAAGGAUAACGUGCUGCUCAAGUCAACAAUGAGGUUCAACUCUGAGGUCACCCUUGACAGCAUCAAGAUCACUUUGCGUGAGAGCAUUGCUAAAGACUCAGGGCGCUACGAUAUCAUUGCCUCAAAUUCCAGUGGAACCACCAAAUCCUUCAUAAAUAUUAUUGUUCUGGACCGCCCCAGUGCCCCUCUUGGACCUGUGGAACUGUUUGAUGUCACAGAAGACAGUGUCAGCCUGAAGUGGCUUCCACCAGCAUAUGAUGGUGGCAGCCCCAUCACCAACUACAUCAUCCAGAAGAGAGAGACAACCACAGCCAACUGGAUGGAUGUCUCUUCUGCUGUGGCCCGCUGCACCAUAAAGAUCAUGAAGCUGAACACUGGCUUGGAGUACCAGUUCAGAAUCAGGGCUGAGAACAGAUACGGAAUCAGCGAACACAUUGACUCCCCAACUGUCAGUGUCAGCCUUCCUUACACUGUCCCUGAUGCUCCAUCAACUCCAGAGAUCACUGCUGUAACCAGAGAGAGUAUCACUGUAAGCUGGAAGGAGCCCAAGUCAGAUGGUGGCAGCCACGUUUUCGGUUACCAUCUCCAGAUGAAAGACAGGAACAGCAUCCUUUGGCAGAGAGUCAACAAAAUGGUGAUCCGUGCUACACACUUCAAGGUUCCCAGCAUUGAAGCUGGACUUAUUUAUGAGUUCAAGGUGGCAGCAGAGAACGCUGCUGGAAUCAGUGCCUUCAGCAAGGUUUCUGAUGCAGUGCUGGCUAUUGAUGCCUGUGAACCACCCAUCAACUUGCGCAUUAGUGACAUCACCAAGAGCACCAUUAGCCUGGCCUGGCAGAAGCCCAACUAUGAUGGAGGAUCCCCAAUCACCGGCUACAUCAUUGAGAAGAAAGAGGGUGUUAGUGCCAGAUGGUCCAAGGCUAACCUCACCAAUGUCACAGACACCCACUACACUGUGACAGGCCUAACCCAGGACGAGACAUACGAGUUUAGAGUCAUGGCCAAGAAUGCUGUUGGCUCAGUGAGCAACCCAUCCAUGACCGCAGGACCAGCCACAUGUGUGGACACCUACGGUGCCCCAGAGAUUGAAACACCUCAGGAGUACUUAAACGAGAUCAAGCACGGGGCUGGCUCUGAUGUGGAGCUCAAGUUUAAUAUCAUAGCCAAACCCGCUCCCACUAUUGAGUGGUUUAAGGAUGGCAGAGAGCUUGUGCCCAACGCCCAGCUCUCUUUCAAACACACAUUCGAGUCCUCCAGUGUGUUCCUGAAGGACACCACGCGUCUGAAUUCUGGAACUUAUGAGCUCAAGGUGAAGAACUCCCUGGGAUCUGCAUCCGCCUAUGUCAGGCUGCUCAUUCAAGAUAAGCCAGGCCCCCCUGAUGGAGAGAUUGAGUUUAAGAAGGUGACGGCUGAUAACAUCACCAUCAUGUGGUCCCCGCCUGCUGAUGAGGGUGGUGCCAUGGUAACACAUUACAUUGUGGAAAAGAGGGAGACCAGCAGGGUCAUGUGGUCCAUUGUCUCAGAGAAACUGGUCGACUGCAUCGUUAACGUGCCCAGACUCAUCCGGGGCAAUGAGUACAUCUUCCGAGUACGUGGAGUCAACAAGUAUGGCAUUGGAGACCCACUGGAGUCUAAGCCUGUAAUCGCCAAGAACGCAUUUGUUCCUCCUAGCGAGCCAUCCAAGCCUAAAGUGACCAUGAUCACCAAGUCCACCAUGACAGUGGUCUGGGAGAGGCCGGCGUUGGAUGGAGGCAGUGACAUCGAUGGCUACUACCUGGAGAAGAGGGAGAAGAAGAGUCUGCAGUGGUUCAAGGUGGUGAAGGGCACCAUCAGAGACACCAGGCAGAAAGUCACCAACCUGGUGGAGAACAACGAGUACCAGUUCAAAGUUUGUGCUGUCAACAAGGCUGGAGCAGGAAACUAUUCCGAACCCUCUGAACUUUACAAGGCCUAUGAUCCCAUAGAUCUGCCUGGUGAGCCAACCAAGCUGCGUGUAGUCGACUCCACAAAGACCUCCAUCACCCUUGGCUGGGAGAAGCCUGUCUACGAUGGAGGCAGUGAAAUCACACACUACUAUCUGGAACAGAUGAACACAGAGGAAAAAGAAUGGGUAAUCACCAACCCACAGGUCAAGACCUGCGAGUAUGUGGUAUCCCACCUCAAACCUGGAACCUACUACUUCUUCAGAGUCUCUGCUGUCAACUGCAAGGGCAAAGGAGAGGACAUCAAAAUGUACCAGCCUGUGCAAGCCAAGGAUAUCUUGGAGGAAGCUGAUUUGGACUUGGACGUUCACAUGACGACCCAGUACACAGCCAGGGCCGGCCGUGACGUGGAAGUGUUUAUCCCCCUGAAGGGACGCCCUGCACCCAACGUCACCUGGCGCCGGGGCGACCGCAACAUAGCUGGUGACAACCGCUACACCAUCACCAGCUCUGAGCGAGCCACCACACUCCUCAUUACCAAGGUCACCCGUGAUGACUGCGGCAAGUACCUGCUGGAGAUUGAGAAUGGUGUGGGAGAACCCAAGAUUAUCACAGUUUCCCUUAAGGUUCUGGACAGUCCUUCCACCUGCCAGAAAAUGAUGGUCAAGAACGUGACAAGAGGAAAGCUGACCCUCAGCUGGGAGGCUCCUCUUAUCGACGGCGGUUCCCCUGUCACUAAUUACAUUGUAGAAAAGAAGGCCUCCACCAUGAAGGCUUACCAGGUGAUCACCGCAGAGUGUGCCAACACAAGUUACAAGGUGUCUGGCCUGGAGGAGGAUGUAGCUUACUUCUUCCGUGUGUCUGCUGAAAACGAGUACGGUGUGGGCGACACCUGCGAGACCACUGAGCCUGUCAGAGCCACGGAAACUCCAGGAGCUGUCAAAGACCUGGUGAUGCUGGACUCCACAAAGAACUCUGUUACUCUGCAGUGGACCAGACCUGACCACGAUGGUGGCAGCUACAUCACUGAAUACAUCAUUGAGAAGAGAACCAUGGAAGAUACCACCUGGACUUUGGGUGCAACAUGCAAGCGCUGCAGCUGCGAGGUGACAGGACUCAAGGAGAACGCUGUCAUGGACUUCAGAGUGUUUUCCAAGAAUGAAAAGGGCAACAGUGACUUCUCCCAGAUUGGUCCAAUCACAGUGAUGGACUUUAUCAUUCCACCUGAGGCCAACCUCAUCGACUACCCCAAUGGAGAGCUCGCUGUUCGUAUUGGUCAGAACAUCCAUAUUGAGUUGCCCUUCAAGGGUAAACCAAAACCUGCAAUCAGCUGGCUAAAGGAUAACUUGCCUCUUAAGGAAAGUGAUAGGAUUCGAUUCAGGACCACUGACAACAAGACUGCAGUCACAGUUAGAGGGGCCAAGAAGGAACAUGCUGGCCAGUACACCUUGGUUCUGGACAACAGAGUCAUCAAGAACUACUUUGACAUAAAUGUGAUCACUCUGGGACCUCCAUCAGUUCCAGUUGGUCCCAUCCGCUUCGAUGAAAUUAAAGCACAGAGCAUCAUCAUCUCCUGGGAUCAACCGAAGGAGGAUGGAGGAGGUGAGAUCACUUGCUACAGUGUAGAGAAACGUGAGACUUCCCAGGCCAACUGGAAGAUUGUCUGCUCCAGUGUUGUCAGGACCUCCUUCAAGAUUACCAACCUGGUCAAGGGAACCCAGUACCAGUUCAAAGUCCGUGCAGAAAACAAAUACGGAGUCAGUGAACCACUCAACUCGUCAGACAUUGUUGCAGAGCACCAGUACAAGCCUCCAGGCCCUCCAGGAAAGCCAGUGGCCUACAACAUCACCAGUGAUGGUAUGACCAUCAGAUGGGAGGCCCCUGGCUUUGACGGAGGAUCCCCCAUUUUGGGCUAUCAUGUUGAGAAGAAGGAUAGGAACAGCCUGUUGUGGCAGAAGGUGAACUCCACCAUCAUCUCCAAUAAAGAGUAUAGGAUCAUUAGUCUCAUCGAGGGUCUGGAGUACUCCUUUAGGGUGUAUGCUGAGAACAACGCUGGACUCAGCCCUGUUAGUGAACAGAGCAAACAUGCACUGGCCAUCUCCCCUGUUGAUCCACCUGGCACCCCUGUCUGCAUUGAUGUUACAAGAGACUCAGUCACCCUGCAGUGGGAUAUCCCCAAGAGGGAUGGAGGCAGCAAAAUUGUGGCCUACAGUGUGGAGAGACGCCAAGGUAGAAGCAAAUGGCUGCGGUGCAACUUCACUGAUAUCAGCGAGACCCAGUUCACUGUGACUGGUCUGUCCCCUGGAGACAGAUUUGAGUUCAGAGUUAUUGCCAGGAAUGCUGUGGGCACAGUCAGUCCACCAUCUAACUCCUCUGGAUACAUUAUGACCAAGGAUGAGAGCAUUGCUCCUGAGAUUGAGUGGUCUCCAGACCAAGUGCUUACACUGAGGGCCGGAGAGAACGUAAAGCUCAGCUGCAGCAUCACUGGACGUCCUGUCCCUCAGGUUGUCUGGUACAAGGAUGGCAAAGAGAUUGACAAGAGGACCAUGAUUGACAUCGAGAUUACCACCAACAUUGGCACCAGCAGCGUUUUUAUCCGUGAUGCUGACAGGAACCACCGUGGCAUCUACACCAUAGAGGCCAAGAACAGCUCCGGAACCAAGAAAGCUGAUGUCAACGUCAGAGUACAAGAUACCCCCGGACCCGUCGAGGGUCCCAUCCGUUUCACUGGCAUCACAGCUGAGAAGUGCACCGUGUGGUGGAACCCGCCGGAGAAUGAUGGCUGUGCCGCCAUCACCCACUAUGUGGUGGAGAAGAGGGAGACAUCCAGGCUCUCCUGGGCCAUGGUCACCUCUAAAUGCGAAGCCUGUUCCUUCAAUGCCGUCAACCUCAUCAAGGGCAAUGAGUACCAGUUCAGAAUCUCAGCUGUCAACAGGUUUGGUGUCGGAAAACCACUGGACUCUGAUCCUGUCAUCGCACAGAUGCAAUAUACUGUCCCUGAUGCCCCGGGUACCCCAGAUGCAACCCAUGUGACUGGAAACAGCAUCACCUUGUGCUGGACCAGGCCACGGUCGGAUGGAGGUAACGAGAUCAAACAGUAUAUCCUGGAGAGGAGGGAGAAGAAGAGCCUGCGGUGGGUGAAGGUUUCCUCUAAGAGGCCCAUCACAGAGCUAAGACACCGUGUCACCAACCUCACUGAGGGCAACGAGUAUGAGUUCCGCGUCAUGGCUGAAAAUGGAGCUGGCGUUGGACCAGCCAGCAGUACCUCCAGGCUCUUCAAGACCAGAGAGCCAACCAGUGCUCCUAGUGCUCCCACGUUAGUCAAGGUGACUGACUCCACAAAGUCCUCUGUCACCCUGGAAUGGACCAAGCCAGUGUUUGAUGGCGGCAUGGAAAUCAUUGGCUACAAUAUCGACAUGUGUAAGGCCAGUCUGGAGGAGUGGCACAGAGUCAACAGCCAGAUUUGCAUCCACACCAGGUACACUGCCAACGGCCUGGUCCCUGGAGAGCUCUACAAGUUCAGGGUCAGCGCUGUGAACAGCUCUGGAGAGGGCGAAGCAUCAGUUGUGCCCAACCCUGUUCAGGCUCUGGACAGACUUACAUCUCCUGAGAUCAACAUUGAUGCCAACUUCAAGCAGACUCACAUCGUGAAGAAUGGCGGCACUGUCAGCCUCCAAAUUGCCUUCCAAGGCAAACCAGUUCCUCUCGCCACCUGGUCUAAAGUAGACGGUGAGCUGCCCAUCAUGGCCGACAUCAACACCACAGAUUCCUUCUCUACCCUGACCAUCGAGAGUUGCACUAGGUACGAGGCAGGCAAAUACACCCUGUCCCUGGAGAACAACAGCGGGCGCAAGUCCAUCACAUUCACCGUCAAAGUGCUGGACACACCCGGACCUCCGGGUGUCAUCAGCUUCAAAGAUGUUACCCGUGGAGCCUUGACAAUGAUGUGGGAUGCCCCCACCAAUGAUGGCGGAUCCCGAAUCCACCACUACAUUGUUGACAAGCGUGAGGCCAGUCGUCUGGCCUGGCAGGAGGUCAGCACCAAGUGCUCUCGCCAGAUGAUCAGGGUAACUGGUCUGGAUAUUGGCGUGCCAUAUGUGUUCAGAGUGAUUGCUGUUAAUCAGUACGGCCAGGGAGAACCUCAUGAGAUGACUGAGCCCAUCAUAGCUACAGAAGAACCCGCACCGCCCAAGAGACUGGAUGUUGUCGACACCACCAGCUCCACAGCCUCCCUGGUUUGGCUGAAGCCUGAGCAUGAUGGAGGCAGCCGCAUCAGGGGCUACAUCGUUGAGUUCAGAGUUAAAGGCACUGACCGCUGGGUGGUUUACGGAGAGACCAAGUCCCAGAAGAUGCUGAUGGAGGGACUGAUUGAGAACACAGAGUAUGACUUCAGAGUCAAGGCCAAGAACGAUGCUGGAAUCAGCGAGCCUCAGGCCACCUUCAGCUCUGUGGUCAUUAAGGAGCCUCGCAUCGAACCAACUGCUGACCUCAGCAGCAUCACCAAUCAGCUCAUCACCUGCAAGACCUCCACCACCUUCACCAUCGACAUACCCAUUAGCGGCAGACCCGCGCCCAAGGUCACCUGGAAGCUGGAGGAGAUGAAGCUGAAGGAGACCGACCGAGUCUCCAUCAAAACCACAAAGGAGAGAACCACUCUGGUGGUGAAAGACAGCAAGAGAAGCGACAGCGGCAAGUACUACCUGACCCUGGAGAAUUCUGCUGGUGUGAAGACGUUCACAGUGACAGUGGUUGUCGUCGGCAGACCAAGUCCACCCACAGGCCCUGUGGAAAUUUCUGGAGUCUCCUCGGAGUCCUGUAACCUGUCCUGGUCCGAGCCAGCAGAUGAUGGCGGCACUGACAUCACCAACUACAUAGUGGAAAAGCGAGAGUCUGGCUCUGCCUCCUGGCAAGUGGUAAACUCCAGUGUGAAGAGAACCACCAUCAAAGUGACUCAUCUUACCAAAUAUAUGGAGUACACCUUCAGAGUGUGCGCUGAGAACAAGUUUGGAGUCAGCAAGUCCACAGAGUCUGCUUCUGUUGUCAUUGAGCAUCCAUUUGUUCCUCCAAGUCCUCCAACUCGUCCAGAUGUGGUAUCUGUGUCCGCCAGUGCAAUCAGCAUCAAAUGGGAUGUGCCAUAUGCCGAUGGCGGCAGCAAGGUGACGGGCUACUGGAUCGAGAAGAAGGAGAGGAACACGAUCCUGUGGGUGAGGGAGAACAAGCUGCCCUGCCUGGAGUGCCAUUACAAGGUGUCCAACGUGAUCGAGGGCCUGGAGUACCAGUUCAGGGUGUAUGCCAUGAACAUCGCCGGACUCAGCAAGGCCAGCGAGGCCUCCAGACCUGUGGUGGCUCUCAAUCCUGUUGAUCCUCCCGGUAAACCAGAGGUCACCGACAUCACCCGCUCCUCCGUGUCGUUGUGCUGGACCGUGCCGCUUAAUGACGGCGGCAGCAAGAUCAUUGGUUACGUGGUGGAGAGGAAAGUCUACAGCACGGAUGAGUGGGAUGACAACCGCUGGCUCAAGUGCAACUACACCACCGUCAGCGAGAACUACUUCACCGUCAUGAACCUGGGAGAGGGAGAGACCUUUGAGUACCGUGUCAUCGCCAAGAAUGCCACUGGUGUCCACAGCGCGCCCUCAGAGUCCACCGGACCAGUCACCUGCAAGGAUGAAUACUCUCCUCCCAAAGCCGAGCUGGAUAGUAAGCUGGUGGGCGAGACUGUCACCGUCACCGCCGGGUCUGACCUCGUCCUGGACGGCGCUGUGGGUGGUAAACCGCAGCCUACAGUGUACUGGUCCAAGGGCGACAAGAUUUUGGAGCUCGGAGAGAAAUACUCGCUGACCUACACUGCCACCAGAGCCAUGGCCGUCAUCAAAAACUGCGACAGAUAUGACACGGGAAGAUACAUCCUGACUGUGAAGAAUGCCAGUGGUACCAAGACCGCUGCCGUCAGCGUUAAAGUUCUGGACACCCCUGGACCUCCGGCUGAAAACAUUGUGAUCAGCAGAGUGACGGAGGAGAAGUGCACAGUGUCCUGGAAGAUUCCCCUGGAGGAUGGCGGAAGCACCAUCACCCACUACAUUGUGGAGCGCCGCGAGACCAGCCGCCUCAACUGGGUCAUCAUGGAGGCCGAGUGCAAGACUCUGUCAUGUGUCAGCUCCAGGCUGAUCAAGAACAACGAGUACAUCUUCAGAGUCAAAGGAGUCAACAAAUUUGGCCCUGGAGUUCCUCUGGAGUCCGAUCCCGUCAUCGCCAGGAACGCCUACACCAUCCCCUCCCAGCCGGGCACUCCGGAGGCUACAGGUGUGGGUAAGGAGCAUGUCGUCAUCGAGUGGCUGAAGCCCGAGAGCGACGGAGGCAGUGAGAUCAAAAAUUACAUCGUGGAUAAACGAGAGAAAAGCAGCACCAGAUGGACUCGAGUGAAUAGGACUUACACCAUCUACGACACCCGUCUGAAGAUCACGGGCCUGCUGGAGGGAAGCGAGUACCAGUUCAGAGUAACGGCUGUCAACGCUGCUGGAGACAGCCAGCCGAGCGACGCCACACCAUACAUCCUCUGCAAAGACCCCACAUAUACCCCAGCUCCUCCAUCAAUGCCUCGCAUCACCGACACAACCAAGCACAGCAUCAGCAUGACCUGGACCAGGCCCAUGUAUGACGGUGGCUCAGAUGUCACCGGCUACGUGGUGGAGAUCCUAGAGGAGGGCACCGAGCAGUGGUACCGCGCCACCACCAAGGCUAUAAAUACAAACAAGUACGUGGCUGCCGGCCUGGCAGCCAAUAAGAAGUACAGAUUCAGGGUCGCUGCUGUCAACAGCAAUGGCACCGGCGAGUUCAGUGAACCUAGCGAUGAGGUUACACCGCUGGAGAGAAUUGAAAUGCCCGACCUGGAACUGGCCGAGGACCUGAAGAAAACAGUAUGUCUGCGCGCUGGAGGAACCCUGCGUCUGGUCGUAUUUGUGACCGGCCGGCCGACACCGGUGGUGGCCUGGAGGAAGACGGGCGUGGAGCUGCAGAGCCGUGGCUACAUUGAGACCACCGAUAGCUACACCUCACUGAUGGUGGAGAAGGUCACUCGCUACGACUCCGGGAAAUACGUUGUGGAGGCAGAGAACCCAUCUGGCAAGAAGACUGCCACCAUCCUGGUGAAAGUCUACGACACACCUGGUCCUCCAGGUUCUGUGAAGGUGAAGGACUACACCAAGGAGUCCGUUGUGAUCACCUGGGACGUCCCGAGCAUUGACGGUGGCGCUCACGUCAGCAACUACAUCAUUGAGAAGCGUGAAGCCAGCAUGAAGUCAUACAAGACCGUCACCACUGAGUGUAGAAAAACCCUGUUCAGAAUCACCGGUCUGGAGGAGGGAGCGCACUACUUCUUCAGAGUCCUGCCAGAGAACAUCUAUGGCGUCGGCGAGCCCUGUGAGACAGCCGAGGCCGUGCUGGUAUGCGAGGUGCCGUCUGUGCCUAUGGACCUCCAGAUCGUUCACGUCACCAAGUCCUCCGUCACGCUGCACUGGGAGAAGCCACUGCACGACGGCGCCAGCAGGUUGACUGGCUAUAUCAUCGAGGCCUGCAAGGUGGGAACGGACAGGUGGAGUGUCGUGGCGACAGUCAAGGCGUCGGUGUCCCAGCACACCAUCCAGUCCCUGACAGAGAACGACCAGUACCUGUUCAGGAUCCGAGCCACCAACAGCAGGGGAUCCAGCGAGCCCAUGGACAUCGUCACUCCUGUCACCAUCCAGGACAUCAAGGUGAUGCCCAAAAUCGACAUGACCAGUAUCCCUCAGAAGAUCGUCCACAUCCACCGUGGCAAACCCAUCGACCUCAACAUCCCCAUAAAGGCGAGCCCGCCGCCUGUUUGCUCCUGGUUCUUCGGUGGUGUCAAACUGAAGGACAGCCUGGACCGCAUCAAGAUUGACAGCAACGGCAAAUACACCCACCUCGUCAUCCGCGAGACCACCAUCAACGACACCGGAGACUACACACUCGAGGUGAAGAACGCCAUUGGCGUGGCAACUGAGGUCAUCAAGGUCAUCAUUCUUGACAAACCCGGCCUCCCAGUCGGUCCGAUGAAGAUCGAGGAGGUUGACGGCGUGUCAGUGACAGUCAGCUGGGAACCUCCAGAGAAGGAUGGUGGUGCCAACGUCAGUGGCUACGUAGUGGAACAGCGCGAUGCCCACCGGCCCGGCUGGACCACCGUCUCAGAGUCUGUGACCAGACCCUGCUUUAAGUUCACCAGACUCUCAGAGGGAACAGAGUACGUGUUCCGCGUUGCUGCCAUGAAUCGCUUCGGUGUCGGCGGCUUCCUGCAGUCAGAGGUGGUGGAUUGCAAGAGCGCAAAGACCAUUCCUGGACCUCCAAGCAUGCCAGAGGUGCUUGAUGUCACUCACGAGGGCAUGACUCUGACCUGGCAGCCACCUGAGGACAACGGUGGCUCCACCAUUGCUGGCUAUAUCAUUGAACGUAAAGAGGCCCGCUCUGACAGGUGGCUGAGAAUCAACAAGAACCCCGUCACCAUGACCAGGUACCGCUCCUCUGGUCUGAUAGAGGGCCUGGAGUAUGAACACCGUAUCACCGCCAUCAACUCAAGAGGAGCCGGCAAACCCAGCGAGAGCUCCGCCAUCACUGUCGCCAUGGAUCCCAUCGAGCCUCCAGGUCCUCCAGUUCAGCCCAAAGUCACAGACAGCACUAGGACGUCAGUCACUCUGGCCUGGCUGCCGCCUGAAGAGGAGGGCGGUUCUGUCAUUACUGGUUACUUCAUCGAGAUGCAGAAGGUGGACCAGGUGGAAUGGACACUGUGCAACACCACGCCCACCAAGAUGUGCGAGUACAUCCUCACCCACAUGCCCCAGGGUGCUGAGUACAAGUUCAGGGUCAUUGCCUGUAACGCUGGCGGUACCGGAGAACCCGCUGAGAUUCCUGGAGUGGUUAAAGUCCAGGAGAUGCUUGAUUAUCCCGACUACGAGCUUGAUCAUAAAUACGAGGAGGGCUACGUGGUGCGGCAGGGCGGAGUCAUCCGUCUGUCUGUGCCUAUCAAGGGUAAACCCAUCCCUACAUGCAAGUGGACCAAGGACGGUCACGACAUCUCCCACCGGGCCAUGAUUGCCACCCACGAUGACAUAACUGAGCUUGUAAUCAAAGAGGCGCACAAAGAUGACACCGGAACCUACGACCUGGUGCUGGAGAACAAAUGCGGCAGGAAGGCCGUGUACAUCAAGGUGAAGGUGAUCGGUCGCCCUGACGUUCCAGAAGGCCCUCUUGAGUUCGAUGACAUUCAGGUUAGAUCAGUCCGGGUAAGCUGGAGGCCACCGUCAGAUGAUGGCGGCUCCGACAUCCUGGGAUACAUUGUGGAAAGGCGAGAGGUACCCAAGGCCGCAUGGUGUACGGUGGAUUCCCGGGUGACUGAAACCUCGCUUGUGGUGAAGGGCCUGAAGGAGAAUGUGGCGUACCACUUCAGGGUUUCCGCCGAGAACCAGUUCGGCAUCAGCAGAUCUCUCAAGUCUGAUGAGUCUGUCACGCCUAAGACACCACUUUGCCCACCAGAACCUCCCAGCAACCCACCAGAGAUCAUGGAUGUUGCCAAAUCUACGGUGUCCCUGUCCUGGGCCCGGCCCCGGGAUGAUGGAGGCUCCCGCGUCACAGGAUACUAUGUGGAAAGGAGGGAGGUGUCGACAGAGAAGUGGGUCCGCCACAACAGGACCCACAUCACCACCACCAUGUACAACGUCACCGGGCUCAUCCCCGAUGCAGAGUACAUGUUCAGAGUGGUGGCUCAGAACGACAUUGGGCAGAGCGAACCUGGUCCUGCUUCAGAGUCUGUGGUCUGCAAAGAUCCGUUUGACAAACCCAGCCAACCAGGAGAGAUCGACAUCAUCUCCAUCACCAAAGACUGCAUCACCAUCCACUGGCUAAGGCCCGAGCAUGAUGGUGGCAAAGAGAUCCUGGGCUACUGGAUUGAGUUCAGGCAGGCUGGAGAGAGUGCCUGGAAGAAAUGCAACAAGGAGCGCUCCAAGGAUCGUCAGUUCACGAUGGGCGGCCUGAUGGAGGCCACAGAGUACGAGUUCAGAAUCUUUGCUGAAAAUGAGACUGGUCUCAGCCGACCUCGUCGCACACCCAUGGGCAUCAAGACCAAACUGAGCGUUGGUGAGGCUCCAGCUUUGAAGGAAGAGAUUGAAGACGUAACCACCAAGCUUGGCGAGUCUGGCACACUCACCUGUGGCAUCGUCGGUAGACCUUUGCCUGAGAUCAAGUGGUACCGCUAUGGCAAGGAACUGAUCCAGAGCCGCAAGUACAAGAUGAGCUCAGAUGGCCGGAACCACUCUCUCAGCAUCCUGACAGACGAGCAGGAAGACGAGGGCUUGUACACCUGCAGGGCUGUCAACGAGGCUGGAGAGAUUGAGACCAGCGGCAAACUACGCCUUCAGGCAGCGCCCCAGUUCCACCCAGGCUUCCCUUUGAAGGAGAAGUACUUUGCCGGGGCUGGCACCAGCCUCCGCCUCCAUGUUGUUUACAUUGGGCGUCCCAUCCCCCAGAUCAUGUGGUUCUAUGGCAAGAAGCCUCUGAACGCGUCUGAAAAUGUGAUUAUUGAAAACACUGAAAGCUACACCCACCUGGUAGUGAGGAACGUCCAGAGGAAGACCAACGCUGGCCGCUACAAGGUGCAGCUCAGCAAUUCAUUUGGAACUAUCGACACUUCGCUACGUGUUGAAAUCCAAGAUAAACCAUCCAUCCCUGAGGGCCCCGUGGUUGUUGAUGCCCUGCUGAAGAGCUCAGUUGUCAUCAGCUGGAAGGCUCCCAAGGAUGACGGAGGCUCCAUGAUCACUAACUACAUCGUGGAGAAGCGUGAGGCCAAAGAAGGCGAGCAGUGGCACCUGGUGUCCUCCUCCAUUUCUGGCAACACCUGCCGUGUCCCCAACCUGAUCGAGAGUGCUGGCUACUACUUCAGAGUUUCUGCCCAGAACCAGUACGGAGUCAGCGAACCUCUGGAAAUCCCAUCAGUAGUCAUCGUCAAGAGUCCAUUUGAAAAACCUGGCAUCCCACAGCAGCCCUUCAUCAUCAGCUCUACAAAGGACUCCUGUGUUGUCUGCUGGAAGCCUCCAACCAGCGAUGGUGGAGCUAAAAUCACCAGCUACUACCUGGAGAAACGUGAGAAGAAGCAGAACAAGUGGAUGUCGGUAACCAGUAAGAAGUUUGUAGAGACCAGCUACGAGGUCACCGGCUUGAUCGAGGGCUUCGAGUACGAGUUCCGUGUCAAGUGUGAGAACAUGGGCGGCGAGAGCGACUGGAGUGAGCUCUCUGAGCCUAUCAUCCCCAAGUCUGACCAAACUCCUCGUGCUCCUGUGUUCAGGGAGGAGAUCAGAGACAUGACUGUUAAAUACCAUAACAAUGCCACAUUUGUCACUAAGGUGGUGGGAUAUCCCAAGCCUGUGUUGAAAUGGUACCGCAGUGGAAAGGAGAUCCAGGCAGAUGGAACCAAGAUCAAAGCCCUGGAGUUCAAGGGAGGCUACUACCAGCUGGUCAUCACUGCAGCUGAUGAGAAUGACGCCACAGUUUAUCAAGUCAGAGCGACGAACUCCUCAGGAUCCGUCUCUACAACAGCCAACCUGGAGGUGGAAGUUCCUGCUAAGAUCCACCUGCCCAAGGAGCUCCAGGGAAUGGGAGCAGUCCAUGCAGCCCGUGGUGAUCACAUCACCAUCAAGAUCCCCAUCUCUGGCAAGCCUGAGCCAGCAAUCAUUUGGCAGAAGGGUCAGGAGAUCCUCUCCAACUCUCCUUAUUACCAAGUCAUCACCACUAGGUCUUUCACCUCCCUGGUCUUCCAGAAGGGAGUGCAGAGAAAGGAUAGUGGCUACUACAUUAUUACUGCAAAGAACAGGUUCGGAACGGACAAGCAAACCAUUGAGGUGGACGUGGCUGACAUUCCUGAUGCUCCAAAGGGACUCAUUGUCAGCGACAUAUCUCGGGACUCCAUCACCUUGACCUGGGAGCCUCCUGCCAGUGAUGGUGGAAGCGAUAUCAUUAGCUACAUCGUGGAGAAGUGUCCCACAACUGCUGACAGGUGGAUCCGCGCUGGACAGACCGCUGAUUGCAGCAUCACUAUCAUCAACAUAUUUGGAAAGACCAAGUACCAGUUCCGCGUCAUUGCUGAAAACCACUUUGGCUUGAGCUCUCCUUCUGAGCCAACUGAGCCUAUUACCACAAAGGAAGACAAGUCUGUGAUCAGGAACUAUGAUGAGGAAGUGGACGAAACCAGAGAGAUCACCAAGGAGGAGGCUCCAUUCUACAAGGUGAAGGAGCUGUCCUCCAAGUACGUCAUCACUGAGGAACUUGCUCGCUGCCAGUUUGGAGCGGUCCACCGCUGUGUUGAGAUUGCCACCAAGAAGACCUUCAUGGCCAAGUUUAUCAAGGUCAGAGGAACUGACCGUGAGUUAGUUCUCAGGGAAAUUGAAGCCCUUAACCUAGCAAGGCACAUGAAUAUCAUCUACCUACAUGAAUACUUUGAAAGCAUGGACGAGAUCGUCCUAAUCUUUGAAUUUAUUUCUGGAGUUGACAUCUUCGAGCGCCUUGGGACCAGCAACUUUGAGCUUACAGAGCAGGAGAUUGUCCGCUAUCUAAGACAAGUCUGCUCUGCCCUCAAGUUCUUGCAUAGCCACAACUUUGGCCACUUUGAUAUCCGCCCAGACAACAUUGUGUACACCACAAGGAGAAGCACCAACAUAAAGAUUAUUGAGAUGGGCCAGGCUAGGCUUCUGGUUCCAGGAGAAAACAUCAGAAUGCUGUUCUCAGCUCCGGAGUAUUGCGCCCCUGAGGUCCACCGUCACGACCUAGUCACAACAGCUACCGAUAUGUGGUCUGUUGGUGUGAUGGCCUAUGUUCUGCUCAGUGGCCUCAAUCCAUUUGCAGCAGAGUCCACUACAAAGAUGAUUGAGAACAUCUCCAACUGUGAAUACAUCUUUGACAGUGAAGCAUUUAAGGACAUCAGCCUAGAGGCAAUGGACUUUGUGGACAGACUUCUUGUCAAGGACAGGAAGCUCCGUAUGACAGCCCAAGAGGCUCUGGACCACCCAUGGCUCAAGAUGAAGAUUGAGCAUGUCAGCAACAAGAUCAUUAGGACAUUGAAACACAGAAGGUACUACCAGAGUCUGGUAAAGAGGACAGAUACUAUUGUAUCAGCAGCUCGUGUAGCCUAUGGUGGCGCCUUCAAGAACCAAAGAGGACUGGCUGUGGGUAAAGUGAAGAUUGGAACUGAGUACCAUGGCCUCCGCACUGGUCCUGUCAUGCAUGGCUCAGCUGAAGAAGGUGGCCAUGUCAGAUUCACUUGUAUCAUCUACCACUAUGACAAGAGUACACAGGUGUCAUGGUACUUCGGUAACCGCCAGCUACACCCAAGCCCCAAGUAUGAAAUUACUUACAGCAAUGGUUUUGCCAGCAUCUAUGUAAAGGACAUUGAAGUGAGUGAUGAUGGUGUGUACAGAUGCAAGGUAGUGAGUGACAAUGGAGAGGACAGUGCUUAUGGAGAGCUCUUCGUUGAGACAGUGAGGAGCAUCAGAGAGCACUAUAUAAGCCGCUCCAUCAAGAAACUGAGGAAGAGAGUCGACAAGACUAAAAUCCUGCAGAGACCACCCGAGUUCACUUUGCCUCUCUACAAUCGCACAGCCUACAUUGGCGAAGAUGUGCGCUUUGGUGUCACUAUUACCGUGCACCCAGAGCCUCAGGUAACAUGGCUUAAGAAUGGAGAGAGAAUCAAGCCAGGUGACGAUGACAGCAAGUACACGUUCACCAGUGAUAAGGGUCUGUACCAGCUGAUGAUCCACAACCUGGACUUGAAUGAUGAUGCCGAAUACACCGUCAUGGCCCACAACAAGUUUGGGGAAGACCGUUGUGAGGCCCGUCUCACUGUGAUACCUCAUCCUGUGAUGGAGGAAACUAUGAGGCCCAUGUUUAAACGUCUGCUGGCUAAUGUUGAGUGUGUCGAAGGACAUAGCGUCCACUUCGAGCUCAGAGUCUCAGGAAUCCCAAUUCCUACUUUGAAAUGGGAGAAGGAUGGUCACCCACUACAGUUAAGCUCCAAGGUAGUUGUCAUACAGGAGGACGUUGACUAUCAUAUUCUGCACAUCAGAAAUACUCUGCUCGAGGAUGCUGGUGUGUACAAGGUUACUGCAACCAACUCUGCUGGCUCUGCAAGCUGCCAGGCUGUACUGAAGGUGGACCGUCUUACCUACACUAGGAGAGAGUACAAGAGCGAGGAGGAGAAAUACUUACACGUACAGAAACAAAUUGAAAAGACCAACAAGAUGGCUCAGCAAAUUGUUGCCACUGAGGAGCUCAUACCUUUCAACCCCACAGCCCAGGAGGCUCUCAAAUUUGCUGCAGAGAUAUACAAGCCUGCAGUGAGCACUAAGAAUGUUGAGGGUGAGUUCGACAUCACAGUGGUAAAGUCAGAGACCAAGAAGCUGGAGGAGGAGAGGCGGAUCUUCAUGCCAUAUGAGAUCCCUGAGCCUAUGGUUCAUGAUCCCAGAGUUCUGGAUGAGGACAAAGCUAUCAAACAGUUUGUGCCGCUCUCUGACAUGAAGUGGUACAGAAAACUGAGAGACCAGUAUGAGAUUCCAGAGAGGAUGGAGAGGAUUGUGCAGAAGAGGCAAAGACGUAUUCGCCUGUCCAGGUGGGAACAGUUCUAUGUCAUGCCCCUCCCCAGAAUCACAGACCAGUACAGGCCAAGAUGGCGUAUUCCAAAACUCACUUUGGAUGAUUUGGAGACAGUCAGGCCCGCCCGCCGUUCACCUUCUCCUGAAUCCGAGGUUUCCUUCAGGUCUAGGAGGAGGUCUCUGGGAGACCUUAGUGAUGAGGAGCUGCUGAUGCCUGUGGAUGACUACCUUUCCAUGAGGAGAACAGAGGAGGAGAAAAUGAUGCUGGAGGAUGAACUGGAGCUCGGCUUUUCUGCCUCUCCUACCCGCAGCCCUGUCCGUGUUGAGCGGCAAGCCAUGGAACGUGAAGAGAGGAGGCAGGAGGUCAGGCACGAGGCUGUCGAGGUUGUGGAGACAAAGAAAAAACGAACCAUUUCUCAAUUUAUGAGGCGGAGAAGGUCACUGUCUCCCACAUACAUCGAGCUGAUGCGUCCAGUCUCAGAGCUGAUCAGACGACCACAUGCCAGGUCUCCAGUGGAAGUAGAGGGAGAGAUCGUGGGGAGGAGGUCCCCCACCCCUGAGAGGACCCGUCCCCGGUCUCCCAGCCCCAUCAGGUCCGUUGAGAGGUCCUCCCGCUCCUCCUCCAGAUUUGAGCGUUCUGCCCGCUUCGACAUCAUGUCCCGCUACGAAGCCAGAAAGGCUGCUCUGAAGUCUGAGAGGAAAUAUCAGGUGGUUAGCCAGACACCUUUCAGCCUGGACCAUGCUCCCCGUGUGACCGUCAGGAUGCGCUCUCAUCGCAUACCAAUUGGCCAAGAUACCAAAUUCACCUUGAAUAUCCAAGCCAAGCCAGAGGCCGAGAUAAAGUGGUUCCACAAUGGAAAUGAAAUCUCUGAAAGCAGCAAGAAAUACAUCUUCUCCAACAUGAGUGGUGUUUUGUCAGUCACUAUUCUGGACUGCCAGGAAGAGGACAGUGGAACAUACCGCUGUGUAUUCUCCAACUCCAAGGGAGAAGCUUCUGACUAUGCCACUCUUGAUGUGUCAGGUAGUGGCUACACCACCUUCUCCUCUCGCCGCAGGGAUGAGGAAGCUCCCAAAGCUUAUGUUCCUGAAGUCACUCGAGUUGACCACUACCACACCACCCACUUCAAAGCUGGCUAUGCUUCCGAGACCCACUUGGAGGUGGAAGAGAGCAAGUCUAAGCUAACGGAGACACAUGAAGUUGUCACACGUGAAAGAUAUGCUGCGUCCUCUGAGAGAUACUCUUCUGCAGAGAGGUAUGACUCAUCCAUCAAGUACGCCUCUACAGAAUACCUUUCAUCUGGUUCUUCCUAUUCUUCCGACAAGUUUUCUCUGACUGGGAAACACACCACAUCUGAAGCUAAAUUGAAGUCAUCUUCUACUGCUGUUGCUGAGGACGUUUCUGUCCUUAAGGUGAAGCCUUCUCUUCCUGCCAGUAUCCUCACCAAACCCCAGUCGGUGACAGUUGCAGAGGGAGAGACGGCCAGAUUCUCCUGUGAUAUCGAUGGAGAGCCUGCACCCACUGUAACAUGGAUUCACGAGAGCAGAACCAUCGUAUCCUCUCACCAUGUCAAGGUCACCACUACUCAGUACAAGUCCUGCCUGGAGAUCUCCUCUGUCACUGCCUCCAAUGAGGGAAGUUACACUGUGGUGGUAGAGAACUCAGCAGGCAGACAGGAGGCUCACUUCACCUUGACCAUCCGUAGACCAGUUCCCAAAGAGGAGGUUAAGGCUGUCAAGUCCCCUGAACCAUCUGUCAAGUCACCCACUCCAAGUGUAAAGUCACCAGAGCCUUCAGUGACGUCUCCUGCUCCCUCCAUAACCUCCCCAGUCCCCAGUGUCAAGUCCCCGGAGCCUUCAAUUAAAUCACCAGCUCCAAGUGUUAAGUCCCCUGAACUGGGUCUCAAGUCACCAACGCCAAGUGUGAAGUCUCCUGAACCAGAGGGAAUAAAAUCUCCUAGGAGCAUCAAGUCUCCCGAGCCAUCGGCUGCCUCUCCAGCACCCAGCUUAAAAUCGCCAGCCCCAAGUGUCAAAUCUCCUGAACCUGAGGGAGUUAAGUCACCACGGGGUAUAAAAUCUCCUGAACCCAGACUCAAGUCACCACCACCAAUGAAAUCUCCAGAACCUGCAGGAAUCAAAACACCGAAAGGUGUGAAGUCUCCAGAACCUGCUGGAAUCAAAACACCGAAAGGUGUGAAGUCUCCAGAACCUGCUGGAAUCAAAACACCAAAAGGUGUGAAGUCCCCAGAGCCUUCAGGCAUCAAAUCACCAAGGGCCUUGAAGUCCCCUGAGCCCGUGGGAAUCAAAUCACCUCCUAGGAUGAAGUCUCCCCCUCCCAUCAUGUCCCCCAAAAGGGUUGUGUCUCCACCCACUAUAAAAUCCCCAACCCCGAAACCUCCCAAGGUCCUGAGUCAGCUAACAGCAGAGGCCGUUGAGGGUUCGGUGAGGAUGUCCUGUUCCUGUGAGAGCAGCGUCAGGGAAGUGGUGUGGUACGUCAAUGGGAGAAGGCUUUCACAGAGCAGCCGCUUUGAGAUGCACUACUCUGACGGCUCCUGCAGCCUUGUAAUCCAGGAUUUGGCAGACAGUGAUCAGGGAGAGUACACUUGUGAGAUGACGUCAGAGGGAGGAGUAUCCAAAUCCUCCUUCUCCUUCACUGGACAGGUGUUCCAGUCCAUACGCAUGAAGAUCACGGCCUACAGGGAGCAGCAACUGGCACUUAAAGGAUCAAUGAUGAUGAGUCACAAGGAGGCGUCAUCCAUGAGCUCAUCCAUGAUGAAGAAAGAAAUGCACAUGGUGGAGGAGUCGUCCUCCUUAUCUUCUUCUGCCCAGCAGGCAAUGAUGUCCUCCAUGAUGGAGUCCAGCUCCUUCAGCAGCAUGGCAGCUGAGAUGAAGUUUGAGACCAUGUCCAUGUCCAGCAUGUCCUCCAUGACAUCUGAGACGUACGCCAUGAGCUCCAGCAGUCUCACGGAGAUGUCCUCCCACUUGGAGGGAUCCUCAUUCAGAGCAAUUGGUUCUGCUCCAAGGAUUGAGGCUCUGCCAGAAGACAUCAGCAUCGAGCCGGGCAAAGUCCUUACAGUCACCUGCGCCUUCUCUGGUGACGCCAAACACAUCGAGUGGUCACGUGGCGGUAAAACCAUCGAGGUGACUGCUGGAGGACGCUUCCACAUCGAGACCUCAGAGGACCUGACCACCCUCAUCAUCACCGGGGUGAAGGACGAAGAUGCAGGAAGCUACACCCUUAAACUGUCCAAUGAGCUCGGAUCCGACACAGCGACUGUUCAUAUUAGCAUCCGAUCAGUGUAAAAAAAAAAGAAUCUAAUCUUCCACUUCUCCCCUUUUCCCUACUUCCAGGCCUUUUUAUUUAUUAAUUGAGCGAAAUAAUCUACUUGAUAAAGAUCUGGAUUUCUGUUCUUGUAAAUAUGAACUAUUUUUGUACCAAUCUUGACAUUAAUUUAUGCCAAACUAGACUAAAGUCUAAAGUUGUUAUAAAAUGUGCCAUAUUGGAUAACUAUGACUUAGGAUUUUUGAUCCAUUUUUCUGUGACAUGUACAUAAUGUAUAUAGCCGAAUUUAACGGUUAUGGGAAAUGUAUGCAUUGUUAUUUAUGACAAUAUUAACUGAAACAAAAUGAAACUGAAUGUGGUUUAACAGGAGAAAGUUUCACCAGGAACGAAUACCCUGUCAAACCAAGAAACUAAACUCUGUGCCUCAACGAUAAGUUGAAGUCUUAAGAUUGCCUCAACAGGUAGAGAGGCUCCCUGUUGAUGUUAACUCAGAGACAAAGAUAUGAACGCACUGCCGGAGAGUGAGAGCGGUGCUAACAAGAGCGUGAGAUCCUGAGUGCUGUUUGCAUCUACCCUCAUGUAAGCAGGACGACUGGACCUCACGCUCUGACUGAUUAUGUCAUACCGCCAUUUCGAUGACAUGCUCACAGUGCGAGCGGCCUGCACUCCCUGAGCACAAGUGUUUCUUUUGUUUUGUGCUCUGCUUCUGGCAAACGAACACUCGCUCGGCUCUUCAGUCGUACCAUCAACCUGGCCAAUCACAUAAAAAAAACAAGAGUCCAUCCUGUGCUUGUUUGCAGAAGCAGAGCUGUCUCUUGGAGGUCUGCUGUGUGUUUGUGUGUUAGUUUUUAGAAGUUCACCUGUCAGCCAAGCAGAUGUACCGCAGCCGAAACCAACCUGGCGCAGCGUUCAACGUGGACGGGAAGAUUUGAUUGAAGUUAGAGUUGUAGAGUUGACUAUUUUCGCAGCCUCCUUGAGUUUUUCUCCAAUUAUUGAUUUAAUAAAGCAUGAUUAUCAGCACUA
This is a messenger RNA of Micropterus dolomieu (smallmouth bass), 95449 nucleotides long. RefSeq names its product titin, tandem duplicate 2 (gene ttn.2). The record is from RefSeq and is a predicted model, not a curated record. Gene Ontology annotation, molecular function: ATP binding; protein binding; protein kinase activity. Lineage: Eukaryota; Metazoa; Chordata; Actinopteri; Centrarchiformes; Centrarchidae. Gene Ontology annotation, biological process: protein phosphorylation. The transcript has 253 exons. Bases 1 to 94446 code for a protein of 31481 amino acids.